Molecule: messenger RNA, 93406 nt
Organism: Podarcis lilfordi (Lilford's wall lizard)
Lineage: Eukaryota; Metazoa; Chordata; Lepidosauria; Squamata; Lacertidae
Source: the annotation of a GenBank genome assembly
AUGCCUCCGUCGUCGGCGCCGGCUGCUCCCUGGAAAAGCUUCACUCUGGCUUUGCUCUUAGCCACCGGCGGAGCGACUCCCUCGAGGCGGGUGAGUCGUGACGGGGAGGAGGGCGCGGGGCUGAGCGCUAUAUCCGAGGGCGCUUGGCCAGCUUGCAGCUUGGCUACUACUACUCGACGGGGUUUGCUUGUCUUUGCUCGGCUUCCCUCCACGGUCUUGCCCCGAGCGAGUGCGAGAGGAAGAAGGGGGGGGGGGAAGAAGACCAUUUGCCCCAAGACACAGCGCCAGGGCUGCCGGCGUCGAUCCCUCUCGCUCCCACCCCCAGCCAGCAAAAUCUUUUGAGCCACUUUCUCCCGCCCCUCGGACAACUCCCUUGUCUUCAGGCAGUUUGGUCUGCGAGGGCAGAGGAGCUCGACGUACUUGGAUUUCUUGGCAGUUACCAUUCUCCCUUCCGCCGCUUUCCUCCUUCCGUAGGCCAAGGGCAGCCGGGCUAUGCUACAUAUAUCUGAGCAAUAGUGCGGGAGGAGGGUGGGUGGGUGGGUGGGGGAGUUCAGUUAUAAAGCUGGCGGGGUUGCAACCACCGUCAAAAGUUUAUACGAUAUACACAGGGUUUCCCCCCCUAAAUCAUUGCUUAUCAAAUGGCUGUUUGCAACCGGUAUCGCAAAGCAGCGUUCAGAAACUGAGUGUUCCACUGGUCUAAGACGCGCUCAUCCCAAAAUCUUGACAAUAUAAUAGAGACAUGCCUGACACAGGGAUGAAAAAGGGGACCGUCUUCUCCUAGAGUACCGGGGGACUGAUUUCUCUGGGUGUCAGGCGCUCCUAAACAAAAGCCACUUGAUCCCAGCUGAAGCAUUUCUGCUAUAGUUUACUCUGGAGCUGUUUCCUACAGCCAUACAAGCACUACUCUGCCUCUUGGUGUCUGCUGUUGUGUGUGGCAUUACCUUUAAAAGACUAUUGGGGGUGGGAUGCUCAGAUUAGCUGGCUGUGUCAGGGACUUGGAUGGCAUUAAGUGAACUUGCAAAGACAGCUUCAGUUUGUAUAUAGGCUACUCAAGCAGCGUCUGCACUGGGGUAUACAAUACCCAUAUAUGAAUGAAUUGAAUGAAUUUUUAUUACUUCGGUCACAGACCAGUUCCAGCCCACAUACAAUAUCAAGGAAGUCAUAAAACACGAUAGGGAUACAUUUGAAUUUGCAAUUAGGUAUAACAGGGGCAAUACAGGUAAAGCAACAGUUAAAAAAUACAUACAUUAAAACUUAGUCACUAACAUAUAGCCUAAAAUUAUCAUUUAAGGCCUUAAUCAUUAUGAUAGCAUAGCUUGUUCCCUAAGUUUUAUGGCAAUUGCACAGAAUUUGGCUACCCUUAACGUGAUCUCAGGAUCCUUGUCCUCUACCAGGGAUUUUAGACAAGUACCCAUGUAUAUUGUUUGGGACUGUGUUGUUUGCUAGUGGAGAAUAAAAUAUAGGGCUUUCAAAAAGGUGUUGAAUGGCCUCAUCUGCGUAUCAUUACCUUAUCCGUACCAGUCUCAGUGCUGGGUUUCAGCAUUCUCAGAACUGGGAAGGUGUGAUGCUGAAUAUAUUUUAAGUACAUGCAAAGUCUGUAUAAAAUGCUUAUGAAUUUGUGGGUGCUUUUUCUUUUCUUUAAAACGGUAAAAUUUCAUACCUUUGUGACUUUAAAUAUACUGAAAAUAAAUACCUAAAAAUGCUAAGCUUUGUGUAGCUAAUGAAUGUUUUUGCUCAUGUGAAAGAUGCAGUGGGCUUCUCCUCCAAGGAAGUGUGCAUACAGGCCAAGAAUCUUUUGUGGUCUCAGCAACUUCACAUAAAUUUAAACUUCUUAAAAGAAUCAUGGUUUACCUUCAUUUACCUUGAAGUAGUUUUGAUUCAACUACAGACAUUCUGGACAUUUUGACACCUGCGUAUGAGCAUCAUGUGCCUCUUUGCCAGUAGAAAUUGGCGCAUAUUGUAAGUGUUGGUCAAAAGGAAAUGGUAAAUUAUGCGGUCAGACUUUUCUUUUCUUUUUCUUUUUUAAAAAAGCAUGCAUCCCAUAGAAAAUGCUAGAAAAGAGAACAAGAUGAUUUUGCAAUAAUGGAAUAAACCUCCUUAUUUGUCUUAGUUAUAGCUGUUAGCAAAUUAUUGCCAAUCCUCUUGGUUGACACAGCAUCCAGAAAGAGCUUUCAAACUAGGUGUGCUGGAAAAGAUCCUGAGGGAUUUUUUUUUUAAAGUAUGGGCAGUAAAGUAUCGUGAAGUUCAGUUAGUUGGUCUGAAGAUAAUGUCCCCCGUAAAUAGAAUGUUAAGUUUAUGCUGCAGUGUGAGUUUAUUCAAAGCAUUAACAGUCAGUGCAUGAAGCCAAGACUGAAUUGCUAGUUGAAAUACAUGAGUUUAAAGAAUGGAAGAGAGUAUCAGCAAAAUGUAUAAUUUUGCUUUAUUAGUUUUGCCAUUAAUGUAGAAAGAGUACUUGGGGUAGGAUAAAUAUUCUUUUGUGAUUCAGUACCUUCAGUAUUUAGCCUUAAAAAAAACCUUUUUGGGGGGGUCUUUCAAGGUCUUGUAGCGGUACCAUUUAUAUAUUUACUACGUUUAUAUUCUGUCUUUCUGCCAAGGAACUCACAACAGCAUAGUUGGCUCCUCUCCCCUUUAUUUUCUCUUCAACAUAACCAUGGAGGUAGAUAAUGUUGACUGACACUAACCCAUGAUCAUCUAGUGUGUUUUGUGGCUGAAUGGGAUUUUAACUUUGGUCUCCUUUGUCCUAGUCUAACCACUGCACCAUGUGGACAUGUUGAAGAGAUUUCUGGUCCCUCUCCUGCAAAACACCAACAAAGGUUUAUUAAAAAUAAAUAAAAUGUAUAAUUUCAUAAAUGGUCAGUCAUUGUCCUGCUUUCAGGAAUAUCUUCUGACCUAGCAAGUUCCAGUGUCACCCUUGCUUGUCAGGAGGUGUUUGGCGCUGGAGGUCAAGCACAAUAAUUGCCUGUGAAAUGGGUUUGCUUUAUGAAGAGGAAGUGAGACUCUGAGCUCGAUGAUGAGGAUUAGAGGGGAUAUGGCAGGAAUGGUGUCAUUGGGGUAGUGGAAGAAGAAUGACACACUGUUGCAUACUUGAAUGAAUGGAUCCUUCAUUAGUAUUCCAUGGGUCCAAGACUGAACAAAACAGAAUUACAAAAUGAGCAGAUAAAGGAUGGAGAGGGAGGCUGCCACCACCACAGUAGUGCAGGUGACAGAAUGAGGCCAUUUCAACAGUAAGGAUUGAGCAGAAUGAGAAGAUGCAGAAUGAAAAGCAAAAACUCAUAUCUUUGUCCCAUUUGCUUAAGAGAGCAAUCUUAAGAUGCAAGCUUCUGUGACAAGGCCUCAUUGAGGAUGAGGGAAGAUAGGCUUAGGCAGAUACUGUUUUUGCUGUAGGCAACCCAAGGAGCUGCUCAACAGACGGGCUUGAAAGAGGCACUUUCUUCUUUAGAAUUACAUGAGCUCUUGAUGCAGUUUUAUAACCAAGCCUCUCUGCAUUUCUUCUCUUGACCAGGUGGCAUUGACCUGAGUUAGACUUGUGCAGUGUCUUCUGGUUUCUAUUAAUGUGCCCUCAUUCUGUCACCUGCAGUAUAUUACUAUACUGCAAAAAUGAGGGAUCAGUCCCAAUGGGGCUGCAAACAUUUUUUUUUAAACAAAAGUUUUACCAAAUAAUAGUAGCCUCUUAAUGUUGUAAUAAAAAGUUUUCAAUAUGUUAGAGCUAAUAACACAAUUCUUCAAAAGGGAGCUGCACAUUAAAGAAGGGAAGGUUAUUACAAAAAGAUCCUUUAAAUAUUUGCCACAACUCGCUAUUUCCAUUUUUUAAAGAUGCCCAACAUAGGGUUUAAAAAGCAAAGAAUAUGAUAACUUGUACUCCACUAACACAAUUCUGGCAAAAUCGAGCAAUUUAAAGUUGAAUUUAGUAAGGCUUAUAAAAUGAGAACUUUGGGCUGGAUGGUACCCUGUGAGAAUGAAGAGAGAGCUUGUUUGAAAACUCCUUAAUACACGCAAGAAUGAAUAAAAGUCAUGCUCAUUCCUGUAGCAACUAACCACAGAAAAUACAUAUCUCAAAAGAUGCUGUUGAUCAGCUAGCUGCCCACAUCAUAGUUUUCUUGUUCUCUAAGCCAUAUGUUUAAGUUCAAUUCUAUCCAUUCUAUUCAGUGGGACUUCUCUCAGGUAGGUGUGUAUUGGUUUAUAGCUUUAUUGGCAAAAUUAUUGACAAAUUUCAAGAAACCCAUCCAUCUAUGCUGCUUGCUUUUCCAUUUCUGUUUAAAGUUCCUUAAAUGUUUCUAACAAAGUAACAUACAUCAAACAUCUGUUGGUUUAAUGCUGUACUUUAUUCGCAUUCAUGUACUGCUCAACUUGAAAUGUGCUCACUUAACUGCAUUUCUUGUGCUCUGUUGUGUCUGGGGAGCUCGUCAUAGAUAUUUCUGCUGUUCCAAUAGCUAACCCAUUCAAUCAGUGGUAUGCAAGUAUCUUGAAUAAACUGGGAGGAAAUGAAGAGAAGCUCUUUUACUUGCUCUAGACUUCCUGACGUGGACAGCUUGCGUAUUAACUGUAUUUUUUGCGUUGAGGUGACUUGACCAUGCUGUUAACUCUUUUUCAUUCCUGAUUGGAUUGUGCCAUUGAAGAAUUAAAAUAAAUGUAAAUUGUAUCACUUUAAAGAUCCAUUCUGUUCAAGAUCCAUUCAGUUGUGAAGUCCUCACAAUAGCUACACAAAAAUUGAUACUGAACAUUGUAUUCCUGGAACAUAAUGUAUCUCUGUCUGUAGUUCCUUCUCUACCUAUAGUAGCAUUUUUAGUAAUCAAACUGUUAGCGUCAUGCAUUUUUGGACAGUUUAUUCAUGCUGUCUUCUGAAUGAACGUUAAAGUAGAGCGGUAGUUUCAAAGUGGAGAAAUCAGUAUAGAAGGGUGGAGAAUUCAUAUAUUUGCUGCACUCUAUAGAUUAGGGCAACUCUUUAAAUUGCUGAGAGGAGAAAACGUGUAUCUUUCAUCAGUAGGGAAGGAUCGUAGCUUUGAGUCAGUGGGCGAGCUCUCUCUCGUGCAUGCUUUCUCGUGUGUUUUAACAUAAUAACUUGCUUCUUCCCAUUGUCUGAUAGAAGUCAUUCAAAAAACUUUAGCUUGACUUUUUCAUAAAUUACAUUUGUACUAAAUAGUAAAACUCUGCGGGAAGUUUCACAUAUUGUUAGUACCACUUUAAACUGUUAAGUUUUCUUAUAUUAAGUAAAGUUGUAAUCAUGCCCACUGCUAUUUGAUUUAAGUGGCAUGUAAGCAUUCCUAGAAUCGCAGAAUUGUAGAGCUGGAAGGGACCCUGAGGGUCAUCUAGUCCAACCUUAUGCAAUGCAGGGAUCUCAACUAAAGCAUCCAUGACGGAUGACCAUCCAACCUCCACUUAAAAAUCUCCAAUGAAGGAGAGCCUACCACCUGCCCAGGGAGUCCGUUCCACUGUUGAACAGCUCUUACUAUCAGAAAGACCUUUCUGAUGUUUAGUCUGAAUCUCCUUUCUUGUAACUGGCAGCCAUUGGUUUGUCUCCUACCCUCCAGAUUGCCAUCAAAGUAUUUAAAUGCAAAUCUCCUUUUGAACACCAGUAGUGGAAAUUUAUUUGCAAAUGGAAAUACGCACACCAUUGAGUAGUGGUCUCAUGAGAAUGUUGUGCAAAUUUCAGCUUGGGCAAAUGUUUUCUUAAAUUUUAAGUACAGAAUAAGACUGCCAAUAUCUCCUAAGGGAAAAUUAAGUAUUCACUGCUUUACUCGCUUGGUUGCUCUUGAACAUGAAGGUGCUAUGUCUUUUGCUUGUCAAAUCCUAAAUGUCAAAAAUGGCACAACACCUUUAUUACAUUGUGCCUAGUCUUCUCCCAGAGAAAUUGAGAUUUAUGGCAUACUACUAAUUUAUCCCCCUGUUAUAUAUCAAGAAUUUCAGGUAUUUGACAGCAUGUCUCUUCAGUUAUGGUGGUUGAAUACUUCCAUAAUUUUCCUUAUUUAACAGUUUCAUGUUUCCUUGUCUGCUCUCCCUUUUAUCAUCUUUGGACUAUAACUUGUGUCCCUGUUUCUCACUUUAACUGGUUUGGUCAGUCAUUUGCUGACCAUUUGUUGACUGUAUUCCCCUUUUAGGCAAAAUCAAUACCAUCUUAAUUGUAGGUCAAACUGCUGUUAUCUCUGCGAUCCUUAUUUUUCCCGGAGUCCCAUUUCAGAUGAAAGAAUGACAUCUUUGCUAAAAAAAGUACUGGUAAAUUAAAGUUUAUACUUUAUCACAGGGCUGUUUUCAGACCACUUUCAGACAAUAAAAUGCAAUCACAUAUCAAGGAGAGGUAGCAAGUAAGAGCUGUGACUGUCUCCACCCUGUGUUUUUUAUUCAUCGGAUAAGGCAGGCAGGUGUAAUUUAAGUGUUUAAAAGUGACGCUGUAAACUUUUGAGUGGGGAAAUUGCAUAAAUGCACAGUCCAUUUCGGCUCAGAAGGUUACAGUUCUUUUCCUUUAUUUUGGUUGCUGAGACUCCUUAAUGUACACACAUUUGCUUAAAGUAAGCACAUUUGGUAGUUGUCAUUUUACCUCUUUGCUUGUUGCCAGAUUUGGAGCGCUCACAACCACUGUGCAAUUGACUAAAAGACAUAGAGUGUUGGUGUACCUGCAGUUUCCUUGUUCUUUCUAAGCAGGAAAGUUUGUAAACAGAUUAUAAUAUAGUAAUAAUAAUACUCAACUUCAAGGAAACCGAACAUGCAGAAAUUCUGCUUGUAAUUUCCCAGUGCUUAGGGAAAGGAAACCAAGACAUAAAUGCUCCUUCUGCCAAAGCAAUGAAUGUUUGCUAACAAAUAAUGGAGAGGUAUAUUUGUUUCAGAGGCAUUUAUAAAUGGCCCUGUACAAUUGCUGCCUCCCAUCGGAGACAUACGUUUCUUCAGUUCUUGCCAGUGAAUAGCAAAUAGUUAAUUCCUGUUGACAAGAGUGAGAGUUAUGCAUGGUUGCUUUCCUUGUAUUCUGAAAUGCAUGCUAAUAUAUACAUCAUCCUGAUUCAAGUUGGUGAAAGCUGUAAUAAAUGGAUCAGUUUUGAAGCAUGACCAUUUCCUGUUCCUCCUGUCACAAGGCUGCAUCUUUUGCACUGUGAAGAGAAGCAGCUUGUGGAAGGGGACAACUCUUGAGUAGAAAAAAGGGGCCACAGGAGGAAGGAUAAACUGAGGGAAAGCCCUCAGUUGAGCUCAGAGUCCCAAUCCAAGACUGCUCUGGGUUCAAAAAAGAAAAGUACUGUAGGAUAUAAAGUUUUGCUCUCUCUCUGGUUGCUUCUAAAGAUAUUUGUUUUAAUUUGCUUUUUGUUGAAGCAAGUUAGAUUUUUAAACAGUUGUUGCUCUGUUUUAAAUUUCAAUAUGAUUUCAUUGGUCUGCUCAGGAAUGGUUUAUGCUGGUUUAAGUGGUACAUUUUUAGAUAUUGGUUUCAUAUCUUACAGCUAAGAUAGUAACUGUUACGUUGCCUUGAGAAACUACUUGUUUUGAAAGGUUAAAUAAAAAAUAAAUUAAUGGAAGCUCAUCAAGCAAUCACAAAUCUGCAGCCAGAAUCCGUUGCAUGGGAUCUUCCUGUUGUAACUGAAACUAAGUUAAUGGCACUUUGCUAAAGUCUUGCUGGAUUUAUGUCUUUCCUUGCUUGUUUCUUCCCACCUGGAACUGUCAGAUGACCUGACAUCUCAAGAGUUUUAUUUGUAUAAAACUAGAAAUAAUUGUUGGAGGUGAGCAGGAUACUUCAACGCACAGUUUUCUGGAUAUUGGCAAAAACAUAUAUAUAUAUUUGAAUGUCAGCCUUUUUCCUUUGUUUAGUGAUCUUAUAGUUCUCCUUCUCCUCUGAAGUAUGUAAAAAAAAAGUUAAAAAAAAAGUUGGGGCAGCAGAUUGUUUCAUCUGUUCUUACAGAUAAUAGUUUUGCCAGUCAAAAUCCCUGUGUAUUAGAAAGCUAUUUUAGCCAGUUAGCCUAACAGCCAGUUUAACAGGACAAUCUGAUCUAUUUAGUGAUGAGUGCAACACCAUGUAGAUAUAUAUAUACUGCUGCUAAUUUAGCUGACUCUCUGAAGCAUUCUGCAUAAUAUCUGGACAGAUGUUCAAAGGAAGUUAGUACCGCUUUAGUAAGGUAUUGACCUCUCUCAAACAUAAACUUGUGAGUGGAGCCCUUAUCAGCCCAUGUGAGCAGUUGCACCCAGGAACAGGUGCAAACAGUACCAGAUGCUUUCUGUAUGUCUUGAGACAUGUUUCUAGAAAAACAUACGGUGCUCCUGUGCCUGUAUUGUUGAAACACUGGGAAGCAAUCAUUAAAAACCAAUUAAACUAUGUCUGUGUGUAUGCGCGUUACGUAUAUAAGAUCUUUUAAAACCUAAUGAUCAUUACGAUAAAAACAUCACAGCACCAACUAUUUCAUUAGAAACAAUCAGUUCCCCAAAGCCUGUUGGAAUAAGAACAGGCUUUUUGUUGUCCUGCCAGUGGAAGGACAACAAGAAGAGAGCCUUUCUAAUUUUUCUUGGAAGGGAGUUCCAAAGUCUGGGAGCAGCCACUGAGAAGACCCUCUCCCCUGAAGAUUUCAGAGCCUGGGCAGGUUUGUGUGAGGGAAUGUGGUCUUUUCAGAUAGCCUGGACCUAAGCUGUAUAGGGAAGCACUCCUUAGAACUAGUUAUCCUAGCAAUGAGUGGAAAAGUAUAGAUGGAAGAGAAAUUCCGGCAUGCAAUGUUCUUUUUAGGUCUUCAGUGGGAACAAAGACUUAUACAAUAUAUAAUGAAAUGAGUGCUGUUUGCAGCCAGAAUGAUUGCACCAAAAUGAGGACAUCACAAUUGCAUUGGUUUUUUUGAGGACCAAAUUCUUAUUCACAUGUUUAACACAAGCGCUGCAGUAAUGGGCAAUGAGGGAACAACCAGCAAUAUCACUUGGUAUUUAUCUGUGGCAGCUCAAAUGCAAGAUGUAAUAGCUGUUAAGAGCAUUUGCUUAUUAUGCAGUAGUAAGGUGUACAAUGCCAUUUGGUUUCAUACUUUAGAUAUUGCUACUGUUGCUGUGGGCUGUGGAUUACAGUAAUAAACAGCCCAUUAGUUGCAUCAGAUUCCAGGCCGUGAAUGCAUUUCCUGUAAGCACAAGAAAGUGUAUAAAUUAUGUUAGGUGAUUUAACCUAGACGUAUUGAUAGUGGCACAAUUUAAAGCACAACACAAGUUAAGGUUGUGCAAUGUCAUGGACCAAAAUGCUAAACCAGCAUUGCCAAAUACGUUAGCACUAGAAGCUUAAAUUCCUCAAACAAUUGAGAUCUAGCUUAAUGCCUUUCAGAAAGUAAGGUUUUUGCUUCUGCAAAGGAAACAUCUUAUUUCACUCUUACACAGUGAAAGCCAACAACGAAGAGAUUUGGGAGUUUGCAGAGAGCAAAAGUAUAGAAUGCUAGAAUGAUUGACUGCAAGACGGAUCAGACACAGGGAUGGUCAUGUCUGCACAAAUAGCGGCACAGUGCCCCCUCUAAAUGGCUCCCUGUGGUGGUUGCCUUCUUCACUGGCAACUAUCUGCUCUGUAUGGAGAAGCUUUCUGUAUCUCUGCUACUGUGUACCCACUGAAAUAUGAUUUACGGAUGUUGUUCGUUUUGCAAGCCCUCCCCUUUCACAAAAGUAAAACUUAUUUUCUUGCGUCUAAGCUUCGUUUUUUCUUAAGUUGCUCUUAUGACUUGCUUUUAAAAUCUGCCUGGUGAAGCAUAUAGGAAGGCCUUCUGCAUUGCUAACUUCAAUCUCUCCUGACUGUGUGAAAAUUCAGAGGUUGAUGCUACAGCGUUUAGUUUCCUUUUAGAUGCAGAAGAAAUUUAGCUCAAAUUGCAUUUGAACAUGAACCUGCCUGAUUUACACUUUUCAAAAUGGUAUGCAAGCCAAAGUGCAGCUGUUCUUCAAUAUCUGCAUUCUUCAAAUUGUGCAAUUUGGUUCUCAAGCCCCCCAAAAUGUGUUUUAGGUGAAAAUGUGUUGUAAAGAGGCAUUUAUUCAGGAGAAUAACAAAAAGAUGCAUAGCGUUAAGAAAAAUAGCUUGCACAAAUGUCUACAUCAGAUAAGCUUGUAUACAAGAAUGUGUAUGAAGAGAAAUGUAAACUAAGGGCUUACAUUAGGACUUACAAACUAAGGAUUUACAUGAGGACUUAAAGUAAGAAGAUGAUGACUGAUACAGAAAAGUGAACAGAACACAAAACUGGAAAAAUGAGAAACAGAGAGAAGCAUAUUGGACAGAUUUCCAUCCCAAGAUGAGAGUGAGCACUGGAGACUUGGUAGUGAUUGUUUAUUUCUGUUUAUAAAUACACACACAGAGUGCAGAUAACACAACUGCCUCAGAUUCCCAGAGAGGACAACUGUCCACCAAGAUGAUUUCACCAGUGUCCUACUUGGUUAGUCUUAUUCUCCCUUCAAAAACUCAUAGCUGUGUGUCCGUCCAUCCUGCAAAACUCUAAUGGCUAUAUCAUCCCAUCUUCAGCCCAUAUGGGGAACUUGUAGCCCUUCCUUCAGAAGUUGUAUUCACAUUGGCCUUAGCCAGCAUGGCAAAAGGUCAGGGAUGUUGGGGGCUGGGAUCUGUUCCUGCUUUAGCCAGUCUUAAGUGGCUGUUGUUGCACCAAGGUGAUUCUUUCAUGGGGUCUUGGCAAGGCAUGCUCCUAUCUGGUGUCCCCCCUUCCGAUCCUGAAUCUCUGUAUCUGAACUGUUCAGUCUCUAACUGAGUGAGUGAGCACUGGCUCUUACUCAUGUCCCCUGUGAUGGAUGCUCACUCUUACCACUGGUAGCUGGAAUGAGGCUAUUGCCAGUCUUUCUACAAAAUCACUUGCUAGCCCACCAAUGGCAUGGAUGCUUUGUACCCUGGCAAGUAAGAAAAUAAGAGUGCUUACUGGUAGCAGGAGAGUGAGGCAAAUAUAACUCAUUGUUGGCAUGUGAAAUGGGGUUAGGCGCACCAUAGAAUUGGCUAUGUAGCAGAAGCUGCAGAAGGAGUCAGGUGGGAGAUUGCAUCACAGCAGCUAAAUAAGGUUGGAAUAAAUUUCUUCUGUGGUUAGAAAGGCUACUGACUUUUUUGUAGCCUUCUGCUAAAAACCGAUUUCUCACAGACUGCGCUCUGGCACAAACAAAGCCAUAUGUUCUGAAGAGUUGGAUAUACAGAAUGAAGAGCCUACCUAUUGCGGCAGUGUUGGAAAUCUACAGGUAGUGGUAUUUUAAUUGUGAAGAGUUGUGGGAUGGGAAUUGGGAAAAAUUAGGAGUGAGUUUUAGGAACCAGGGUCUGUGAUCUCUAGCUAAUGUAUGGAAUGCUAUCUAGAGAGGUGUGAGCAGUGCUCAGUUUCUAAAGAUAUGUACUUGGAGUCAGACUUGCAGAGGAGCAAUGCCUGCUUGUCUCAUAAGUGCUUCUCCUUCACUCUGUAUGGGCAGGCAGAGCAGGCUUUACUUGCUUAGUGGAAAGUGAAAGGCACUGCACAUGUGCUUUGGGGCAACUGUUUGCUACCAAGACUGGGCACAAUUUCUUGACUGGUGGCUUUUGUAGUCUCUGCAGCUGUUAGAAGUCACUGGAUCCUUGCAUUUUCAUUGCUUGGCCUGGUGAGCCUGUGCAACAUGUAAGAUGCCAAAUGUAGAUGAGAAUGGCAACUGAUGUUAGCAUAGAGAGCCUACAUGCUCUUGCUACAUAUUGUUGAUGGCGUCCUUGCUUUUAUUGCUCCUAGUGCAACAGCCCAUUAAUCAACCAUUGUUCAGAUUUCCACUUUAAUGCUGCUGAUUGAAUUUCAUUGCUGUUUGUUCAUCUUCUAUGCCUAUGUUUUCCCCUCUUGUUACUGCUUCUAGGUCUUGAUUUCUCUGAGGUUUUGUAGUAUAUCCCCAUGAACGCUUCCACUUUGUUGUCGCUCCCUUUCCACUCUUAUUUCUUGCAAACUUUGUUGUAGUGUAUGUCAGAAACUCUCCCACUCUUGCUCUUUUCCUCCCCUUUUCUAUAACGGAUAACAAAUUGAACAGUUAGCAGCACAGAACUUAAAUUAAAUUGGGCAAUGUAAUGGUUUUCUAAAGAGAGAUGUGCAGGGACUUUAGAGUUUUAAUUCCCUACAGCCUAAUUAGGAGUGCUAGGGCUGCCCCAUACUAGUGCAUCCCUUAUAAAGUCCCAAUGUUUUCAUUGUUCUCACUCCCUUAUGUGUUAUUUUAUUGUCCUUUUAUGAAAAACAGUGUUCAAUCUUGAACUGAAUGGCUACAGAGUGUUUUUGCUACUUGGAAGAGAAUCUAACAAGGCCACAACUGUUCUCAGAACUGAACUUCUCUGUGUCUGACAAUGGAUUUUAUUUUCACUUCUAAAUGCACUUGGGGAUCUGUGAAGGGAGCUUAGGCUGCCUUACUGUCUUAUUGAAGGGGAAGGUAUUUAUGCUGAUCUGCACCAGAUACCAACAAGCCUGGAUUUGUGUUUGUGUGUGUGUAUUAUUUAAGGUUUGUCCAGUGGUGGCUGGUGCCAGUUGGGGACUGGUAGGGCAUUAGGAGGGGAGGUCAACUGUAGGUGGAGUUGGAGCCAAUGACAGCCAGCCAGCCAACUAAUUCUAGUUUUGUCCCCAGCCUCCUUCCUGUUUUGCUCAAGGGGGUAAAUAAUCAGUACAUGAUUCAAUUUAAAUGAAGUAGAUGCUCUCUCUCACACCCACCCCUGCCUGAAUUAAAAUUCCCUUGAGUUGAUAGUGUUGCCUAAAUACAGGCCUCUUUCAUUAUGAGGCUUGAAUAAAACUGGACUGCAGGUGCUGUGGACGAUAGCAAGGUUAGCAUCAUUCAGCCAAAGUACAGCAACACUUUUGAUUUGUGGCUUGUUAUAUAUGUCGUUUUCCUAACAGAGAAGCAUGCCAAUUGUUGAAAUACUGUUUUGAAAUACAUUCAUCUCAUAAAAGAAAUGUGUGUAAUGCACCAUGUGGUGUGACAUGCAGAAUAUUCCUGUAAGGAAGGGACAUCUGUCAACAAUAUUAGCCACGAUAUUGUUAUAAAUAGAGCAAUGAAGACAUGGCCUUGCUUUGGCUCCAAAAUUAAAAGCUUCCUACUUUGUUAAGCAGUUUUUCAUUGUUGAAAGUUUUUUAAUAUAUGGAGAUUUGACUUUUACAUUCCUCAGAACGCUUGUCUAAAGUGGACUCUUGUUCCGCAAUUUCACUUUCCCUUCAAAAUUUUCAUUUCAUUCUGUAGUGGUGCAAUUCAUUUAGUUGUGCAGUUUUGUUUAGGCUGCUAUCCUUUGCCCACUUCCCUGGGAGUACAUCCCAUUGAACUUGGGGCUUACUACAGAGUAGAUCUUACUACAGAGUAGAUACAGUAAGUACAGGACUUCCAUGCAGUCUCUGCCCAAGAGGGUGAAGUACUUCAGCUAUAGCUAUUUCUUACCUAGCCUUCCACAUCGAUAAACUUAGUUUUAGAUCUCAGAUUGAUUCUUGCCUUUGUUUUAAAAGUACUGAAAAAUGUGCAUGCUGAACUUGACUUAUAUAAGUAGUCUUCACCAUUUUCCCACCUGGGGUGCACCUUUUAAACCACUUGGGAACCAUUUUCUUUUUCUUUUACCUUACAUUUUUAUGGGGGUCAUGGUGCUUCUACAACCCACCAUAGAUCAGGCUGUGACCUGGUAGCAGGUCCCAAUGCCCCAGCUGAAGACCAUCAAACUCUUUUCUGGCAAACCUCCCCCUUUUGAUGGAUUGUUGUGAUCGUAUUGUUGCUUGGGAGCCUUUCAGAAACAUUUUAAACUGAAUCCGUGGGACUGAAUUUGGUAUUGGUUUUAUGUUUGUUUUUACAUACUGAAGAAUGGAUCAGGCAAUUAAGAAGUAAGAAAUGGAGGGGGAAAUCAUCCCGCAUGUAAUCCCAGAAAGGUCUGGUGUAGGUCUGAAUACAUGUUAUUGACUUCUGUAUGUAGGAGGGGUGCCAAAUUGAAUAAAAUAUUGUAGGGGCCAGGUAAGUCCUGCCCCACAUAAUCGAUCACAUGACACAGUGCGUGCGCACACACCCACACCCACCAUUUGCAUGGGAAUGCCCAUUGACUUUGUGGGGGCCUGGCCCCCUCAAAUACUUUAUUGUGGGGGCCGAAGCCCCCACGGUCCCUAAGAGCUGGUUCCUAUGGUAUGUAGGGUCUGCAUACUUUUGUUUGUAUUAAAUGCUCUCUGCUUCCCAAACCAGAAGAAAUUCCAGGUUCUGGGUUUAGUUUCCUUUGGAGGAGAGAGAAGAUAGGAGAAUUAGUCAGAUCAUAGUGGAAGGGAACAGGCACCACUAAGCAAAUGCAACAUCCCCAGAGAGCAACUUGCAUAUUCUAACCCCAAAAGCUUUAUCACCAGUUCCAGCCUGGAGCUCUCCUAUCUUCCAUCAUUCUCUCUCCCUACCCUGGCCAUUCCAAUAGCAAAACUGAAGUGUUUUGGGCUCAGUUAGACAGGUGUCACUUCCUCUAUGAUUUGAUUGGUAUCUCUCCACAAAUGCUCAGUGAUUUUUAGCUAUCAGUAGACCCUUGCUUGCCAUUUGCUCCCACUGAUGGAACAUCACCCACCAUCCUGGUCGAUUAACCAGCAAAUGAAUGGUGGGCUAGCAGCCAUAGCGAUCUUUCAGAUGCUAUGAAAGUGUAUGUACGUACUCUCUGGCUCCUGUUGAGCUCUGAAAAGCAGAUUAGAAAGCUGCCAGGAUGUGAAAAACAAAGGAAUCAGAUGAGUCACUCUCUGUUCAGUGACCCCUGCAUUACCUGAACAAAGCUGGAAAUGAUAUUUCAGCGACUGCUGUUUUUUCUUCUUCACAUGUUAGAGGACUUCAGUCAGAUUCUUAAUGAUAUUACUUCUACUUACUGCCACCCUCCCCAAGUGAAAUUGGUGAAAGUGUUGAUUAUCAUGUGUGUGUGAAAAAUUGGUGGUUAAUUUAAAUGCCCCCUUAAUAGGAAUUUAUGAAUAGGUGGUAGGAGAGAUUCAAAGCAAUGAACACAGGAAGCGGGGAAUAGGAUAAGAAUGUGUUGCCAUGUGUUUUAUGUAACUGCGUGGUGCUUGGAUACAAAGGUGAUAAGUGUUUUUAAAAAUAUCCGCAAUUUCUAGAGCUAGAAAUGUGGCAGACUAUGCUGAAGCUGAGUCAGAGCAAUAAUAUUAAUAAUACUAAUAUAUUUAUUUAUUUAUUUAUACCCCCCCUUUUUUCUGAUGGGACUCAAGACAGUUUACAAUUUAUUAUUAUUAUUAUUAUUAUUAUUAUUAUUAAUUUAAAUUUGUAUACUGCUACAUACCAGUAAAUCUCAGGGUGGUUGACAACAUAAAAUUAGAAUAUAAAAAACCCACAAAAUACAUAAUAAAAAUAAGAACAAAAACAAACCAAUAAUUUCCCUCCCAUAACACAUUAAAAUAGAUAUAGGAUAUUUAUCAGCCCAAGACUUACUUGAAGAGGAACAUUUUCGCCUGGCACCAAAAUGGAUAUAAUGAAGGCAUUAGCCAAACCUCAAAGGGGAGAGCAUUCCACAAGCAGGGAACCACUGCGGAAAACUCCUGUUCUUGUAUUGCCACCCUCCAGACCUCUUGUGGAGGCACACGAAGAAGGGCCCUGGUGGAUGCUCAGAAUCUGGGUAGGUUCAUAUGGAGAGAGGUGGCCCUUGAGGUAUUGCGGUCCUGAACCUUUUAAGGCUUUGUAGAUUAAAAACUAGCACCUUGUAUUGGGCUCUGAAACUAAUUGGCAGCCAGCACAGUCUAUCCAGGAUCGGUGUAAUAUCAAACUGUCUUGUCCCGGGGAGCAACCUCGCUGCCAAAUUCUGCAAUAGCUCAGGAAAUGCUAAAACCAAAGAAAAACCAGUCAUUAAAACACAGUUAAACAUUGACAGAAUUAAAACUAUAUGCAUAUAUAAAAUCUGCUUUAAAACUUACAAGUCAUUACAAUAAAACAGCAGCCGAUUCCCAAACGUCUGUUGGAACUAGAAAGCCUUUACUUGCCUGCAGAAGGACAGCAAGGAGGAAGUCAAUCUAAUUUUUCUAGGAAGGGAGUUCCAAAGUCUGGGAGCAGCUACUGAGAAGGCCCUCUCCCGUGUCCCUACGAAGCAUCCCUGUGAUGGUGGUGGGACUGAGAGAAGAGCCUCCCCUGAAGAUUGUAGAGCCUGGGCAGAUUUGUAUGAGGGAAUGUGGUCUUUCAGAUAACCUGGACCUGUAUAGGGAAGUACUCCUUAGAACUAGUUAUCCUAGCAAUGAGUGGAAAAGUAUAGAUGGAAGAGAUGGUAAUUCUGGCAUGAAAUGUUCUUUUUAGGUCUUCAGUGGGAACAAAGACUUAUACAAUAUAUGAUGAAAUGAGUUCUGUUUUGCAGCCAGAAUGGCUGCACCAAAAUGUGGACAUCGCAAUUUCAUUGCUUUUUACAGUCAUCAAAAAAUCAUUCUGAGAUCACAGUUAACGGGGAUUAUUAUUUUUUAAUGAACACUGCAGAGUUUUAUUAGUGGCAAAACUGGAGGUGAAUGAAUGGUUAUGCAAUAUUAGGAUACGGGCAAAACUCCACAUCCUGCAAAUUUUGGCUCUUUAAAAAGCUUUCAGGUUCUCGUGGAUGUAAAGAUGAGUUGAGAGGACAGUGUUGAAAGAACACUGUGGGCGAUGGGGUUAAAUAAUAUCUCAUUCCAAUUGUUACAAUUUCCAUGGCCUCUCUAUCCCCUUUAUAUGACAUCUACCCCAAAUAUAUUGGCAAAUGAAUAGACAUUUUACAUCAUUAAUGUGGCCAUCGUGGAACUGAAUCUCCAUGGCACUAGAUUGGGUUGCCUUGGAGCAUAAUUCUUCUUUAGCACACAAUCUGCACAGCUUUAAUGUGUAAUCAUGAAUCGUUGUCAUUAACACCGAGCUAGGGGAUAUGGUGGGAGAAAAAUUUGACUAGCUAAUAAGUUGUACUAAUUUUCUUAAAAGGCGUCCUGUUGAUCAAGUGAUUGAGAGUAGAACUUGUCCCUUCCAAGGUACAAUACAUGCACAAGGACAGAAGCUUCUGAGAACAUCUAGUGUCAUUGCCUUCUUGCUACUGAAUGUUUUAAUAAACAGUUUCAGGUGUAUUCCAUCCAGGGUUUCCUUCUGUGCAUCAGAAGCUUGUCUCUGUUUUGUACAUCUGGAAGAAUUUGUUCCCUGUUCUCUUUGCCUUCCCUUUCCUGUUCAUUUGCUUGUGUGAACUGCUUGCCUCUUAAAUGCUCCCCAUCCCCCCAUCCCUCUCGCUGCUCGGCAUUCUGAGAAGAAAUAGGCCCGUUUUCUUUUUAAUGUGUCCCACCGACUUACCUAGUGGUUGACUGCUGUUUAUGCUAUAAUGAUUAUUUACUAUAUAAUUGUCCCAUAAAAUAACAGGAUGGUGAUCGCUCAAAUAUAAUUAAAUGCAUAGCAGCAAUAAAAAGUGUUUAAUUUUAGAAACCUGCCAUAAAACUCUAGAUACAUAAAUAUUUCUUGUCAAAAUAGCUUUCGCAUAGGCCACUAAAUUUAAAGAGGUGUUAUCUGCAUUGUACUGACUUUCAUAUGAACCUAGGAAGAUGGUCAGAUACGCAUAUGGAUAAAUGUGUGCGGCUUAUGUUGCUGCUAAUUCACUUGAAUAUUUUGACAAUGGGAUAGUCUACUAAAACUUAGAGUGUCAUUUUCAGAAGAUUUGUUGUUCUUUCAAAUUUAGAACAGUAAGAAGGUUAAUCUUGCCUGCUACAAUGUGCAGCUUUUAAAACUAUGGGAGAGACAGGCUCCCUUGCUCUUACAGGUUUGUGGUCCCCGCAUCCCUGGACCUGCUCUGCAUCCCACUCAAGUUCUUUAUCCUGCUUGGAAUGUGUCCUUGAAGUGUGAUGAAGGUGAUGCCUCUUGCUUGCCUGGAUGGAGAGUGAGUUUGUGGGUGGGUGGAAACCUCUGACCUUGGCAUGGUUGGAAUGUAGCUUACUGUACAAAGAUAAAUGUCUCACCCAUUGUCCUACCCACUUUUGUCUCUGAUCCCACCUGCCACUGGCAUGGGUAGUGCUUACAGAAGGCUACCCGCAAGCGAACAACACCUUUGGGCUGAAAAAAGGCACCUCUCUCCUGGAAACUCUGCAUGAUGUAAUAUCUCCGUAAAAAGAGCAAAGGAUCAAGUGUUGAUGACAUUUGUGUUAGGUUUCCAUUCUGUCUUCCCUUAUAAAGUUGAUUUUUAUCUGGAUUUUUAAACACUGAGUUGUACUAUUAAAUGAUUUGUCACUUUGAAUUGGAUGCUGCUUUGUUGUCUUGUUGUCAAUCACAAGGAUUUCUGCUAUGAACAAAUGCAGUGGAAUAAAUGGUUAUUUCUGUAAUCUAUAGCAGCGUUUAUAAUAUCUCCAGAUACUUAAAGUUUUAAUAGUUGGAUUAAUAACCGUCUGUGACAAGCAAAAGAUGAGCCAUGGGUUAGAAAGUUUACUUGGGGUGUUACAUUGUUAGGAAGGCUAUGAUCUAAUUUCUCGGGGAAAGUUUUCUUUCAGGAGAGUUGGGUGCUUUAUUUGUGAUUCUGUGUUUAUGGUUCUUUCUAGAUAUUCCGCAGAGGUGAAUGGAUUCCUAUUUGCUUAAGACUAGAACUGGAUAGGAAGUGGGAGAUGCAAAGCUGCUAGGGUAAGGUUAAUGAAGUCCCGUCCCCCUCACAAGGCUGUGUUAGCUGUUGAAUAGGUCCUUCAAUUUUCAGAAUAUUAUUGUUACUGCAUUUUCCUUCCACCCAAUUGUACUCUGAAAAUAGCUGGGAAAUGAAAUUCUCUGUAAGUUAAAACUCCAAAUGGCUCAGCUGAUUUAUAAAUCUAAGAUUUUAAAUCUUCCCUCCAUCCCCUUCCACCAUUCCAUUCACACUGCCUUUAUUCCAGAUUAGGGUAAAGAUUAGUUUGAAGACUGGUAGUGUAAGGACACGGGUGGCCCUGCAGGUUAAACCACAGAGCCUAGGACUUGCCGAUCAGAAGGUUGGCGGUUCGAAUCCCCACAACGGGGUGAGCUCCUGUUGCUCAGUCCCUGCUCCUGCCAACCUAGCAGUUCAAAAGCACAUCAAAGUGCAAGUAGAUAAAUAGGUACCGCUCCGGCGGUAAGGUAAACGGCAUUUCCGUGUGCUGCUCUGGUUCGCCAGAAGCGGCUUAGUCAUGCUGGCCACAUGACCCGAAAGCUAUACGCCGGCUCCCUCGGCCAAUAAAGCGAGAUGAGCGCUGCAACCCCAGAGUCAGCCACGACUGGACCUAAUGGUCAGGGGUCCCUUUACCUUUACCUUUACCUUAGUGUAAGGAUGAAAAGAACUGCAAUGGUGAGAUGACAGUGACAGAGAAAUGCAUGGAAUAUAGAAGCCCAGUCUGGCCACAGGAAGAGCAAUGAACAAUGCUGGACUUGUGUGCACUGUGUUAAUAAACACAAUGCACUGCCUUGAACAUUUCACAGCUUUUUUUUUUUUUACUUCAAAACGCCUAGCCCUUAUUCCAGGAUGCUCCUUAGAUUCCUAUAUAGUAUAUGAAGACUUUCUUUCUUGGCCAUUAUACUUCACUCCAUGUAACUACUGCUAUGUAGACACUCAAAUGUUUGUGUGUCCCAGUAGCAAUCCACAACACUGCAGACUAAAAAUGUGUUAAAAUUCUAGUGAGUACACUAUCACUUUUCAAAAUGCAGCUGAGGGAAAAGCUAUUAGUGAUGGUUGUGGAUUGGUACUCCUCCACCCGGUCUUCAUCCACCUCCCCCGGAAACUGCUUAACUGGAUUUUUAACCUUGCAUAGUUACUUGAUAAUUACAUGCUUCCCAUGCUGACAAGUUGCCCUGUAUUCGAGUUCCGUAGUUUUGACUUUUCAAAGAUGAUAAGUUGACUCUUCAGUGCACGUGUAUCAUUGACAACUGGCGUGCCAUUUUAGGUAAUGCAGCUGGUUGCUGUGAAAUGAUUCAGGGUUCAGUUUUAAUUGAAACUCUUGAAUUAAAAUCUAUGCAAGGCUUGUGAAGUUUGCCCACAAGCAUCAAUGUUCAUAUUUAGUUGGAAAGCUGGGUUGAAAUAGAAGCAAUGUUUUGGUAAAGGGACCCCUGACCGUGGCCAACUCUGGGGUUGCGGCGCUCAUCUCGCUUUACUAGACGAGGGAGCCAGCGUACAGCUUCCGGGUCAUGUGGCCAGCAUGACUAAGCCACUUCUGGAGAACCAGAGCAGUGCACGGAAACGCCGUUUACCUUCCCGCCAGAGCGGUACCUAUUUAUCUACUUGCACUUUGAUGUGCUUUUGAACUGCUAGGUUGGCAGGAGCAGGGACCGAGCAACGGGAGCUCACCCCGUUGCCGGGAUUCAAACUGCCAACCUUCUGAUCGGCAAGUCCUAGGCUCUGUGGUUUAACCCACAGCGCCACCCGUGUCCCUAAGGUUUUGGUAAGGCUCCAGUAUUACACUUCUGUUUUUCCCCAGGUUACUCCAGCAUUUGUAACUGCCUUCCUUUCUCUUUGGACACAUUUUCAUAUUAAGGGAAAUAUAAAAGUAUCUAGCUGUAUAGAAUCUAAACACAAAUAUACACCACCUAUUGAGAUUAAUCAUGCAGAGUUCCACAAUUCCAGAGUAGCAUGAAAUCCAAUAAGAAUAACCAGUCAGUGCAAAAGGAAAAAUGGAUGGGAAUGGAGGGAAAAAAGAAGCAAACCCAGGUAUCAAAUACUUAAUACUAUAUUUUCUUUUUUUUAUCAGUGGCUUAGAUGGAAACAAACUGCUUUCAGUUCAAAACUUAUGCCUUGGUGCCUCCUGAGACAUCCUGUUGACUGAGCCUUUGUGGAAGUGUCAGUAAUGUAGCCACUAGGGUGGGAUCUGGUGGCUUCUUGUCACUCGCACUGCAACAAGUAGGCAGGCAGCUCACAGGAUCCUGUUGAUAACUACCAUCCCCAGGAAAGAUUGUCUUAUUCCAGUUCCACACAGGGCUGUUGGAGCUCAGGAUCUCUGCAAGGGGAGAGGAGGAGCCCAGCCCAGUUGAUGAGAGCAGCAGUGUUUGGAGCCAACAGCAGUUCCUUGCCAUCUGUUGCUUUUAAAAGUUGGCAACAAUAUAGCAAUAACAAACUGCUUGACCAAAACUCUCCAAGUAGGGAUGUGGCUCUUUCCAGGUGUGACACAGGGGGCAAUUACCCCCCCAGUGCACCACCUAUAAAGGGCCUGCUUAUGUGGGAUUAUUCAUUUGUCAAUAGAAAGCCUAUGGCAUUGCUGGCUUCUUGCCCAGAUGGCCCAGAUGACCAUGAGAUAAACCAGGGGUACCUGGGGGAAUAGUGAAGCAAAAUAUUUUAUUUACUACAAAGUUUGUUUAUUGAAAAAUACUAGGCAGUUAAUGUGGUACCAUGCAUUUGACGAGAUCAGCAUGCAAGUGUCUGACUAACCAAAACAUCUUAAAUGGACAAGUACAUCCAAAUAUUAAUAUUUUUUUAUCAGUGAGGUGCUUCUGUAGAGAGAAACGACAGCCUCUAAGAUUGAUGGUAAGAUUAGCUGUCUUCCCCUGGCAGGCAAGUUAACGAAAUGCAGCACUAGUUCCUAGCAUAAGGAUGGAUCUGUGUAUAUAGUGGUCGUUUGCCCCCCGUGUAAGGCAAGUGAAAUAUCAGCUGUGCUCUUCUACAAUCAGAGGGGAAGUCAAAGUAUAUACAUCUGUUAUAUUGGGGAUGAGCUCUUAUGUUAUCUUGUUAUACAAAUGCAUCAAAGCACCCUUACUACUAUGAGCAGUUUUAUCCCUUGAAGCACCCUUCUUGAAAUCUAUUGCCAGGCUAUUUCUGAGUGUUUGCAACACCACUACACUUAAAAACAAUUAUGGGAGGGAUGGCUAACAGGAGCUGAUCAAUACAGUGGAUAAAUGAGCAGUGAACCUUGAGCACUGUGACAAUGAGCUUCUAAGGGAGUUACCCUGGGCCAUAGUUAAUUAAAAGCAAAAUAAGCAGCUUCCUUCGGCUGGAACUGCAGCUUUUGAGACAUAAUCGUAUUCCUCACUCACAAUCACUUACCAUUAGGAGAUGCAAGAGCCAUGAAAUUAUAUACUAGAGAUUAUGUUUAAUAGCUUUGUGAUUAUUCUUUUACUGCCUUGUGUCCUCUGUUUAACUUAGACUUUUAACAAUUUAAUAUUGGUGUGGCUGAAAUGAGUAAAUAGUGAAAGCAGGAUAAUCUAAUGUCAUUUGACAAGGGGCUACAGAGUUGAGAACUGUUUUCCCUGCUCUGAGAAUCUUUCCAUUUAAGUAAAAAUCAGCAAGUCUCUUCCCUCCCUCUUUGGAGUGUGUCUCUGUUUGUCACCAGGUUCACUUCUGUUACUAGGUUCAUAGCAAUAGAAAUAAGUUAUUUACUUGAUUUAAGGCAGCUUUCUUACACUCUUCUUCAUGGGAGAUCCUACGUAGAACAUCUCUUUGUAGCAAAUGGGGACAUGUGAAAAUUCGUGAUGAUGCAUGGGAAUAAUGAAUGAUGGAGGGAACAGGGAUAUUACAUCCAUUGGCUUGCCUCCCCCUCCACACACCUGUUGUAGGCGUUUUGAGGACUUGAAACCUGAAGAGUUGGUAAGUUGAUGGUGAGGACAAAAAGGGCAUUCCUCUUCUCUCUUUGAUACUCUACCUAUAAUGAGCCCAAAUGAUCACAUUCACACAGAUCAUUAUACAAAGGGUAUUAUAGAAUUUCAAGAGUUAGAGGAGACUUUUGAAGUAAUUUGGUCCAACCCUUUUCUCAGUGCAGGGUGCAAGGACAGCAGACCCAACAACAGCCCAUCCAGCAUCUGCUUAAAAAUGCAAAGCUCCUAUGGCAGACUGCUUUUACUUCUGCACAGCUUUUCUUAGGGAGUUUUUCCUAAUGCUUAGCAAGAGUCUUCUUCCCUUCCAUUUCCACCCAUUGACUUGGUUUUUGUUCUGGAGUAGUAGAGAACAAGUCUGGUCCUUCUGUGGGACAUCUCUCCAGAUAUUUGAAGACUGCAAUUAAAUGCCUCCUUUAAUUCUCUCUAGGCAAAACAUGCCAAGCAAUUUUUAUGGUUCUCCAUAGAUCUUGGUCGUUCAGUGGGCAAGGAGGAAAAAAUAAUAAUCUAAAAAGGCUUAUAGGAAUUACUUACUGUGUGGUGAGAUUUUCCUUUGGGGCUUUAUUUUAUUGGAAUGUGAACUUUUAAAUAAAACAGCAAUAAUGAAUUCUCUCCAUCCUUUUUAUUGAAAAUUUUGGCUCAGUCCCCUAGUGCCCAUUCCCCAUGGGCUGUAGUGGUUGACAGGGUGGUAGUGUUCACCAGGCUUCCCAGUACUGUUAAUGUCAGUGACCAAAAGGGAGAGCCACAGGGAGCUCAGCACUGAUUGGCCACUCUGCCUGUGCCACUGUGCUGCCCGCUAUUGCCAUACCCUCCAACAUUUCUCCAUAUGACUGGGUUGCCCCAGCCACUCUGGGCAGCUUCCAACAUAUGUAAAAACAUAAUGAAACAUUAAACGUUAAAAAAAACUUCCCUAUACAGGGCUGCCUUCAGAUGUCUUCUAAAGUACUGUAACUUGUAUAGUUAGUUAUCUCCUUGGCUCGGGGGCCACAUAACUCCGUACCCUCCAACUUUUCUCUGGUGAAAAUAGGAAUGUUCUAAGGAAAAGCAGUAAAUUCCAGGAUCAAAUCAGAAACUGGGAUGGCUUCUGUAAAUCCAGGACUGUCCCUGGAAAAUAGGGACACUUGGAGGGCAACUACCGGUAACUCUGUAACCAAGCCCUAAGUGUGUGCAUAUAUAAAAGAGUCAUGUAUAACUGAGAACUCAUUUUCCCAUUUCUCCCUUCCUCCACAUUCCUCCUCUUCCUUUGUUUUCUCUGUGCCAUUUUUUUUACAUUGUAAGCUCCGCAAGGCAGGGGCCUCUCCUCUGUCCUCCUCUUCAAUGCACAUUCAUGGUGCUAUAAAAAUAAAAGAAGUAUUGAACUUCCAAAUUGGCGCCUGUCCAGUUUUUAAACAUGUUUCUCACUUGCCAAAGCGUAAGAGGGGAUAGCCUGUUGGGGGGUGCCCAGAGCAAAAUAUGCAAUAUAUUCCCCCCUUCUCAAAGAUCCUUUCCACAUGUGGAAUGUAAAGGUACACUUUCUCCUUCAACAGGCAUGCAAAUCUUCUGGGCUCUCUGGCAUUGUACUGAAACAAUGACAUUUUCUGAACUGCACUAAGCUAUUGUUGCUGCUGGCUAAAAAGGAUCAAAGAAGGUGUGUGGGCAGGAAAUCUGAAGUGGGUGGCAUUGCGACCUCUUAUCAGUUUGCUUUUAUGGAUUCCUUUAAACUCCUGAGUGAAGUUUAGCUCUCUGGAUACCUUCUGCAUGGUUAGCAUAACCAGAAAUACGUCUACAAAUACAUUUUAAAAAGAUGCUGCUAAAACAUCUGUACUGAACAAGAGCAACUGAAACGCCACCUUCUCGAAAUAAAAUAUUUGUUUGGAAUAAUCUGCCAGGAAUUUUAGAUUUUGCAGAGGUUAUCCAUUUAUAGUGCUAGCCUUAUGAAUCCCCAGGUUGCAAGUUUACCAGCUACACUUGACUGACACGCUUUAACAAAGUAUAACCUAUAUUUGUUGUUGGUUCAGUUCAGGCUUUGUACAACAAUAAUUGUAGAAAGGGAUAAACUUUUAUUUCAUUCUCUGUUGUUGUCAAUAACCCUAUACUUCUGCUAAUGCAUACAUAUAGCCCAAGGAAAUGUAAACAUCUCUUGUUACAAAAUCUAGAUCUUGAGAUUUCAGUAGUUCACAAUAUGACAUUUUCCCAUCUCCUCUUGGAUAUCAAGGGGGGAAAUCAGUGUUUCUAAUUAGUUGCACGUCCCUUCUGGAGUCUGUCCAGAAGAGCCAAUCCCUUAGUUGACACUUAACCUCUAAUAUUAGUUUUAAGAUUCAACAUUUUUUCCUCCUAAUCCUUGUGAAUGAAGGCUGGUAUAAGUUACCUAAAAAACCCCCAUUCUUCUGGAAUAGCUAAGAAUGGUUACUGAAAAUAGUAUUGAUUUAUUGCUAGAUAACAAAUUAUGUUUAUUUUUAGCACAAGCAACCUGUAGCCCAUUUGCUCAUUAUUGUUCCAGUUCUUUUUGCUGUUGCACGUAAGAGAUAUAUCUGUGUUUUGUUGUGCAUGCUGGGUCUUCCUUUUAUGUACCCUGCUCUGGGAUUGUUAGAACGAAGAGUGGGCAAUAAAUAGUUGAAAUAAAUGUCAACUUUUCAGUGUUCAUCUUGGGAAUCAGAAAUUCCGAACAGAACUGUGCUUCUUGGUUUAAUUAGAAUUAUCCAUAUGUAGCAGUUAGCAAUGCAUAUUUAAAUGUGAACUUGGCUUACCAGCUGGCUAGCUCCUUUGCAUAUGCAUGCCAGAUUAUUUAAAUUUCUCACUAUUUGAAUGAGAUCAUUAAAGUUACACUUCUGCUAGACAUUGUUCUUCUGCUCAAAAUCUAGCUUAUUUGUCAAAAAGCAGUCAUUUGAACUAUAUACAGAGAGGUAUAGAAAGCUUAGAAAUUCUGCAGUCCCUGUCCAGAGUGACUGUGUAUGAUAUGUGUGGCUGUCUUCUCCAGUUUCGCAGGAGAGAAGUGGAUAAUUCUUUAGUGACGAAACUGGAAUAUGGAUCCUUCUUCCUUCUAGUCCCUGGGAGGUUUGAGCUACUCCUGCCACAGAGUUGUUGUUUAGUUGUGUCCGACUCUUGUGACCCCAUGGAUAGCAAGUUGGGGAUGGCAUUCUUCAGGUGUCUUGCAUCUCCUCUGAUCCUAUGCACUAAAAAUAUUUUCUUAAUAACGGGAAAUGAUCUAGCAACUAUUCACAGCACAGAACUUGAUUUUCCCUCAUUGCAGAAGGUCCCAUGUUCAAUCCCCAACAGCUCCAGUUAAGGCUGGGAAUGUCCUCUGUCUGAAAUCCUGUAGAGCUGCUGCUGGCCUGUGCAGACUGUACUAAGCUAGAUGGGCUGAUGGUAAUGACUGGGUAUAAAUACAGAUACACUACUGGCAAAACCUAUUGGUGUUUUGCAACUUUCUGACUAGUUGCAGGACCUUAGCCAGACCUAGCAGAGUAAACGCAGAAUCCAUGGAAGCAAUUGGCAACUUGGCUGCAGACAGGAUAGAUGAAGCAGGAACCAGGAACUUAUAGUUAGGUGUUUAUUAUAUACAGUGGACUAUUUUCAGGAACAGAACACGGAUCUUUAGCUAGCUCUCUCAUACAUGACUCACAACUCCUACACUGACACAGAACAACUGAACUCCUGAACUACCAGUUAGUAGACCAUUAAUUAUCACUCCCUUGGGAGAGCUUGACCAGUCAGGGAGCUGUCUCCAUGCCUCUGUUAUCUCCAGGCAGACUUACUCCUUCAGAUUGCCUUCUGGCUGUCUGCCAAACCUUAAUUGACUCUGUGUGAGUAGCUGUACGUACACAGUUUCCCAACAUACACCUGUGGCUUGCUAGCAAUAUCAUUGCAUAUCUUUGAAAAGGUAGCCAAAUUCCAGGAACACGUUAGUUUUUUCUCUGCUUGUACAAUCCUUAUCUGUUUAGGAAUAUGGGCUUGCACCGAAUGCAUAUGCAGUCAGUCUGAGAGAAGGGGCACCUAAGCCGGCAUAUUCAGAACUCUGUUUUGGAGAGAAAUACAUACGAUCUGAUUUAGUACUGCUGUUGACUUGGGCACAGUGACACUUGCUAUAGCUGCCUCAGUGACUGAGACGACCAAGAUAAGACAAUGUCGGAGUUAUGUUGUGUCAGUGUCUCAGGAUUUAUCCUCUGAUCACAACCUAUAGAUGUUAGCUAUCAAUAGGCUCAUACUUUGUGGGUUAAAAUUCUCUUCUUGCUCCAGAGUGCCUGACAUAGUGAGUAAUACAGCCUGGGUAGAUGUCAAGCUCAGGUUCUCGUAACCCCUGCCACCACAGGGUCCACCAUCACUCACUGAGAGGUCACCAUUGCAGAAGCUUCUGCUGUUGUGUCUUGGUGCCCUUGGUGAGCACUUGGCCCAAGCGUGUCAUCAUUCUCUUUCCGUACCCCACUCCCUGGCUUGAAGUUGAAACAAACGCCUUUGGUGACAGCAGCAUAAGUUCUGUUUGAGUUGGCUGUUGAGUUAAUCUAUGAUAAACCUCUUUUGGAGGAAGCAGGACAUUUGGCUGGAGCAGGUCAGUAAACUGCCAUUCUCUCUCACCAUCACAGGCCCGAUUCCCCUUGGUGUCUGAUCACACCACCACCACCUCUUCCCUAUACAUUUAUAUGCGCAUGCAAACUGAGAUCUGCCAAAUGCUCAAUAUUAGAAGGGACUAUGGGAAUAUUAAUUUGGUUCCUGGGUUCAUCCAGUUAAAGGAAAUAUCCUAAAAGAAACAUGACUCCAAAACAGAACCAAGGCAUGAAAUACAGCUGUGCAUCAACAGAUUAACUAAUCACACUAAUUCUGGAAGAAUCUGGAGGUGGGGAGGGGAAACGAGAUGCAAGCAAAAUAAUGCUCCCAAGUGUCUCAUAGCUCUAGGCUGAGGCAUGGGAACAAAAAUAAUCAUAAGGUAAAUCCACCCAACUUUAGCUGUUAUGUUUGGUGUUCUGUAUAUGAUGCAAUUUGCUAAAUCUACGGGGAAAAGAUUUGCAUAGCUAAUAUCCCUAGUGUAUAGCCUCCUAAUUUCCUGUUUUCCUAGUUUAAUCUUUUAUUUCCAAUUGUCCCCCCUUCCCCACAAUCUGGUCCCAUCUCUGACUGGUGGAACUGCGGCUAUGCUUUUUUUGUAAGUAUAUUUUGCAAGCCACGAGUCUAGCCACCACAAUAUCUCCCAACUACUCUGAAAUAAAGGUUGAGAAAACACUUUUCUUUGAAAUCUAAUAGAGUGCCAGCAACUACAAGUGAAGCAAAUGUGUCUUGUUUUCCAUUAUCUGGGUAGAAAGGUGAUGAUCUUCUUCCCUUGAAUUUUGGACUUGUGUGGCUCCCAAUUGAACUGCAGCAGCUAGAGAAAUUUGAGAUCUUCCAAUCCUUGUUUAAUGGCAACUAAGGACUCAUUCCAUGAUGCUAAAUGUGUUUCUGUUAAUGUUUGUGAACUAAUAGUUUUAUAGGUCUGUUCUGGUUACUGUCAAGGUUUGUGGCAUGACUUGAUGCUCCUCUGAUUCCUUGGUCACCUCAUGAGAGCAAGAGCCCUUCCCGAAUUUGUUUCAGUUACUACCAGCUUGAUUUAAAUUACACCCCAAUGGAGAGAAACCUUAAUGCUCAGAUUUCAAUAUUGGUUCCAUAACUGCUUACAGUUGAUUAAUGGGUUGGUUAGAGGAACAAGAACCAUAACACGCCCUGCAACUGUCUCAUUCUCAAAAGGUCUGCUGUGGCCAGCCAAUAUUUUAUGUGGCCUGAAUCUUGACAGCAGAUUGAGCAAGAAAGGCAAGAAAGAUGCAGGGUGAGUCCAGUUCAGCAAUAGAGCCCCCAUCUUCUUCCCACCUUAAAGACUGCAACUUGAUCAUCGUAAGGUGGUAGCAAAGCUAUGAAAAAAGAAGUGGAAACCCAACUUAACAUCUGCGUAUAUCCCCCCCCCCCCCCGGAGCUGAAUGAUGAUGUCAUAAUCCAGUCAUCCAAUAAGUAGAUACUUUCCACCAGAAUUGCAGUUUUUAUUUCUGCAAGUGCUUCAAAGUUAGAUGAAAACUACACAAGUUAAUGAUUAGAAUAACAGUUGACAGUACAGUAUUUUGAAUUCUGAAAUUUAGGAGAAAUCCUCACUGGCAACUUGAAGAAGUUCUUUAUUCUGUCAUUGCCGGCUGAGCUCUGUUUGCUUUAAAGUAGUUGCCCUGCUGUUCCUUUCUUUUUUUAUGUGUUUUGCAGGGUGUGAGUAAGGGAUCUCUGCAUUCUUACCACAAGAUGGAGCUCCAGGAACUAGGUUUUUCAAACAGAUAAGGACACUUAAUGGAUUUUCCAUUGACUGUUUUUAUAUAUUCAGUGGUCCAAACUGUGGAAGUAUUCUAAUGAAGGAUUCUUUCAGAAUGCCUAAGACCACCGAAGUUGUUGUUUGGUGGUUGCAAAAGGUCACUAAGCUUUUUAGGGAACAUGGUUGUCUGACUUGCUCAGUAGCACAUAGUGUCUCCACUGAGAUGACUUUAUUUCAGAAACCAACCAAAACAUUUGUGGACCUUGCUUUGAUUAUGGCUUCGUCUGCGUGCGCAGUAUUAAAACAUAGUUUAAAAGAACCUACGUUCUUUUUCUCCAAACAAACCAUGAAUGGUAACCCAAGAACAAACUGUAGUUUCUACUCAUGAUUUGUUUGGAGAGAAACAAACCAUUAGCCAAGGUUUGCAAUUAAGAAUGAACCAGGUUCUGGCUUCCUCCUGGCUUGUUUUGAUUCUAAGUGUGUUAGGAGCAGGGAAGAAGCAACUCUCUGGAAAAGAAACAAACCCUUCUGCAUCUUUCUUGGGGAAUGGGUAGGGGAUUCAUAGAAUCAUGCAACUUACUUUGACCUCCCUGCAUACAAUGUAUCAAUAAAUUUUAAAAUCCAUUCUUCGAUACUGAACAGUGUUGGGUUUUUUAAAAGUUUUUAAAUGAGCCAAGUGUGCUUCGUGUGGCUGUCACUCAGGCUGCCAUCUAAAGUCAAAUGAUUAUUACAGUCAAGAAAUGUACAUUUGAUGCUUGCUUCAGAUCUUUGUUGAGUGGGGUAAUUUAUCCAGAGAUUAAUUGCACUUAAUUAUAUUGUCAAAAUGAGUUAGUUGUAUGUGCCGUGCUCAAUUUGAACGAAUUUGUACUUGUCUCAUCUAUUUGAUGGCAUUGCAUGGUGAUGGCAUCCCACUGCUACUCACACAGCGUCUUUUAUUCUUGCUUGCAUAGUUUCAUUUUGCUGUAUUUGCUCAUCUUCGCGAAAUACACAUUCAAAACAUCUUCUGUUAUUCAGUAUCGCGAGGGAGCAUUGUGAUGCCUGAAACCAGUGUGACUGGGUCUCAUUUCUGCUUGCAUGAGCAGAUGCUAUAUAUUUCAGGCUGGUUAGAAUUCCCCACCCACCCCUUAUUUACGUUUCCUUCAGUCAGGACACAUUCUGAGCCCUCAUCAAACCUUUUGGAAAUCCACUAAUUGAGUCAGGAAGUUUAAAAGCAUCAUAAACUGGUUUGAGUAAAAGGAUUGAAUAAACAGAAGACAGAACUUCUAACCUGACAUUUGUUUAGGCUCUCAACAGCUGUUGAACCUUUAACAUUUCAAGACUUCCAGAAAACCUUGCUGAAUAAGGUCCACCAAGAAACCCUCCUAUGUGGGAAUGUUACAAACUGAGAUGCCCUCUGAGAAUGACAGGAAACCGAGUGUUUGCAAACUACACAAUGCUCUGUGGAAGGGACAGGGAACCUCUGACCCUCCAGAUGUUGUUGCACUCCAACUAGCCACAACCAUCAUGGCUAACAAACAGAGAUGAUGAGAGCUGUUGUUGGCAUCCGUUGUCUUGGGAGACAAUGGAGAAGUGCACUUGGGGUAGGGGAUGAAGUCCAGCUGUUGGAAGGUUGCAGGGUCUGCUGUGGCUGCAGAGACCAAUACGGAAGAGACAUGUUUUGUUGCAGCUGGGGCAGAUGAAGGUAUCCAGUAGUGCUGCUGCAGAUGCAGCAUAGUGUUUCUUCUCUCUUCAUUCCUCCCAGUGGUCAUUCCUCCUCUAGUCACUGCUAUGAAUUCACAACCUGACUGUCGGUCUCCAGGCACUGCAAGGGAUUCCCACACGGUGUGGUUGAUGUUGCCAGCUUGCAGACAUCUUUGUAACGCACAGUUGGUCUGCACACAAGCCAGAUGUUGGAAGCCUGCUCCCCCUAGAGCAUGUCCUUGGGGAUCCUGCCAUCUUCCAUUCUGUGGAAAUGACCAAGCCAGUGCAGACAGUGCUAAGACAGGAGUGUGAACAUGCUGCGAAUGUGAGCUUGGGAGAGCACAUCUCUGUUUGAAACUCUGUCCUGCCAUGUGAUAUACAAAAUCUUCAAGUCACAGUGCAUGUGGAAGGCUGAGGUUGCAUAUAUCCUAUCACUGCAUUUGAAGAGGAUAGGAAACUACAAGGUAUUAGCUGUGUAUAAAUUUUAUAACCAGUGAAGCAGCCUUUCAUUGAUGGUUGAGUUAACAGAUUAUCUCUGCCAGUGCCAAAUGUAUUUAAAAUAUGAUGUUUGUAUGUACUUAGCGCAGCAUGAAUUAUUAUUAUUUUUUUAAUCUUCCAUGCAAUGAUUUGAUUAAUUUGUAUUUUUUUGUAAUCUGCUUAUUUCUCCAGAGAUACAGUGUGGCUACCAGGCAGUAGUAAAAACCAGAAUAAAACACAGAGUUAUAUCCAACUUAAGUUAUACUUGGAACAGACCCACUGAAAUCAGUGGACUUAAGCCAUGCCCAUUAAUUUCAAUGGCUCUACCCAUGAGUCACACCUAAUUUGCUACAAACUCAUAAUCCCUUUCAAAGCCCAAUUUACAUUGAAAUAAGUUAACAAUAUCUAACCUGCUUGACGAAUGCCAGCAAAUUAGGUAAAUAGUUUGCACUUUAUUAGAAAUCUUUCAGGGCCUUCCAUAGUUUCACUGACAGUGAGCUUCUGUCAGUAAGGAGCCACUUAAGCAAUGCUCAUCAGAUUUGUUGAUAAUGUGGGAUUUAUUUAUAAAUCAUUGGAAUAUAAUGAAAAUGUAUCUCCCUCACUGUCUCUCUCCUCCAUUAAUAUAUUUUUAUAUAUACUUCCUGUAUGAAGUAGUGUCUAUUAUAUGUUUUGUCUUUUAUAUAUUUCAAUAUAAAAGUUUAAAACAUUGGAUUUUAACAUCUGUAUAGUGUCUGAAAGCAUUAUACGAAGUGCACAUGUGGUUAAGCCAAUAAAUUAUGGACCCUUUGGGUUUCAUUUGUCUGGCUUACUGGAAUAGGAUGUUUUUAUUUAAAUCAAAUCCCACAAAUUAGACAUUCUUACAAGAGAACAUGUCUGAUUAUUUUCUUAUUACAGUUUGCUAAUAACUUUUCCAAAACCUGCCUUGUCGUAGUAUAUAAAAACUGCUACAAAUAUGGUAUCUAAUUCUGGUUAGUAGGUGGACAGACUUGCCAUAUGAAGUAUUCUUUAAAGAAAAAAAUGUACAAAAAAAUUAAAAUUGUCUUUUAUAAAUUAAGGAGAUAAUAAGCAUUCAUUUUAUUUCUUAAAGGUAGCACUGUAUUUUGAAAGAGAAAAACUAGCAAAGCUUAUCACUUUGUGCAAUGGGUCUCAAUUAAUGAGAUGUCAAUAAUGCCAACGAGAGAGCAAAAAAGGGAGGAGAACGGGCUACUUACUAUGAGUUACUCAUUUAGCAUGAGGAGUGCUAUGCAGAUAGUUGCUCAAAAUUGCAUUCUGCAAUGUACAUUUGAAAUGAAUACUUCCGCUUUAGCUCGUAUAAUAGUUAAUGGAAAUCUGGUAGACUUUUAAACAUUAGAAGGGGAUUGCAUGCCAUUGUUUCCACAAGUGGUGUUCAUAGUGGUACUGUAUGUUUGAGUAACAUCAAAGUGAUCCAAGUGUGGUUCCCUGCAUACAAAAAAUACCUACUUAAAAGUGUCUGGGAGAAUGAUUUGGAUUUAUAAAUAAAAAUUCGAGUAUCACAAUUCAAGUAGUCCAUAGUAGGUAUUAAAAACACCUACCCUGGGUAGAAGACUACUUUCACCAAUUCGUUUAAAUUAAAAUAAAUAAAUAUAUCCCUACACUAAAAUGAUUUCAUGCAGUUGCAUCCAUGUCAGGGCGCUUUAAUGAGUAGCAGGGCUGUGUUUUAUUCCUAGACAAGCUAAGCCUGCACACAAAUUUUGUAUAUAAAUCUACACUUAUUGAAUUUUAAUUCCUGAGUUGGAUCUGUGGGUGAAAUACAGGUGCCAGCAGGAGCUAUUCUGCCAAGGAUUAGAUUUAGACCAGGGAGCUUUGCAUCGACAAGAUAAAGGCUGUAAUUACCAUUAAAAACUGCACAAAUAAAGGCAGUUAAUAAACAUGUGUGUUGUGUGCAGGCAAGUUGGUUGCAUUCCCUUUUAUGAUUCCCAGAGAGCAUAUUUGUGAUUGAACAUAAUGGUUUAUAAUGCCAUUGGCUUGUUUGUCACAGAAGGGCAGCCCCCCCCAUCUUUUCUCCAUUAGGUGUCUCAAAUAACUGCUGCUUUUUCUCCUGACUUCCCCCUCUGCUUCUGACUUGUGUUGGAAAAUAUAACACCACGCAGCAAAAAAAGAAGUAUGUUCAAAUUAUUUGGCUUUAAUGGUUCUUAAUUCCUUAAGUCCUAGCUUGAGUGCAUCAUUGCAUUCUUCCAUUUUAUUAGCGUACUCCACUAUGUAGAAUAUGGUGGGUCUUGCUUUUGAGUAAAUGUGCAUAGGAUUGGGCUUCAUGCCUAAAAUUCCAACUAUGCGUGUCCCUAUUUAUUACAUUCACAUCCUCCUUUUCAAUAUGCUCUCAAAAGAAAUCAUAAUAACUUAUUGGUAGUGAAUGCAGAACAGGGAAUCCAAAAAAGAUCAAAGAAUUAAGCUUGGAAUGGAGGAGGCAGUUCUCAAGUUAGCCACAUAGCAAGGUGUUCAGUGCUUGAAAGAUCAGAACCAGUAUGGUUUGGAAAUGGAUCAGUAUGCCUUGGAAAUGCUUUUGACAGUGUUGGUAGAACCUAGCCAUCAUUACUAGUAGCCAUUUACAGUAUAGCCUUUUACUCUAUGAACUUGUCUAAUCCUUGUUUAAAGUCAUACAAGUUGGUGGCCAUCACAAUCUCUUGUAACUAGCUUCUCUUAGUAGCUUGAAAAAUAAUUUACUAGAAUGCUAAGAGGCUGGCAGCAAGGAAAGGUACUACCUUGUUAGAAGGGUACUAAUAAAUUACGUUCUACCAUGCAAACAAGGGAUGGAGCAAUCUGUGCCUCCAUUGCCAUCCUGAUCACCCCCUGCUCAUGUAUUGCUACCAGACAAAGAGUUAAGUACAAGGUUGAUAUAAGUUUUGCUAGUAAGAACAGCAGUAAUGGAAGAGAAUGAGGGCAGCAAGAGAUGAAUGCGUAUGUUACGCACUUUGGCAUGAAAUUUAGAGAAUUAUGCUUGAGCCUUCAUGGAGGUCUUUCAGAUUUUGGGACCUGGUGUAUGUUUAUAUAUGAAUACAAAUAUCUGGAACCAAACGUAAAUGUGUGUAAUUAUAUACAAAGAAGGUGGGAUUUUUAUUCCACCAAAUACCCUCCCCACUCUUUCCUGCCAAAAGGAAAAUAUGGAUAUGCAGACAGAGUAUUCCCCAAACUUUCAAUUCAAACUGCUAAAAUAAAACUACAAGGGUUGUUAAUCCUUCUGCUUGCGGGUAUAGACUUGUAUCAACAACUGUGGUCAAGAGACAUUUCAGCAGCUUUGUUGUAGAUUUUGCAAAAUGAGGUUCCUGCUGAUGGUUUUAUGACUUCUUCUUAAGUAUCCAGCCUAGACUACUGAAGAUGGUUUGGAUGGGCCAUUAGUUAUUUAAAGGAUGGUAAAUUUUUAAGUUCAUAAUUUAGUUUUAUGGACGUUUGUUUUAGAUGGUACAUGAGAAGGCAGCAAAAUGUACCAAAAUGUGUUCAUACCUACCAAACUUAUUUAAACAUUUAUAUUUUCUUUACCUUGCUCCUCAGAUAUAAAAGCUUACAUAUCAAUAAUUUAAAAUUUAAAAAGACAACCCCUGCCUUCAAGCUCACAGUUUAAAAGCCAUUACACAAAAGGAAAAAGGGGGGUGGGGAGGUAGAAGCAAGAAAAAAAAACCUCUAGUCCAUGGAAUGUGUCUUAAUGUUAGGAAUGUCUAACUGGAAAGGUUUGUUCUGUCACCCUGUGUUUCCUCUACUACCAGGGUUACUAGAGACUGUUAAAUAGAGAUUAGGCACAAAUCUGGCUAGUCACACCUUCAAUAGUAUAGGUCCCUCUUCAGCCUUCUUCUCCCUUUCCUGAUCUUUCCUCAUUGCCGAUGCAAAUGAAAAUUUUAUUGGUUUCUUCAAGGCUCCUCCUCCUCUUACCAACAUUACAAAACUCCAGCUGUUUUCUACUCAUUCUUCAUCAAUACUUCAUCAAGCCCUGACGAAGCCUUCACCUAUGUCUUGAAGGUGCAAGAUUCCCCAAUUAGCAGAACCAUAUGCUGCAAAGUUUUGCUAAGAUGUACCCACUCAGAUUACAAGUAAGCAAUAGCAUGUUUGAAUACUCUCUCAUGUAAAAAGCCUUCUCCAUACAGAACACUUGCAAGUUAGGGACACAAUUGCUUUUUAAAUUCAGCUGUAGUGGAGCAAAUGGAGACAAGUUUUUCCUACUGUCUGGUGAUGGACGAUGGUCUUUUUUAUAGUAUACUUAAAACCAUUAUCUUUUUAGGGGCUACCCCACAUUUUCUUCAAAAAAUUGCUUUGCAUAGGUAAAUACCACAGAGUGAGCAAGAUUUUCUAAAGUAGGGGGUCCAUGGCUUGGCUUUUGAAAAAUAGGAGGGUCCUUAGUAAUUAGCUAAUUGGGAACCACUGCUGUACAUGGAUAAACACAGUGGCUUGCUUCUGUUUGUACUCAGGCUUCUCCUUUCAUGGAGUUAUAACCCAAUAAGUUCCCAAGCAUGGAGGCAUAAGCUGCUUCUCCUGCACAGUGUCUCAGCCAGAGAGGCCUCUCCACCUUCACUAAUUUCGCAUGGAGGGGUGUUGGGGUAUCUGACUGUCUGUGUAGGCAGGAGCCUGGCAAUGGGGAAGGGGUUGUCUUCAACGUCUGGGGCUAGUGAUAACCAGUGAACUUGGAUGAGGGCCCUGGUGCCAUUGUCAGAGGGGCAGGUUAGUAUUGGCAUUGUUGUGGGUUCACAAAAAGCAUAUCUUGCUAGAGUGUGAUUUUGAAAGGACAGCUCAUUUAUUACAGAAGAUUGAAAGCCUUAUGUGAUGAAAACAAUGUAUAAUUCUCAUAAAUCCUGCCAGAUGUCAACAAGAAAUAAUGUGUCAAGCAACAAAGCAUUGAGGGUUGUUAUGAGGGAGGCCAGUAUGAGCAUUGGCUUAAAGUGGUUGCCAGUGUCAUCUUGAUUCUAAAAGCAGGAAAAGGGGGCUUGUAGUUUACUGUAUACCAAAAAUGCAAAAUAUUUCAGUGAAUACCUAUCACCUGGUUGGUCUCCUUACAUGCUAGUUCCUAACGCUUGGGAGCUGUUGCUCGUUUGGGGAGUUUGAUCCCAUGAUGUAAAGUUGUUUACUAUGUAUUAAUACACAGGAAAAGGUAAAGGGACCCCUGACCAUUAGGUCCAGUCGUGGCCAACUCUGGGGUUGCGGCGCUCUUCUUGCUUUAUUGGCCGAGGGAGCCGGCGUACAGCUUCCGGGUCAUGUGGCCAGCAUGACUAAGCCGCUUCUGGCGAACCAGAGCAGCGCAUGGAAACACGGUUUAUCUUCCUGCUGGAGCGGUACCUAUUUAUCCACUUGCACUUUGACGUGCUUUCAAACUGCUUAGGUUGGCAGGAGCUGGGACCGAGCAACGGGAGCUCACCCCGUCGCAGGGAUUCUAACCGCCAACCUUCUGAUUGGCAAGUCCUAGGCUCUGUGGUUUAACCCGCAGCGCCACCCGCGUCCCAGGAAACCCAUCACUAAAUAAUUGGAUUUGGUUAACAACAUAUCUGAGAUGCUAUUUUCUUUCCUUCCAGAGACCCCAGCUCUCCUUUCCUUCACUGAAGCAGAAAUGGGAAGAAUAUCGGCUCCAGUGUUUGGAGUAUCUCCAUGAAACACCCCCUCUUAUGGCAGGUAAGGCUGCUCAGCACAAAUGGCACUCUCAAAGAGCAUCCUAACUGCAUACUGCUACAGUUCUUAUAGGCCAUAAUGUGUUUUCCAUCAUCUCCCCUUUCCUAUUAGUUUCUGCAACCUGGUCUGCAGUGUCCUGAAGGGCCAAGUUCCUAACGAUGGAAGGGAAUGAAUUUUGCUAAGUUAUAGAGUGUGAGCCUUACCCAGCUAGAAGAGAAGGAUUGUAGCUUAGUGGUAGAGCUUGCUUUGCAUACAAAAGGUUCCAUCCCUGUUAUCUUCAGCUGGUGGUGGAACAGAUGUCUUUCUGAAACCUUGGAGACUCACUGUUGGUCUAAAUGAACAGUACUGAGCUACAUGGGUCAAUAGUCUGAUUAAAAUUAGGGGAUAUUGUGUGGGAUGUGGGAGGGAGUCAGAAACAAAAACAAUAGUGGGCAUCAAGUGCAUCCCCCCCCCCCAUAUUUGAUAGACUAAUUGUGGAGUGGCUCCACCUAGGCAUGUACUUGUAACUUUUGCUGCUGGGUGCUCCAGUGCAGUGUGUGCCAUAAUUAUUAUGGGGGUGCCGGUCCAUGUACAAGGGAGGAAUUCUCCUACCUCACAUUACAAUGUUCAGUAAGCUGUCCCCCCCUUUUUUGCUAUCUGCAUUCAGAAGGGAAAUGAUUGUGUUUUAAGACAACAUUAUAUAUAUAUAUUUAAAAAACACACAUAUUGGUAUUGUAUUAAUUAAAGGCAUUUAGGAUAGCUUACAUUAAAAGUUUAAAUGUUCAAAUAUUAAACAUAUAUAUUACUGUAAGUAUACAGUAUCAGUGCAUCAUAGUGGUAGGAGUAAUUUAGUCAGCUAAAAUUACUUGGUAAAACAAAUAUGUAUUAACAGGCUUUCUAAAACUGGACUUGGCAGGUGUCUAUCAGAAAAGGGUUCCAGAUUGGGACACUCUUGCUGAAUAUGUACCUGUUCCACUAUAAUAACGUUGAUGAAAUAAGGCAGAUGGAAGAAGGCUGUAUUGGAUUGUUUUAAAUGUGUGUAUGCCCAUAUCAGGAGGAGGCAGCCUAAGAUCCAAAUUAUGAAAGAUUGAUUGUAUGAAUGAAAACACAACCUACUGUAACAAGUUCAGGUUUCUGGUCAUUUGGUUCCUAGUAAUUUGAAAAAGAAAGCCUGCAGCAUUAAAAUGUUCUGGUCCCAACCCACUGGAAUGGAUAAGACUUGAUCUGUACCCCCCCCCCAUAUAUAACAAAGCAUUAGAUUUUUCCAUUGCUUCUUCUUAGAAUUGCCCUGUAACAUUAGAGAAUGACACUCGCUGGUAGCAAUAAUAGUAAGAAGGUAUUAAUCUCUCUUUGCUCUGCUAGGCAGCCAACACUACACUCCUAGGCUGAUGGUUUAAUAAAUCUGAAACUGAGCCUUUAGCGUGUUGAAUAAGCUAUAAUGCUGAUUGGUGGGCUUUUGUGUGAGUAUUUCAGCAAUGUGUCAGUGUGUAUUGUGUGGAAUUAAGAGCAUGACAGCAGAUCAUUUGUAUUGAGAAAAAUACAUAAGGUAUGUUGAGUUAUUGAACUAGCAAAUGCAAUGCCAGAGACAUGUGUUGCAAACCAGACAAAGCAGGAUAUCUGGUACCAGGAUAAUACCUUCAAUGGCAGCUGCUCCUCUUCCAUAGGCUACAGUGAUAAUCUUAACAAUUCAAGACCAAGUUGCUGGUCAGCUGAGACAGGUGAAGAACCACUGAAGUCAUACUUAGCCGUUUAGCAAGUAGAAUUGGAGCUGAUGGUGAAGCACAAUCACCUUAUGCCAGGGAUUCAAUGAGGAAAGCGACAAGGACCCAAGAAACAAGCUGAGGACACAUGGCACAGCUGCUUUGCUGAAGCUAAGUAGAUUUGGGUCUGGUCAGUAUCUGGAUGGGAGACCACCUAGGAACCCCAUGAGUUUCAAGAUAGAAAAUAAAGGGGAUAGAAGUAUAUUGAAUUAAUAAACAGAAUGGCAAGAACUUCACUAACAAAUGCUGUGAAUUGUUUGUGCAGUCUGUAUUGAGUCAUGCUAUUAACUUACAGUUGUAGCUGUCUAGCAGCUUGAAGUAAAUUGUAAAGAUAGAAUGGUUAUUUUCCCUACCUCCUUCCCCCCCAAUGUUUGUGUCUAUGUGUUGUGGGGUGUUAUUAGGGAACGGGCUGUCAUUAUUACAACACUUGGUUCUGGAUUGUGUUUCUGUUCAGUCUUAGUUGCUGAACAGGGCUGUAGAAGCAUUGCGGCUGAUGAUUGGUGUAAGACACAAAUAAUGGAUUUAGAUCUUUUUUGGGGGUGGGGUGGGGGUACCUAUCUAAUAUUAAAUCCUCCCAACCUGGACUCUUGCAAUGCAACCUCAUAAAGCUGCUUCUUCAUUUUCUUCCAAUUUCUCUCCAAAUAUUCUCUAUCUGUAGAAGGCAAGUUCUGCAACAGGACAUUUGAUGAAUAUGCAUGCUGGCCUGAUGGUCUGCCUGGCACCUACGUGAACAUGAGCUGCCCUUGGUAUCUUCCAUCACCUAGCCCAGGUAAGUAUGUUUUCCUAUCUUUGAAGAACAUCCAGUAUACACAAUUUCUCUCCCACCAGCCUGCUAAUUUUAUUUAUAUGUUUGUUGCGUGUAUAUUCUGCCACUCCUUUAGGGAACUCAAGGUGAAAGACAUGAUUCUCACUUCCCAUCAUAUCCUCAAAAACAGGUAGGUUGGGCCAAGAGAGAGCCCAAGGUCACCCACUGAGCCUCAUGGUCAAGGGGAGACUUGAAUAUUGCACUUCUUGGUUGUGGUUCGACACUCUUAGCUACUAACGUGCAAAAUUUGCUAAAGGCAAGCUCAAGUUCAUCUGGAACUCUGCAUGUGCCCAGAAGCUAUGUCUGACUUCUCUCUGAACAAUGAGUGCAAGCAUCACUGUGGUAUAACAGUAAAAGCAUGUGCAGUGUAAAGCCAACUUGAUCCUGGAAAUAUAAGUGGCAAGCAAUAGGGCCUUGCAAGCCAGAAACAUGAGCAGGUCUGCAUGAACCUAAUUAAUCACACCCACACUCACACACAACAACUCCUUUUUGUAGUUACCACUUAGGUGCUGGGUCAUGUAGGGUGGGAAAUACGUUGGGACUUGGUGUUACUCGAGCAAAGAGGUAAUUGACGUAUGGACUGGUUCAGGACUGUCGGUUUUAAUUCCAAAGAUCCCUUCAGUAUAAAUGUGGGGUGGGGUGGGAUGGGCGCUAUGCUGAGUAUGGGUGGGAAAGAAAUUUCUUUCUUGAAGUCCUUUUUUCUGACAUACCUCUCUCUCUCUUGCAUGAGUAUUCAUAUUGUAUUAUGUUUGGUUGCUAGCAACUGUUAUCUUAGGGUCAUCUGAAAAUUGAAUUUACAAGCUCUUUAUCGGUUUCUCAAUCAUUAAUAAACAUAUACAUUAUUUACAGCUACUUAAAAAUUUGCUUGUAUUAAUGUGCAAAAUUGUUGACUUCCCAAUUAAUUGAUAUAAGAGCCCAUAAAACAUUCUAUAACUCCUUUCAAUAAUUCUUCCCCCCCUUUAUCUAAUAACCUACAUGCAGGAUUAAAUGCCUUCCCUUCAGCAAACCUAUUUAUUUUCCAACUUAGGACUCGGUGGCAGUCAUUUGGCUGCUAACAGCACUAAAAAUCAUCACUGCAGGAGAAAGCCAAGAUUUACCAUAAUCCUGUACCUCAAUAAAUUACCAGAAUGUGCUGCAUCUUUCAUGUACUUUUGCAAAUAAGCAAAAGCUGAAUUAUCCUGGGGUAGAAUACAAUUUUCACUUAAAACACAUUAACAUUUGGAUCUCUUCAGAAAUUUUCAUUAAAGGAUUGCAAACCACUUUGGAAACAAAUUAAGCUUUAUAAUCCUCUCAUUCCUGUUGCUAUAGUAUAUCCUCAUUUUUCUUUGUUGUCCCAAUAGACUUGAUGAUGGGCUGUGGCAAUCCUUGGUCUCCUCCAUUAUAAAUGGAUGUGUAGUAUUGUGUGUGUGUGUGUGUGUGUGUGUGUGUGUGUGUGUGUGUGUGCUGUUAAUCUCGUCAUACUUUUACUUUAAAGUGGAUUACUACAAUGCAGUCUAUGUGGGGCUGCCCUUGGGUUUAUAAACACCAGCAGGUGCAGAAUGCUGAUCAGGGGCAUCUUGCUGACAACACGUGAGACUAUUGUAGAAACAUCUGCACCAGCUGCCCAUCCACUACCAAAUCAGGUUCAAGUGUUUUAAUUUACAAAGCCCUGAACAACAUAGGUAGAGGGUACCUCAGGGACUGCUUGAACCCUUAUAUUCCAGCCCAGCCACUGAGAUAAUCUGCAGCGGCAUUGAUGAUCAUUCCCCAAGUUGGCGAGACUCAUUUGAUAACUACAAGAACCCAAGUCUUUUGUGUCACUGGCUCUGUAUUAGGAGAGGGGUAGUACAUCUGGUGGGAGAAACGUCACAUUCCUUCUGGGGUAGCUUGUCCACCUUUGAUCUCCACCCUGUACUCAGCUCCCACGUGUGGCUCCUAGAAGCUAUCAGCAUGCAACAGUGGCCACCCCCUAGGAAACAGCUUUAACUGGCCAGCUAAACCAGGUGAGUCUAGCUGAUAGGUCUCAAAUCCUCAGUGAGUUAGGGACUUUCCCUGCAUGUGAACACAUGCUCUUGUGGAUUGAGCAGACGAGACCAAUUGUGUGUCAAGGCCCCCAAGCCAGCCCCCGUUAGAAUAAAAAUUCACACUGACACAGAUUUUUGGUUUAAGGUUAAUGGGCAAAAAUUUAGGCCACAACUUUAUUGAUUACAGCAAAUGUGAGCGGUAUUGGCUUAGGUAUUGGCAAAGGACUAUAUUGGACUCCUGCCCCCUUUGCAGGAAGUCAGUAAUGAUAAACCACUAAAAGAGGAAGCUACAUCGGGGGAACCCGCCUGUAGCUCUCCUUGGUGUUCCCAGAGGCCUGGCAUGGCCCUAGCCCCUCAAGUGGACUUCGGACAGAAUCUAGGCCUUCAACAGAAUACCCUUGGUCAAUGGUGGGGCAGGCGAUGGCCGACCUCCCCUCCCCCACAAGUCAAUGAGCCAAUGCCUAACCGCCAAACCUUACAAAGUUGUGACAAUUACUAAGAGGUAGGCGAAAACCAAGUGGCCAGGGCCAAUCUGUCAAAUGGAAAAAUUCCUACCUGGCCCCAGUCUCAAGAGAGAAGUGAGGGGUAGAUGGUGCUCACCAACCUAGAAAGGUAGCCCAUCUAGGAGAAGGAAAACUCUGAUCCUAAACCGAUGCUGCCUUGCAUAAUAGCUUUGGGAAAAGAAAAGGUUAAGGAGUAAACCCUGCACAAAUCCAGAGUGUAUUCCCUAAGACAGUUGGACGGCACUUUGCAUGCCUGCUUCCGGCAACUCCUGCAGCCAAGCUGGUGCCCAACGCAUUGCUUUCCUUUCCUUUGGACCGCGCCAGUGAGGCCAAGAGUAGGGUCUUGUCAUCUGAGCAGCCCAGGAUCUCCAUACACACUGCCCAGGCUUGUACCCUAGAGAGGUCACUUUGAUGCUGCUAAUUGCGGCAGUUUGACUUCACCCCGAAGGCACACUCUAUUGUCCCCUGAGACAGACGAAUGUCAACAAGGGAUUCAGCAGGCACCUUCUAUCCCAACUUUUCAAGGCCUGCUGAAAACUUUUGUAUCCCGUCAGACUUAUACAAACAAUUAAGAAUAUAUCUUUCCAUAAUAGUUAAUUUAGUUCUGAUUUUAACUUUUUAUAUAGUUUUAUUGUAUAGCUUUAUGUGUAAUUAUUGUAAAUGCUCUGAUUUUCAAAAUAAAUAAAUAAAUAACAGUGUAUGAAUAUUGUUAUAAAUAAAAUAAUGAAUAAACUUAACUUCCCAAAACCUUACCACAGCAGCAAUGUGAUGGGGUCAGUGGUCUUCCUCCUUGUACUAAAACCUAAUCAGCAUAUGGGAAAAAAUCUUUUUGCGUUUCCUUUGCUAAUCUGGACAUUAAAUCCUUUUCCAGAAAUUAUGUAACCAGAUAAACUAGGUUAGGUUUUUCAUUAAGUGAGGGUGCAUAAUGGAUUCCCUUUUAGACAGAACUCUUACUAAAACUGUUGUAAAUAAGAAUUUGUUUAAGUUAGCAAAAGUCAGGCCAUUUCACAUAGCCCAAGAUGGCAGCAGCUGCAUAAUUCUAAAGCCACCUACUUCUCUGAUUUCUGCCUUUAUGUAGAAUAAUAGUGCAAAGAGAGAGCUAAUGGUUCUGCCACUCCUUAAAAUUUAAUUAAUUAAUACCCUGCCUUUUUUCUUGACAAGGAUUCAAGGCAGCUAAUAGAUAAAAACUGUAGAGCCUUCUCUUCAAGUAUUUUGGCCAAUUAGAGCUGGCCAAAAAUGAAUACAUGUACUAAAGCUUCAUAGCUGAACUUCUGUCAAGUAUCAAGAUUAUUAGCAUCUAAACCAGUAAUUUUAUGAGGGCAAGCAGACCUAGGAAGACUUGAACUCGGAAAAUGUAUAACAAACCAUUAAUUGCCUAUGUGUAACAAAGGCUUGAAAAAUAAAUUUACCAUGAUGCAUACUUUGUUAGUACUGGCUACUUUUGUCGACUUUGGCUCCCAGCACCUGAGUUUUCCUCUGUCAAGUGGAGCCCAAUUAAGACUGUCAAUUUGGCCAAAGAAGCUGUGGUCAAAAUUAGUCAGGUGUCUCACAGUUCUUUAAGGGGUGAAAGUCAUGAACUAUUUCGUGUUGUAUUCAUCAGCUUUCAUUGUCCAUGCAGAUGAAGAGGUUUCUAGCUCUCUCAGAUUAGAGUUUAGUUACAGCUAUCACUAUUGGUAAUCAUGCAACACGAUCACUUGCUUUUAAAAAGAACAGAAAUCUGUGUAGUUAUUACUGGCGGUUAAUUUAGUGGGCCUAGACAUCUGGCAACAGGAGCGAAGCCUGUCUUGCAUGGCCCACUGGUGAGCGCUUGGCUUUAGAGAUUUUUACGAUGUGGGCAUUUACCUUAUUUGCACUGCCCAUAUUCAUAUUUGCUGUGAACGAGAAGAUUUGCGCUGUUUCUCCUGAAUCACAGAUUUUGUUCACCCUCAAUGUACUUCACACUUCAAGAUAGAAACUACAGGACACCCCUGCCUCCCCUCCCACCCCCCAAAAUGAGCUUUGCUGGCAGAUGACACAUCAAGCUUGGCAGAAACUCUAGGAAGAGGACAGUGAGAUGAAAAUUUAUUUUUCCGUAUUGUAGCCAAGUGAGAUUAUCAUUUCCUUUUUCAUCUCUUCAGGGGCUUGGUUUUCGCUGGCUUUUGUUCUCCCUACAACCCCCUUUUGUCCUUAAAUAAUAGCUGCCUUGCUCUCCCGCUCCUUUUUUUAAAAAUGAAGAUCUCUAUGAAGCCUAUAAACAGCUUUUAAUUUCUUAGAGAUAACAUCCAACCUUAUCAAUAUCCAGGAUACUUUCAUUUCUGCUCUUCCUCGAGUGAGUAGGAAGAAUACCCAGGGGCUCACUUUUUCAGGUCUUUUUAGGUGGGGGAUUUUUCCUGAGCUAAAUGUAGAAAACUUGCCCAGUGGUAAAUCAAGCACUGGUAAAUUUACCUUCCCUUUUUCAACCAUGCUGAGGCAAUUUCUGGCAUUCGGUGGAAUCACUGCAAGUGCAGACUUCCGGGGUGGCGCCUCCGGAAAAUGGCGGAAUUCCCUUCGAAUUGAAGGGAACCCGCUGCACGGAGGCUUGGGUCCUGCCGCUACGGCGCAGCGGGGACCCUCAAAAACCACAGGCGGAAGAAGCCUGUGGGCGUGGGACUCGGCGGGCACCGAGAGCGCUCUCUCCCUUGUACAGGAGCCCGGUAACGGGCUCCGGAGUGGGAGGUGCGUGGUGCUGUGAGUCGACUGCUUCCUCCGUGCAGCAACGCCGCCCGGCCGGUGUCGGAGAGCGCUGCCUUUUUCCUGGACAAUUUGGCAUCUAAAACAUCUAUCCGUGAGUACCUGAUCCUGGAAGAGCUGAACUACUUUUAAGAUUGGUGAAUAAAUAAAUAACAUUGGACUUGAACUUGAAAUUGAAUUUAAUUGGGACUCGGAACGGAAAGGUCUAAACAGGAAGUCGCCUUCCGUUCUUUUGUUACGUGAAGAAAGCAAAGACAAAUUAUACUAAAGCCUGAAAACUAAAUUCUGAGAGAACUAAAAUUCAACAUCUAAGAUUUCUGAAUCCCCCCUUUUGAUUGCAGGAGAAGAAGGGGGUUGUUUUGAUCUUUUCAAUCCUGCGGAAGUGAGUUUAAAAUAAAGUAAUUUUCCACCUCCCUGAACCAGGAGCGGGCUGUCAGAACUGACGUUUUGAAGCUUAUCCAGCUCGACAGAUAGUUAAAAGAAGGGUAACAUUUUGAUUCUACUGUUGCCUCUUGAAUUUGAAAGGGGAACUUUGGAUAAAGUUUUUCUGGAAAAAGAAAGAUGGUUGCUGUUGUUUUUCCCCUAUUAAAAAAUAAAAUAAAAAAAAAGGGUUUUCCAUCUAGUGGAACUGAGUGAAAUUGCAAUGCAGAGAGUUUAAAAAGAGAAGGACCAUUCUCGUGGGAAAGAAUUUUUUCUGACCUUGAAGGACAAUGCUUGUACAAAGGCUUGAACAAGUGUUCCUGGAAGGUUUUGCAAAAUUAAGUGCCCAGCUGGACCAGAUGCGCCAGGAGUCGACCUUGAUGAUGACGGAAGUCACCAGAGCACAGCAGCAAACAAAUGAAAUUCAGUUAAAGUCUAUACAAGUUUAUGAACCUGCUGUAGCGACGGAGGCUUCAGAGAUGGAGGGACUUAUGGAUGGGCAAGAUCAGCCUUUGAACUUGAUAAAUGAACUUGGGACAAACCUGAUUCGGAAAGAUGAAAUGCGGUCAGAUUUGGAAAUGGGGGGAUGGAUUGACACCCCUCUAUAUGGUUAUUUGGACUUUCCGAGUCUAGGGAUGGGCCAUCAGAGGAUUCGAGAAGUCGAAGUCUCUAAGUUUUCUGGAAAUUGGAAGUGGUAUUAUCUGCUGUCUGGCUUGGGUAAUGGGUUUGGGAUGGACUUGCUGCAAAGAGUCAAAAGCAUCUUUUUGCUGGAGUAUCCACGACUGAAAGGGAAAUAUCAACAAGAGUGGCGAAAGGGGCAAGAAAGAGACUUGAGGGCCUCGGACACGAGACAACCAGGUUAAAGAGCCGGAUUAUUGAGGUUAAAAGGACUGACAAUCCCGGGACCAGGGGAGGGGAGGCUGGAAGUUGACUGGAUUGAAUCUGACUUAUUAUUUUUUUUUCUUAUUUUUUAAUAUUGGGAAUGUUUAUAAAUGUUUGAAGGAUGUUGAAUGAAAUUAUAUGACUUAAGUAAGAAUUGGUAAAUGGUUUGUAAAAAGGUAAUGAUGUAAGAAUUUGCUAAAUAUGGAAUAUAAGCUUUGAGUUUUAAAGUUUUUAUAUGACAAGAGGGAAAAUAGAACAAGGAAACGCAAUGAUAGAUUGUUAUGAAAAACAGAAAGGAUUUGCUGUAAAAAUUAAACACUAAGAAACAAGAGAGGGGAGGAGGAGGAAGUCUAGAAAGGAAGUUAAUGGAGAUCGUAAAGGAUUUUAUAUUUCUGUUUUUCUGUUUUUCUUUUUUUCUUUUUUGCGGCUGGGUUUUUUCUUCUUUAUUAUUUCUGUAUUUUUUUGUUUUGUUUUUUUUUGUUUUUUUUUUGUAUGUUCAAACUUUUUUGGAAAUUUUUGUUGUUAUUUGUCAUUUUUUGAAAAUUUAAUAAAUAUCAAUUUAAAAAAAAAAAAGGAAUCACUGCAAGUGCAAAGGAGCAUAAGAAUAUCGUGUCCUCAGGAAAAUAGAGCUUUCUCUUUCAGAGAGGGUAUCUAUCUCUUGUUACUGUCACUGGGAAUGUAAUCUCAUUUUUGUUACCAUUUUAUAAUUUAAGCCCUGCUGCCAAUAACACUGUGUAGACCAAGAAAGCUUGGAGUUGCUACGGUAAUCCAUUUUACAUUUUAUGACUCCUUCAGGGUCCUAAUAUUUAUUGUCUAAUGGCCCUAAAUCCUCUUAAAUAGAAAGUCUUCCAGGGACGCAAGUUCCAAACAAGAGUUAUAGGUGCAGUAACCACAUUUGUUUUUCUUAUGCCCUCUGGAGUACACAGGGUUUUGCUGCAGACUGGUGCAGCAUAGUUACCGUAUUUUUUGCCCUAUAGGACGCACUUUUCCCCCUCCAAAAAUGAAGGGGAAAUGUGUGUGCAUCCUAUGGGGCGAAUGCAGGCUUUCGCUGAAGCCUGGAGAGUGAGAGGGGUCGGUGCUUGCGGAGAGUUGCCUGCAUGCUGAAGCCUGCGCGCGCUGAGCUCAGCGCGUCCAGGCUUCACGGACCUCUCCGCAAGCAGCGGGAGCCAGCGCUGGGCUCCCACAGCUUGCAGAGAGCUGCCUGUUUGGGGGCUGGGGUCGGGGGAAGCUCGGGCUUCCCCCGCCCCAGCCCCACGCCUGGGGGGGAAAUAAUUUUUUUCCCUUUAUUUCCCCCCCAAAAAAACUAGGUGCGCCUUAUGGGACGGUGCGUCCUAUAGGGCGAAAAAUACGGGUAUGCCUCGGGAGCACUGGUACGAUGUGUCCAUAUGGCUUGGUCAUAAGAGCCAGGGGCAAGAAUGUGUUGCUUCAAACUAUAGCCUUACUUCUGAACAAAAUGCAUGGCAGGUCAAGGCUUUACUAGAUGUACAGGAUGCAAGUAGCGCCGUUGUUUCAACUGGGUGUUUAGUGAAGCAUUCCUGCAGUACAAAGAUAAUUUUGAUUCUAACCCAUUUAAUUAUUAUUUUUUUCUGAACUGUGUCCACAGGACUUAUUAUUCUGGAUUGAGGAAAGGAGACAUGGUUAAAUACUGGUUGCACACUUAUCUAGUUCCAAAGAAAGCGUUGGUGGAUGGGGUUGCUUUUGAACAUUUGAAGCUGCUAGAUGAGAUCAUACAGGGAUUUGGAGUGUGGUGUCAUCAAUGAGUUCUACCUGAGAAAGCAGGUAGUUAGCUUGAUCGAGACCCAGGUGGCUUGUUUGACUUGGAGUGACUUUUCCCAUCUUCAGCUGCUUCACCAGCUAUGACGGCUCCUGGUUGAGGAUAGCCUGGCCACAGUGGUCCAUGAUCUGGGACCCCCAACUGGGUUACAAUAAUGCAUUGUGCAUGGACCUGUGCUUGAAGACAACUCAGAAGCUUCAGUUAGUGCAGAACACAGCAGCCACAUCUGGUGGGGCUGGAUAGGAUGUUUUUUACACUAAUCCCUAGGAGGCUGCGCUGCCUGCCUGUUUGCUUCCAGGCCCAAUUGAAGAUGUUGGUUUCAACCUUUUAGUGUCCUGAACAACUUCAAGGCCCAAAUACCUUGUCUCCCGUAUACCUACCUGCCCAUGUCUUAAAAUCUGCUGCUUGAAGUGUAAUAGGUUUUUGCAUGUUAUGUGUCAACAAGGGAGAGAGCUUUCUCUGUUAUGGUGCCCCAACAGGAAACCAUCUCUGUUGGCUUUUUGGUGCCAAGUUAAAAAAAACAAAAAAUUGUUUGCCUAGACUUCUGUCCCAUUUUUUAAAUCCAUCCUGUUGUGCAUCACUGCAUUUUAAAAUUGAUUUGAUAGUUUUACAGCCCUAUGACAGUUUUGGUCUUGUUUUGUACAUUGGCCUGAUACCUAUUUGAUGAACAGUGGUUUUCAUAUAUUUUAAUAAAUUAAAUGAAACAGCCAUUGGGUUCCCUGAUCCCACUUACUGCCUAAGCCUUUACUAUAUGGCACAGGAUAGAUGAAUACUGAACUACAUCACCUUUUCUUUUUAUGUAAGCCCCCAUAUUAAGUUUGUUUAUUUAUAUAUAUAUACCAUCCUUUUGCAAAACAUCAGGGCAGUGUACAACUACAGAAAAACAUUUAAAAGCAAUACAAGCUAGACAUUCCUGCAUGUUAUGUCCUGAGUGUGGAGAUGGAGUUGAUAGCCAAACUCCAUGUAAUUACAUUUAAGGUGUUUGACAUCACUACCACGAUAUGCUUGCAGACUCGGUUAGACAGAGACCGAGAAGGCUUAUUUUGCUCCCAGUGGUCUGCCAUGCAUAGCUGGCAUGCUGCGCUUAGUUUGGUGAACCAGAUUAUUCUGUGUUAUGUUAAAUAAAGUAAAGAUUUGCUUUGAAGCGUGGAGCUUGAGCGCCCGACACGCUUGAGUUGAAUUAUCAGCAUAGAUGAGUAUCUCAGCAUGUUUCUCGUAUUUUAAAUGGUACUAAUAUAAGUAUGCCUGAGAAGGUAAAUGUUGCAAAGAAGAUAAAGAACAUAAAAUAUGUAAAUACUUUAUAAAUUAUUAAUAAUUUCAUUUCUGCAAAAUAGUCGUAAGUUGCAAAGUGCUAAGCUUGUGAAAUGGAGUCAUUUGCCUCUCAUCAAGCACACAGGCUGUUUAAUUUUGCACAAUGACUCAUAUUUGCAUUGUUACCCUUUCACAUUCCUGCAUUUUACUGACGAUGAUCCUCCAGGGAGCUUUUCUGUUAUAGGCCAAAUGGUCCCCAAGAGGCACAGGUCCCUACUACUUAUUUUGAAAGUGCUGCAGAUAAAAGUUUUAUCCCCCAAACAUGUUCCAAAUGUUGACUUUUAGAAUUUCUAUUCAUCACCUUAAAUUUUAUUUGAGCGAGAGCAAAAUCCUUAAUGGCGUCAUGUUUAUGAGGGAAUCCACUUUUUAUAGCUUUUCCUUGAAGAUAAUGACAGCAGAUUCUGGCUUAUUUCCAGAGUCAUUUUACACUUCUGGGGCUAAUUUACUUUGCUUCCUGACAACUGGAGUAACCUGAAGUGAGUUAGGGAAGAGCAGGAACAAGUGCUCAAUCAGCAUAAUUGCUUUUGCAAGAAACAACCUGGCUUUGCAUAUGUGAAAGCAGCUUGAUUAUCACCAUCCCUGGAGUCAAAUUAAGCAAGGGGAAAGUCCCUAUUGAAUGAAUACAAAUGCAGAACCUUCUUUGAACUUGUGUUCUCCUACAAUGUGCCAGGUGGGUGAGAGUCGCUAGGCUGUGAACUGCAAAUCAGCCCUGAGUGCUCACUGGAAGGACAGAUGCUGAAGCUGAGGCUCCAAUACUUUGACCACCUCAUGAGAAGAGAAGACUCCCUGGAAAAGACCCUGAUGUUGGGAAAUAUUGAGGACACAAGGAGAAGGGGGUGACAGAGGACGAGAUGGUUGGACAGUGUUCUUGAGGCUACUAACAUGAGUUUGACCAAACUGCGGGAGGCAAUGGAAGACAGAAGUUCCUGGCGUACUCUGGUCCAUGGGGUCACAAAGAGUCGGACACGACUAAAUGACUAAACAACAACAACAACAGACCUAUUUGGAUUUAGACACAGGAAGGAACCCACUUUCUGUGCAUUUUGAUUUUUUAAAAUGGGAAAUAAGUAGAAACAGUAACUAGAUAGUAAUCUCCAGAGAUAAAAAUAUCACUUGAAUGCUUUGGAACAGGUGGUUAAGAAGAUGGAGUUGCUGGAUAUGUUGAAGCCUCCGAGGAAUCCUGCUUUAGAAGAGAUAUCAAAGGGAAGAUAGUGUUAAAGGAUUUGGGUUGGGCUGGGUGUCAUUGUGGGAUCCUCUUCAACCCUGUGAUUCUAGAGAUGAAAGACUGGGAUAUGGAGAAGGGGAGGACUGCUAAUAUGGGCAGACUAGUUCCUUGGUCAAGUCUUCUCUUUUGUAAUAUAAGCUAGGACAAUAUGUUUCCAUUGGAACUAGAGAGCUGGAAACAUAAGUAAGGCAAAAGUGGCCAUACAUUUCUUCCUUCCUCACCUGGUUGGAUGUGAUAUCAUUGAAGGAUGCAUGUCUGUAUGUGCAGGUCUGGCAGUAUAAAAGAACAGUAGACAACUGGUGCUGGUGACUUGCAGUCUGUGAAGAUCCAAAUGCUAAAGUGCUGGGGUUCCCCUGGAAAUCUGAUGGGAAUCAAUAUCUUUUGGAGCUAAUGCUGUUAACCCCCAUCUUAUUCUCAGCCUGUAUGUAUAGCACUAAAAUGUAAUAUAUUUGCAGUGACGUUAUUUAAAGGAAUCCAAUCCAAGGUACAGACUGAAACCUCUGAAAUGUCUUCCUGAUUGAAUAUGGGGCAUGUGUAAUGGUACAUUUACAGAAGUUCCACAGAAGUAUAGCCACACAAAAUAAUGGUUUAUUUCCAUAAUGGAAAAAAUACUGUAUCCAUGAAAUAUUGCACUAACAGAGAUGCCAUGGCAUAGGUCUGGUGUGACAACAGGAGUCAGAUUCACUUGAAUAAAAGUUUGAUACUGAGUUCCAUGUUGAAUAUUAUCAUUGUGCAUUAUACCUACCUCAGAAAUGACUGUACAGCUUCAAUACUUUUCCCAUGCCUAUAGAAGAAAUUUGAGAUGAACACUACUGUGCCUUAGUAUUUACCUAUAGAAGCUGGCUUCUUUCACAUUGGUACAGGUGUGUUCUAAAGUGCUUCAUAUUAUUUUCAAGAUCAUUUUUAGAGGACUUUGUUAUAAAUUAUUCUGCCAUCGUUGUGCAAAGGGAACUAAGGGUGGAAAUAAAAGGUCAUUGUAGACUAUUUUUGUUGUUUUCCAUGGGGAGACAGACUACAAGUUUUUAUGAAUAGAAACUUGCUUUGCCCAUGAAACAAAGGUUGCUGAAAGCCGAUGUGCUGCCUGUGUGAUUGAUAAAUUUAGGUUGUGCUGGUUGAGUGGAACUGUUCAAAGAACAAAGUCUUGUGCUAGGAUAUAUUAUCUUUUGCCAUCAAAGGGCAAACCACUCUGUCAAGGAGCAGCAAGUCAAUCUACCACAGCAAAUAAUUUGGCUAUUACUCAUAAACAGCAGAUUCACCACUGCCUUCUGGAAAAAAACUGUUACCUUUUCCAGAACAUUUCCCCUGUCGAGAAUUAAGAAGAGUUAUUAAAUUUGGGACAACUUACGAUGCUCAACACGUGUGCAGAGUGCACUGAGGGGAAACUCUACUCUCUGCCUCCUCUCCCUCAGCUUGUCUUUCCCUGUCUGGGUAAAAUGUGAUAGGCUAGGACAUGAUGUAAUUUGUUUCAAAGAUAAAUUAUGUGGCAAUUUAUUCCAAAGGACAAUUGGGUGACUAAUCUUCCACCAUUCCUGACACACAGCUGUAGUAAAAUGCAGAUCAGGUUGGUUGUUUUAAAGGGGGAAGCAUUUAAUUUGUUUUUUUAUUUCCAGCAUAAGUGAGCUAGCUAAUGAAAUAUUUGUGAGCCUCCUGGCAUGUGAUAACAUAUUUCCUAUAUCUAAAAGUGUUUUGCCAGAUGUAGUAUUUGAUUUGAUUUACAAGCUCAUCCAAGAACAAGAUAAAUGAUGACAUUAACUCCAGUUCUAACUAUUGGCCUCCCCUCUCAGUCUUUUAUCAGCAAACAGGGACUGUUUGGAUUCUGGGCACCAGUCCAUAUCUUUAAACAUUUAAUACUAAUAAGGUGUAAUUGACAUGGAAUUCAAGCAAACAGGCUCUAUUAAGGCUAUCGCUUCUAAGAAACUAACUUUUUGUGUGAAAGCAUCUUACAUAGAAUGUGAAAUAAAGCAAAGCCCUGGCCUAAUUGUGCAGCUUUACAGCAUCAUUUUUAGAAUAUUGGUCUCUUUUGUGUAAGCUUUAAAUGCUUAUUGAUUUCUUCCAGUUUGAGGCAACUUCCAUGGAAAAAUAAGGUCCCACAUGAAGAAGAAAGGUGAUGGCAAUUGGACAUUAACAUAAAGCUGUUUUGAUCAAAGCAGAGUAAUAGCUGGUGCAGCACAUUGUCUCACCUAUAAAAACACUUUCAUAAAGACAAGUAUACACUGUGUCAUUUUGUACAACUCUACGGCCUGUGUGCGACAUUGUUUUUUUGUCUUUGUUGCACCUUAUGAAACACAUCCUUGCCACUGCAACCUAAUACAGCAUUCAGACAUGCCUUUUGAAUUCCUGUGUUCUGAAUAACUCCCGUCUUGUUAAAUCCUGGCCACUUUUGACAUGCCAGAACCAACUCAGCAUGUGUCCCCUCCCCACAAAACAAGGAAGACUCUGGUGACUGGUGAAAUUCAGGACAUUUGUUUUAAAGCAAAAAACAAUUGUUUUUAGGUGUUUUGCACAAGGUAAAAUGUAUUUAAAUACAAGCUAAGAAAUGCAUAUUUUAAAAUAAAGACGUAGUCAUAGCAUAGAAAAUAGUAUCAAAUUGGCUGGAACCAGAGUUGCACUUAGCAGAGUUCCUGAGGAGGUGAUUUUUUUUCUCCAAGGCGUUGGGGGCCACAGGAAUUGCACAGGGGAAUUGGGGAAGAUUACUUCUUCCUCCAGCAAGGAGUCAUUGCUGGAUCUUAGUGCCUUCCAUGAAUGGAAGGAGUCUUUUCAUUUGUGGUUCAGUCAGUCUAGAUAAACAUUUUGACUUAUUGAUUCAGAUUUCUGAAGCUCUUGUGGAAUGUCUGGGCUUGUAUGAAUGCAAAACUUGCAUUUUCCUGGCCAAAGGGAGAUUUCAACUGGGAGAAGCAUUAAUAAUUUUUAUGAAUAGCGGUAUAUAAAUAUUUUUAUAAAUAAAAAUAAAUGAACUUCAAAUUCUGGUAAUGCCACUUUUAAAAAGUAAACUCUUAAGUUUUCUUAAGUAAAUUAUCUGAGAUUAUUUCUGUGUUUACUAUGGCAGCAACAAACUUUAGUAUCUUUUGGUUACCUCUUGGCUUCUGAGAGUGCCUUCUUCAUUGUCCAUAGAGAACAUUUAGAUUGUAACUUAUUUGCUGACAUGGAUGCCAACCAAAUGCUAAUUUCUAUCGAGUGGGAUGUAAAUUAUUCUAAGAGAAAAGCCAUGUGGUUCAGGAAAUAGGUUCACUCUCAAGUUACAGAGUUCAGAUCCAUGGAGUUGUCACUUGCCGAUUUUCUGAAAAACGUACAAUGAACUUGCUUCACUUUUCUAGUAGAAAAACAAUCAGUGUCAAAAUUCAUUAAACUUGAAGCCUCAGAGGCUGGGUUCAGAUGUAAAGCAAAUCCAUGUUUUGUGCAAACCAUUGUUAAGAACCAUAUCAUUGUUUGAUCAUCUACAUGUAUAACAGACAACCAGUGCUUGUCUGCUUUUGUUUCCCAUCUAUUCAGGACCCAGCUUAAUAAGUCCACUUGAAUCUCCAAGAAGGGAGGAGAUAUGAGGCACAACAGACACAAGGCUUGUUCAUAUCUCAGCUUGAUAAGCCAAGAUACAUGUUUGUGAAAACUGAGCCAUUAAAAGAAUCCAUAGUUUACCUAAACAAGCCAUGGUUUCAUGUUACAUUUUUGUAACAUGAUAUGUAACAUGAGAUAUGUAACAUGAUACAGAUAUGUAACAUGAGAAUCUUAAAAUGUCUUAGAAGCAGCUUGAACUGCUUCUAUGUCAGUACUAUGGUUAAAUAUACAUUACUGAAAGCUGUCGGGGGAAGUACCAGGCUAGGGCUUUCUGCUGGUUGAUACUAAUAAUGGGUUAGAUUUUGCUUUUGUUUUAUGUCAUCUUCCAUCAUUAUGUGCUUUCUGGUCUUGGAUAGGGCAAGUUUACCGCUUCUGCACACUGGAGGGCACGUGGCUGCUGGAGGAAAAUUCCACCAUUCCGUGGAGGAACAUAUCUGAGUGUAUGGCUACUGAUGAAGUAAGUGCCUAAGAUUUUGCUGGAAUAAUCACUAGCCUUUAUGCUACAUCCUCUGUCCCCAGAGACUGUUACAGCAGUAGUAAUGGUAGUGAUGUUUUUUAGAUAUAUGUUUUCUGUUAGAUAAUAAAGCAUGCUACCCACUGCUGGUUGCUCAAAUUCAGAUUGUUUCAAAAUUUCAGUGGAAUUGAAACAAGUAGCAUGGGCAUGGCAUUCUUUGGUCCCAAUGUUUAUCGGGACUGAUACUAAUUAUUGCAACCAGUAUAGAAGCUGCAAAUGUUGAAGGAAAUUGCUUGCAUGUGUGACCAUAGGGGGGAGAAAGCAAGAAAAUACACUGACAAUGUGGUAUAUUUUCUAGUGGUUUCUCCCUUUACAAGAUACUUGUGAAAGACAAUGGGAAAUGGAUGGGGUUGCAAAACUCAUCUUUUUAGCAGUUUUGUAUUUUCAUUUACAUUGCCUUCAGCUGGGCUGUACUGACUUAGACUAUUAUAAUAACCACGUGGACUUUUUUGGAGGAACUCUGUGAACACGCAUCAGCUUAAACCAUGGGUAGGCAAACUAAGGCCCGGGGCCUAGAUCCGGCCCAAUCACCUUCUAAAUCCGGCCCGCGGACGGUCCAGAAAUCAGUGUGUUUUUACAUGAGUAGAAUGUGUCCUUUUAUUUAAAAUGCAUCUCUGGGUUUUUUGUGGGGCAUAGGAAUUCAUUCACCCCCUCAAACAAAAAUAUAGUCUGGCCCCCAACAAGGUGUGAGGGACAAUGGACCAGCCCCCUGCUGAAAAAGUUUGCUGACUCCUGCCUUAAACCAAAGGAUUUCAGUGCUCAGAGGUUUCUGAAGUAGUCUGUGUUGCCCCACAAAGUUUUGCAACAAGCCAAAGCACUUGCAAGCAAUUUGUUGGAAACUUAAGACUUUAGAAACCUGAAUGCAAAGCUGUGUAAAUGUUCCUCAUCACAUGAAAUUAAUUGGGGGCAGUCCAGCGGAAGUCAGACUACCAUAAUUACUAUUGAACCUAAAUAUAGCACUUUAGAGUUUGCAGCACAGUAAUCUUCACAGCAACUCUCUGUGAGGUAAGGUUAUAUUGGGCUGAGGGUAAGAGAUGGAGGGUUGCUUAGAACCACCUUGUGAUCCUCCAUGACAAAGGUGAGAUUGAAAGUGGUGAUUUUCAAGCUCAUUUUAGACAUCAUGCUACAUCAGCUUUUGGCUACAAUUGUUUACUGUAGGGGUGAAGUGCAUGCUCUCAGGGACAAUCUUCUGGAGGUCAGAAACAAACAUUAUAAGGGUCACUUUUCUUUCUUUCUGACAUUCCCUUCUCUCUUUCUCCCCAUGCAUUGGGCUGCUGGGGGAGAGAUAAGCCAUUUCUACUGCAGGUCUGAAGGGCUUUUGUCCCUCCUCCUCCCUCCAGUUCUCCAAAUGUUUAAACUCCCAUUCUCUCCCCCCCCCCACUACCUUCUUGUCCACCUCUCCCUCUGGGCUCUUCCAGCUAGCAUGAAAUUAUUCUAAAGGUCACAUGUUACCAACCGCGGUCUACAUUGCCAUGUUACGAUUGUUCAGCAGAAGUGGGAAGAAUACAAAUAGAGAACAGGGCAGGAGAGAAAUUCUGCAAGUUUGAAGUGAGGUUAAUUAAAAUGCAGGAAAUCCCCAAGCUUGCUUCCCCAUCUAUUUCCUCAUUCUUUUGAAUGCCUGUGACAUAGCUGAAGAUGAUGUUCAGAGAAGCUGAAUUGCUGUAAUACAAACCACAUGCAGGGACAUUUUUUGUCUCCAUUGGCUGUUUAAAAGAUUAUUUCACAGUUGUGUAGAAAGCUGCCAACAAGACAGAUGCUUAACGACAGUGCUUGGUCGUUUGGCACCUGUCUCAUUUCCAUAAAAUAGAGUGCUUUGGGGGGUAAUGAUUUAGAAACCCUGAAUACUGUGUUGUGUCCUGAAAUGUAAAUACUGAUUUUUAUUUUCAAUUUUCAACAACCCCAACAACUUAUUCUCACACUGUUUAGAGCCAUAGAUAAAAAUAGAACUCAGAACAACCUUUAGAUUUGGGUAGGGUGAAGGUCAUCAUGUGGCUUGGCUGUAGCUGUCCUUGAGCAUGAAAUCCAACUGGAAAGAUUGAAGCUCAGAGGAAUGGUCACAGACUAACAAUUGGUCCAGGCAGAGCUCAUUAAAAUAAAUGGAAGUUCUGCCAGUGACUUAUGAAUUUCACCUAUAGUUCUGCUGCUUCUGUCUUAAGUUUGUGCCCUUUGCAAUUUCAAACUAACUCCAUGCAUUGGUUAUUAAUUUAAAGUUGGCUGACACAUGCAGUUACUGCUCUCCCUUCUGUUCUGAAUUCUUCUUUCCUUUUCCAAAUCAGUCUUCCCUUUAAAAACAGCAACACCCUUCCACACAAUCCAAAUCACUCACAAGACAUUUGGGUGGCAUAUCUCAUAUACCGCCAGCUCACGUGGUCCUGGAGAAUUUCCCCUUUCCUGUGUGAGAGGAGGCAGCACUCUGUUUGUACAGGGGACAAAACACCACUCCAGUAUCAAGAUACAAAAUAUAAGGGGCAAAUUAGGCUCAGUAACAGUCUCCCAUAUUUGGGUUUGAGUUUCAUUUUAUUAUUUUCAUGUAAUGAGUUUUUAAGCUUUCAGGAUAAGUUAUGCUCCCAGGGCACAUUGUCCCGAACAAAAAAAGAACACAUGGUUUUGGGAUUCCUGAUAUAUUGGACUUGACGUUUGUGAUCUGUACUACUUGCCUAUGUUUUUGUAUAAGAUUGUUGGCUUUGCAGUUCUGUUUAUCCACUCAGCUAUGCCUUGCGUUGACCAUCUGCUCAUCUUAGAGGAUUUUGAGGAAGCUGGGUUCGUCCAAUAACUAUAUCCUUCCAUUGCAUUCUUAUGUUAUCUUCUUUUAGGACUCACCAGAAGGCCACAUGCUAUUCCUUUCUGCCAUCUAUACCACUGGAUAUGCUCUUUCCUUCUCGGCCCUUGUCAUAGCCACUGGCAUCCUCCUGGGGUUCAGGUAACCUUGAUAUGCCUACAAAGAGUCAUGAACUCCAAAUUGCAAAUAGCAUUUGACUAGUACUUGUGUGCACUAAUGAUGCCUGUUGCAAAAUUUCAAAAACCUCAAACGUUUAAAUGCAAUAAAAUGGGAAGUCAAAGGCAGCAUAAAAGUGAGUUUCACAUAAAUGGUGGAAGAGUUUAAAGAGUUUGUUGUAAACUAUUACAUACAUAUAGUGGGGGAACUGUGGUGCGAGAAUAGAGUGCCCAAGUUCACUGUGUUAUAACCAAUAGUGAUAAUAUUUUGCCUUCAUCAGUCAGAACCAUACUGGGCUAUCGCUUGUUCUUGGUGUGCUGCACAUCGGAAGCAGCUGAUAUUUGUGCUUAAUAGAGAGACAUAAACUCUCCUGCCCCCCUCCCCCAAAGAGGUAUUAGUUUGAUGCUAUAGUAACAGAUGUAAACCCUGAAAUCACUAUUAACUCAGAUAUGGCUGAACUAUUGUAUAGGAACAUUUUGCUUUGUAUCAUAGACAGAGCAUUUUUAUUUCGAUGGAGGGACAAAACUGCCUUGCUCUACUGCACAUUUCUUUUCAGAUGGGGUUUGUUAUUAGGUGGCAGAAAGGCAAGGGAGAAGAAAUGUUUGAGAUUCUUGAAUAAAGGAUUGCUGUUACAUUGCUACUGGGUUCUAGCUACUGAGUUGAUUUUUUUUUCUUUUUGACAGGUUGUGAUUUCUGUUCUCCUAGAGCAUGACUGAGAUUCAUAAUGAAUGUUCAUUGUUACUUAUUGUGAGCCUAGAGGGGAAAUCAUGCUCCCACAACAGUCCAUAUAGUUCUUAAGUGGCAUAUUUUGCUUUUCAAACAAUAGGUAGUAAAUAUCAGAACUCUUGAUAGAAGCUGAUGCUUCUGCCACAGCCCCCUGCAGAUUUUCCCAGUGCACAGAAAGCUAAGGCAUGCCUCACAAAAUCCAUUUCUUUAUCUAAAGAGAUUUGAAGAUCAGUUCUUCAAAUCCCUCUCCUGUGGCCACUUUAGUAAGAAUUCAAAAUAGUUCUCCACUUCUACACAUCUUUUUUAGUCUAAACAUGGUUUGGAGCUUUUCGGGGUGAAGGCAUUAUAAGUUUUCCUUUGCCUUCAACAUAAGAAGAAAUCCCUGCAGCUCUUCCUGAAUUAUAUGCCAAGUGACUCAUUUGCCCACUUCAGUUUUGAGCGGAGUCCCCCUGUUGCCCUGUUCAACAAUUGUUACAGCCUACACGUUUGAGUAACUUAAACUUGAUUAUUUUUCAGGCAUCUGCACUGCACCAGGAACUACAUUCACUUGAACCUUUUCACCUCAUUUAUCCUCCGUGCUAUAUCCAUCUUCAUUAAAGACUCUGUGAUAACUUGGAUGUAUAGGACAGCUCCUCGUGAACAGCAGUGGGAGAGUUUAUUCUCUUAUCAGGUAGGGGGAUGAGGCCAAAACACCUUUAGUACCAGUGAUCCUGUGACUCAAUAUAUUUGUAUUUAACUUUCCAUCUUCAUUUGAAGGAAAAGGUGCCCUGGGAUGCCUUGUUAGAUUUGCACGCUUCUAGAGGUUUGCUCUCAGUGCUAGUCAUCCAACUGUCACAAUUUCAGUUGUGAAUGAUUUUUCUGAUACAGUUGAAGUCUCCCUUGGUGCUCUUGUUGUAUAAAACUUUUCCUCUGUGCUCCAUUUUAUUUGUCAUUUUCUUUCCCUGAGAUGAGAAGGAAGCAACCAAUUCUUUUUCUGACAAGUGUCUGUUGAACUAUGUCUCUUUAGCUACUAUUCCAAUAUCCCAACAAACAUCUAGAAAUAUUACCUCAAAAAACCAAAGACUACGUCGGGAAAGAUACCAGAGUUUUCCCAAAACAGAAGGUCUGGGAUUCCUGAACAGUUCUGCCCUGUCCCAUUAUUAUACUUGGUAAACAAUUCCACUUUGGUUUGAUAUUUGAACUGUGUCACCCAAAAAAGUGGGAAUUCAGUCGUCUCUGUUCCCUGAUUUUGUGAGGACUGACCAUCCCUGCUUUUACACUGAUUGGUAGCUGUGAGAAAUGGCUUGGAUCCUGAGAGACUCAAACAGUAGGAAGUUUGCCAAAGAGGACUUGCCUGCCUCCCACACUCCCUGAAAGCCUCUCUGAAGAGUUGGAGAGACUCUCUUGGAUAGUGUGGGAUGGGGCAUGCAAUGAGAAAAGAGGAAAUUGCCAAAAUUGAGCAGAGGUCCCUUAUACAGGUGGCCUCCACUUGAACAAGGUGCCUCUGUCUAAUUUUAGAUUACUUCCUCACCAGCCCAUCCUGCCAUGUUUAACAGGGCCCUCCGACCCUCUGAAUAAGCUUUUCAUAGACAGAUACAGUGGUGCCUCGCAAGACGAAAUUAAUUCGUUCCGCGAGUUUUUUCGUCUAGCGAAUUUUUCGUCUUGCGAAGCACGGUUUCCCAUAGGAAUGCAUUGAAAUUCAAUUAAUGCGUUCCUAUGGUCAAAAAGUCCAAACAAAGCCAAAUUUGGUACAACAAGAGUUUAUUAACUGCUCUUUAAAGUCACACAUACUUUAAAGAGCAUAUCAAAAAUUGAAGGAACAAUAAAUUAAGUUUCUAAACAUGACAGGAAAAACAUUUAAAAAUCAAAAAGGGUACAUUACAUUUUCUAAGACUCUGGGGACCACUCGAAGAAGGUUCCUCUUCCACUCUUUGCUUCUUGCUGAGGAACCUGUCCAUGGUCUGCUGCUUCAUCCGCCUUUUCAGCAGCUCCCUGAGAGGCAACAUGACCGUCGUAUCAAAAAUGUUCGCUUGGUCAUGUGCCACGUGCUUGUCAGGGUGGUGCCGCUCUGCAAAAGCCUGCACCUCCUUCCACUUCUGGCAAAUGUCCCUCAGUUCUUUGGAGGACAGCCGUUCCUCAGUUGCUUCCUCCUCUUCCAGCGAGGCCUGCUCCUGCGCAACCUCUGACUGCAGUUCAACCAGCUCCUGGGUGGUCAGCUCGUGGUCGUGCUCCUCCACCAGCUCGCAGACGUCCUCCUCUGUGACCUCCAGGCCCAUGGUCCUCCCCAAGGCAACAAUGUCCUGCACCACUGUCGACUCUGGUGCAUCAGAGUCACUUGGUGCCACACAGUCCGGCCACAGGCUGCGCCAAGCGCAAUUCAAAUUCCUCUGGCUGAUCCCCUUCCAGGCCGUGGUGAUCAUCUUCAAGCAGGUGACGAUGUCGAAGUGGUCCUUCCAGAAUUCCCGCAGGGUGAUGGUGGUGCAAUCAGUCACCUCGAAGCAUCGCCUGAAAAGCUCCUUGGUGUAGAGUUUCUUGAAAUUGGCGAUGACCUGCUGAUCCAUCGGCUGGAGCAGUGGCGUGGUGUUAGGCGGCAGGAACAUGAUGUUGAUGAAGCUGAACUCCUCCAACAAGUCCACCUCAAGGCCUUUAGGAUGAGCAGGAGCAUUGUCCAUCAGAAGCAAAGCCUUCAGCGGCAGGUCGUUGUCCAGCAGGUACUGUUUGACAGCAGGGCCAAAGGCAAGAUUGACCCAGUCCACAAACAGCACACGUGUGACCCAAGCCUUGCUGUUGGAUCGCCACAUGACACUCAGCCGCUCCUUGUCGACCUUGUGUUUCUUGAAGGCCCGUGGGUUCUCCGAGUGGUACACCAGCAGGGGCUUGAUCUUCAGGUCGCCGCUUGCGUUGGCACAGAAGAGCAGGGUCAGACGGUCCUUCAUGGGCUUGUGGCCAGGCAACUUGGCCUCCUCCUGUGUGAGGAAAGUCCUUUUGGGCAUCCUCUUCCAAAACAGCCCGGUCUCGUCGCAGUUGAAGACCUGCUGUGGAACGUAGCCCUCCGUCUUCACAACCUCCAGGAACUCCAAGGCAAAGUCUUCAGCCGCAGGAACAUCAGAACUGGCAGCCUCUCCAUGCCUGACCACGCUGUGGAUUCCGGAUCUUGCCUUGAACCGGUCAAACCAGCCUCUGCUUGCCUUGAAGACUUCUGGCUCGGCCGAGGUUCCUGGCUGUUCCCGGAUGAGGUCUGCGUGCAAGGCCUUGGCCUUCUCACAAAUGACGGCCUCAGUCACUGUGUCCCCUGCACGCUGCUUCUCUUCUAACCAGAUGAGCAGCAACUUCUCGACCUCCUCCAGAACAGCUGGGCGGUUCUUCACGAUCCUGGUGACUCCCUUGGCUGCAUCAGUCGCAAGGAUCUUCUCUCAUCUUCAGGAUGGUCCCGAUGGUCGAUGGGUUCCUGCCGUACUCCCUGGCGAGGUCCGUCACACGCAUUCCACCGUCGUGCUUCCGGAUGAUCUCCUUCUUCAUCUCCAGCGUCACCUUCUCCUUCUUCCUCUCGCCGGCCUCCGCAGCAGCAGCAGUCUUCUUGGGUCCCAUGGCAGCACAGCUGUUACCUUUGUAAACUCAGAAAAGAAAAAAAUCAGCAAUUCAAACCCAGAACCAAGUCCUUGAAUUCCAAACACCCAACCCAAAAUCCAAAACCCCCAAAAAGUUUUAAAAGUUUAACUUACGAAAUGGCUGCAAAUCACCAAAGUCUUCAAAAUCCUCAAAUGGCUGCAAAGAAGUUUUGGGAAAGCUUUAAAAAUCACCAAAGUCUUCAAAAACCUCAACUGUUCCCCAGCCCUCCCCAACUGUUGCAAACCCUCCCCAACUGUUGCAAACCCCUCCUGAACUGUUCACACAGACAGCCAGCACACAGAAAUUCAAAACCCAGAAAUUUUUUCAAAAAACAACAACAUGGCCCAAUGGUUACAGAAAACCAUAAAAAUUCAAAAAAAGCACACAAGCUCCCAGAUUCCUGCAAACCCCUCCCCAGCUGUUCCCCCAGCCACCCAGCACACAGAAAUUUAAAACCCAGAAAUUUUUUUCAAAAAAAAAACAACAUGGCCCAAUGGUCACAGAAAACCAUAAAAAUUCAAAAAAAACCCCACACAAGCUCCCAGAUUCUUGCAAACCCCUCCCCAGCUGUUCCCCCAGCCACCCAGCACACAGAAAUUUAAAACCCAGAAUUUUUUUUUUAAAAAAAAUAAACAUGGCCCAAUGGUCACAGAAAAUCAUAAAAAUGCAGAAAAAAGACACACAAGCUCCCAGAUUCUUGCAAACCCCUCCCCAGCUGUUCCCCCAUCCACCCAGCACACAGAAAUUCAAAAAUUCAAAGCCAGAUUUUUUUUAAAAAAAAAUAAACAUGGCCCAAUGGUCACAGAAAAUCAUAAAAAUGCAGAAAAAACCACACAAGCUCCCAGAUUCUUGCAAACCCCUCCCCAACACCAAGUCCUUGAAUUCUAAACACCCCAACCCAAAAUCCAAAAAACCCAAAAAGUUUCAAAAGUUUAACUUACCAAACAGCUGCAGAAGAAGUUUUGGAAAAGCUUCAAAAAUCCAGCAAACUCUUUAAAAAGCUCAGAAAGGCCACCACACCGCGUGCAAUGUGUUGCUCCUCGAGGUCAAGUCGCAACUGCACCUCUUCCAGCAAUGCACCCUGGGUUUUAACGGUUUUACGAAAAAGGAAACAAACUUGCAAGACGUUUUCGUCUUGCGAAGCAAGCCCAUAGGGACAUUCGUCUUGCGAAGCAACUCGAAAACGAAAAAACCCUUUCGUCUUGCGAGUUUUUCGUCUUGCGAGGCGUUCGUCUUGCGGGGCACCACUGUACAUAGGUAUAUGUACACGCAUACUUGGGGGGUGUGGUGGAAAAGCUAUUCUCCUGUUGAAUUUGUUCAAAAUACAAUUGACACUCUCAAAAGGUGUUUUUUUAAAAUGCCAUUUCUAGCCAAGUACUGGCUGGGGGAAUCUGGUAUCUGUCGUGUCACAUGCACUCCUGCUUUUGCUUCCUUGUCUUUCACAAUGCAUCCUGUAUUCGCUAAUUUCUCUGUUCUUCUGUUUCAGGAGUCACUUAGCUGUCGCUUGGUCUUUGUGAUGAUGCAGUAUUGUGUGAUUGCCAACUACUAUUGGCUGUUGGUGGAGGGAAUGUACUUGUAUACGCUGCUAGCACUAUCUGUUUUUUCUGAGCAGAGAAUCUUUCGGCUCUACCUUUUUGUUGGCUGGGGUAAGUAAGUCUCUCCUCCCUCCCCACCCGCCACCGUUUUUAAUGAAAAAGUGCAUUUCUCUGCUUGAGUGCUCCAGGAUAAAUGAAAUUGAAGCAGGAGCAGGGUUAGCAUUGUCUUUUGCAGUAAAAGAAGUACUAACCAUUUGAUCUACUUUCUUUUCUCUUUUUGCUGCUAAACUCAGAUGCAUCUUUAAGACAACAACAUAGCCAUCAUUUUUAUACUUGUGUUAGGAUCUUCUUCUGCUAGGCUUGGGCUUGCUACUCUACCACCCAUCAGGGGUGAGGAUGGUCUUCUUUUAAGAAGCAUGCAAAGGGGCAGGGAUGAAGCUGCUCUCAAGUGGGCCACAAUGAUAGCCUUUCUUGUAGAGUAUGUGGCAUGCUCUAGCUAUGCCUUUACUUUCAAAGAGAAAAUAAUAGGAUUCUUUGUGGAAGAGAGUGCUCAGCUGAGCAUUUCACAAUACUCAUUUCCAAGGGAGUGUAUGAAGACCAGCAAACCAAAUCUCUAUUAACCGCACUAUGAUUUUGCCAACCAAUUGUAGUUCAAGUGGCUUUUGCCAUGAAAAGGCUAUCUGCCUGGUAGUUAUAUACAUUGCAAAAUUGGGACUGACCAGGCAAGAAAUGUAUCACAUAUAUCAGGCACAUUCUUAAUAUCUGUUUGUCAAACUAUUAUGAAGUCUCUGUGAUAAAUUAUCCAUUAGCCUUUGGAAUUCUUGAAAUGUGAUUAUUAUAAUAGUGAUGCUUAGCACAGAGCUCAGUCGCAAAUGCAAAACUUUGGUAAUGAUCUUGCUGCUUUAUUUUAAUGUUCCUAGCAUUUGUGGUUGUGCCAGCAAUGUUUGCUAAGAGCUCUGGAAACAGAAGGCAGUGCUUAAAAAACAGGACUUCCUGUGCUUCUUUCAUAUCUCUCCCCCCCCCCAACCUGAACCUGAUCAAUAAUUUCAUAAAGCAUCCGAUUGCUUGCUACUAGAUUGAAUUAGGAAAAGUAAGGACAGUGUCUGCUAUUUUUUCUUAUUUGUAUCAUUCUAGCUUAUAUCAUGUUGAUUCUAGUUUAUACUGUGACACCAAUUUUCUGCAUGGCUACUUAAAUAUUUUAAAUGUAUUUUGACUGAAUCAUAUGUAUGAAAUAAUCAAUACACAUUGAAGAUUAUGUUGAACAAUAAACCACAUAGGGUUGCCAUGUGUCCUCUUUUUCCAGGAUACAUCUUCUCUUUCAGGGGUAAAAUUUGAGACAAAUUGCAUUUAUUUGCAUUGAAUGACCGUCAUAGCGUCCUCUUUUUUGCUCUUCAAAAUAUGGCAACCCUAUUAUAGUGGAGGAAAUGUUUAUAUUUACUAUUGUCCUUUUUAGAAUGCUUUGAGAGGCUGGAGACUUAGAAGGUUAGAUUGCAUUUUAGACUUUGCAGUUAUAAGUGCUUUUAUUACGGAGCACCCUUUUCUUUGUGUUCUCAUUUGGUUUGGUUUUGAAAGUAUAAAUAGCGGGAUGUUGUUAAAGUUCUUUGGUUUAUCCAACUGUGUGUUUCAUGAUGUUUAGAUAUUUUGCAACGCACACAGUGUAUACAAAACAAAAAACACAAAUCAGUUUACCAGCAUGCAAGACAACAUACAUAAGCAGAGCCUCCUGAAACUUGCUAUUCCAGAAUAUAAUGAGUAAUGCCCACUUUUCAAUAAAUGUAUUUCAUAGAAUUGUGAGUUGGAAGGGACCCUGAGGGUCAUCUAGUCCAAUCCUCUGCAAGGCAGGAAUCUCAACUAGAACAUACCUGUAAAGAGCCAGUGUGGUGUAGUGGUUUAGAGCGGUAGAUUCGUAAUCUGGAACCGGGUUCGCGUCUCUGCUCCUCCACAUGCAGCUGCUGGGUGACCUUGGGCCAGUCACACUUCUUUGAAGUCUCUCAGCCCCACUCACCUCACAGAGUGUUUGUUGUGGGGGAGGAAGGGAAAGGAGAAUGUUAGCCGCUUUGAGACUCCUUCGGGUAGUGAUAAAGCGGGAUAUCAAAUCCAAACUCUUCUAAAUGACAGACAGCCAUCCAACCUCUGCUGAAAAACCUCCAAGGAAGGAGAAUCCACCACCUCUUGUGGGAGUCUGGUCCACUGUCAAACAGCUCUUACUGUCAGAAAGUUCUUUCUGAUGUUUAGUUGGAAUCUCUUUUAUUGUAACUUGAAUCCAUUGGUUCAGGUCCUAGCCUCCAGAACAGGAGAAAACCAGCUUGCUCCAUCUUCCAUGUGACAGCCCUUUAUAUAUAUGAGGAUGAUUGCCACAUCUCCCCUGUCUCCUCUGUACCAGGCUAACAUAGUCAGUUCUCUCAACUGUUCCUCAUAAAGCUUGGUUUCCAGACCCUUGAUCAUCUGGGUUGCCCUCCUCCCGCAUUCCAGCUUGUCGAUAUCCUUCUUAAACUGUGGCACCCAGAACUGGACACGGUACUCAGGUUGUGGUCCGACCAAGGCAGAAUAGAGUGGAACUAUUACUUUCCUUGAUCAUGAAACUAUACCUGUGUUAGUUUGGUGUCAUCUGUAAAUUUCUUAAACCUUCAGUACUUCACCCCACUUGUCACUUUUUUCCAGGAUGACGAGGAACCAUUAGUGAGCACUCUUUGGGUUUGACGAGUUAACCAGCCACAAAUCCACCUAACAGUUACCUUGUCCAGUCUACAUCCAGCAUGCAUCCUUUUAUAGUCAGGUCGUUUAAUCAUAAUUGCAACAGUUCAUCUAUGAAUAACCAAUCUGAGAUUAAAGGAGCUGUAUUGGUUCUUGCCCUACCGCCCAAUUACAUUCUCUGCAUAACCUGGCAGCAGUGAGUAGAUUGGCCACUAUCUCUGAAUCAGUCUUAUCAACCAGACUUUUUAAAAUAAUAAAACAAUGCUACCUUUAGGUCAUGUGGUAUCAUGUCAUUUCAGUAAUCGAGAAUAGUUAGCAUAGUUGUCCAAACAUUUGUAUUGUUGAGAUGUCUAGAAUAUAUGGGGGAUGGGGAACCAGCAUGCACUGAGUUGCAACAACAGCAGCAGAUUAAUACAGCUUAACCUACAUGGUGUCCAAUACCACUGAAAUUGUAUUUCACAGAUAUUUGCAUUUUUAAUGUCUAAAUUGCUUUGGCAAGUUUUUGCCCUUCUGCUGGUUCACCUUGUGGUCUGAACAUUCUGGCAAAUGAACUUAUUGGCAAAAUUCAAAAUUCAUACAAAUGAUCAGUUGUAAAUUAUUCACCUAGCUCUACCAAAUGCACAGUGAUAUAUUGAUGAUGAAAAUAUUGUGCUCUGUUGAAGCCAAUAAAUAAAUAUAAAUAAUAAAGAGCUCAGAUAGAUAGAAAUGUCUAAAGCAAUUCUGCCGGGGGUGUUCUAAUGGCACUUUACAACCUACAAAUUGUACAAUUAUUUAAAAUCCUACAAAGCAGAGAGCUGACAAAAUGUUUUACCCUUUAUAAAAAAAAAUGUCUGACUUUAGACAUUUAUCUAAAUAAAUGGAAAUGGGGGGAAUUAAUAGUCUGUCCAAACCUAGACAGACCUAAAAAUCCAUUAUGAGGAAUACAGCAGAGCUCUGUCUGUCUUGCUGCCUGAAAUAUUUCUGAUUGCAGGCUCAACUUAGCAAUACUUGAAGACAAUGGUUGCAAUGCAGGAAGGGAUCCAAUAUGCACUCUGAGCAAAUGCAGUCUAGUUCUCCUCUGAGAGCUGAGAACAGCACAUUAAAAUGGAGGUCUGUGUAUGGGUUUAAAAGAGAGAAUGUGAAAUUAUCCUUGUCUUCAUGGGACGUUGAAUCAUGCCCAGUUACAUAUUUUUCUGUUCAGCAGUAGAGUUCUUGUGAAUUUUUCUUACUAUGAUAGUGCUAUAAAAAUGUUUUCUUUCUCCAAACCUUUAUUAGAUAUAUUACAGAUAUAGACCAUCUUAAAACAUCCAUAUACAAAAAAUUCUCUCUCUUUCCCUGAAUCUAAUAGCUGAACUUGAUUGGCUAUUUAAAAAAAAUUGCAUCUUUCUUAUCUUUACUUAUUUUGUAGAUGUGGAGGUUUGCUGCAGUGGGAUUAAGGAAUUGUGACUUGGUUCAAGGAAACAGUAGAUUUUGUUCCUCUUCUUUAGUUCUAGCACUGACUCCCAGAUCAAACUUACACUCACCUCAACACCAUACAUUUAAAUCACUCUUAUAUCGCUUUUAAACUCAUGGCAUCCCCAAAAGAAUUCUCAGCACCCUUAUGGACUACAGUCCUAGGAUUGUUUGGGGAAAGCUAUGGUUGUUAAAGUGGUAUAAGACAGCUUUGAAGGCAUGCCCUGAAUGUGUCAUGAGGCUUAUUCACACAUUGCAGAUUUAGUAAUACUGGCUUGUGUUCCAGAACACGGAUACAUGCAUUUAAUCCAUAUGAGAGCACAGAAAAAACCACACUCUGGCUCUCUUGUCUUGCAGCACAUUUAUGCACUGUGUGUAUAGAUGCUAAGAUGUGUUUAGUUGCAUCACACAUUGCAUUGUACAAGCGGGUAUAGACAAAAACUAUAAUGAGUACUUAAUGUACUAUAGUGUGAAAAGUGACUCUUGGCUAGUUUUUAAUAUAGAAAAUCAGAUUUUUUUUUACACCUUCAUGUCUUCCCUCAGUUUUUAGUGAGUGACUAGAUAAAGAACAUGCUUGGGCAGUUAUAACCAGGUGAAGAGCAAGAUGUUUACUUUGUUGUUUUUUAGAUAUUCUUGUGAAUGAGUUUUGUAUGUGGGAAAAUGAAAAGUGACAGUGUUUUUUGCUGCUAUGGCAACUACCCCAGUGGGGAAGACCUUGCACAAUAGCCAGCAGGUUGAUCUUAGAAGUGCAGCUCCUCUACAGUGUUGAUGGAUUUCUUCUGGUUUGGCUUACACGACUACUGGUGCUAAUCAGAACUACCUGAGUAAUUUAUUAUGUCCUAGGUCUCCCUUUCUGUUAUCUCCCCUAGCUUGUUAACUAAUGCAAAUUACUUUCUGAAUGAAUUGCUUAAACAAGCAGCAAUCCAUACGUCACUUCGAAAGGUUUUAUUGCUCAUUGCCUAAUCAUUAUGGCUUGUGAUCAUAACUUUGUGCUUAAGUUGUGCACUUUUGUUCACUCUCCAGAUAAUGCAGAGCACUGAUGUGCCAUCCUAUUAAAUUUUAGGGAUAAGAGUGGCAGGAAAUUCUGUUGUCUUAACCUUCCAUUAUUUCUCAGAUUCUUAAAUAGAGGCGACUUCCAGGUUAUGCAAAGGAUAGUAGGAUGGAAUUGAAUGAAAUAUUUUUCUUAUGCCUCUUAGAGACACUUUCUCAGUGUUCAUUAUUAUCCAAGUGCUCCAUGCUUUCCCUCUUAUUCCCUCUUAUUGCCCUAUUCUGUAGUUUAAAUAGAAUGCUUCUGCAUGGGCAGUCAUUGACAUAUUCCUGACUGGGUCAUGCAGGUAACUUCCAGAAUUAUUGCAUGAAGAAAUGACAAAUCACUUGAGAAAAUUGCUGUAUAAAGUUACAUGGGCAAUCUAUUAUGGUGUAACUGUUAUUGUUCUUUAUUAAAUUUGUAUACUGCUCUGUACCCAUAGAGCUUAGGGCGGUAUACAACACAAACUCUUACACAUCUAUACUCAGGGAUUCCAUUCAGUAAGGCUUGACCAGGAAAUAUCUUGAACAUAAAUCAUGGUUUCAAAAUAAUUAGCAUUUCAGCUAAUGUUAGGUAAAGUUCUGGAGUUCUAUAUGUAAUCAGAUUUAAUUUUUAUUAGUUCAAAUAGCAUUCUGUAAUUUUGCUUAUGGUGAAUUUGGAUUUUUUGGCAUCUUGAGGUUAGGGUUCUACCUUUGGACCUAUUGAGGAAAAUUGGUGAAAUAGCAUAUUUCUGAAUAAUAACUUUGUUUAGGGCUACUUAACUGAGACAUCUUCAUUAAUAUUUUCCUAGAGUACACACACGCUCUGUCCUUCUGUAGCUAUGGAGGUAAAUGUAACAGAGCACUAUUCCCAGUGUUCUCCUGUAAAGUACUAGUGGUGAGUAUUCCACAACUAUGAAGUCUAAAGAAAUGAGAUGAAAAGAGGAGUCUUAAGCCCAGAACAGAGACUACAAUUUAAUUUUGAUUCAAAACACAUUUGAAAUAGUUUCCCACAAGGAAAGAAAAGGUAUACUCAGUGACUGUCCUUUUUCUGGUGCCUGUGAAAACCUGGACUGCUAAACAGCAAACUGUUUUUAAAGAUACUUCAGCUAAAUGAAGUUGGUGGAUGGGCAUUAGCUUUUAUGUACAUAUUUACUGGGCUAUGUUGCAUAAAUGCCAGUUUGGAUUUGAGGGGUUUUUGUUUUUUGUUUUUUUGCUUUCAGCAUAAAUUAAAAGUCUGUGGGUUUUAAGAAAAACAUACUUCAAAAUUCUUUACAUCACUUCUGGAUUGUAAGAGUACGUGUUUCCAUUCACAAAGCUAGAGGGUUAGUGAGUUUUCUAGCAUCACUUUAAGGCCCAUCUGUAGGCAAAGAAAGACAGACUAUGGCUUAUCUGCAUACAGAAUGAAACCUGACUUGGAGAACCAGAUGAUGCUUUACUGUAGCACAACAUAGAACAGUUCAUCUGCAAAGAGUUCUCAAGGAAUCUCUCUCACCAGGCAACAGAGCAGUAGAUGAAACUUGGUGUUAGUAAGUGCAAAUUAAUACACAUUAAAGCAAAUGCGUUCAAUGCCACACAUACACUGAUGUGUUCUGAAUGCCUGAAACUACUUAGAAAAAGGCACCAUGGCUAUUGUAGAAACCUCAUUGAAACCAUUAGCACAGUGUGUGUCUGCACUGCAAUGAAAUAGGCAAACAUAAUGUUAGGAAUUAGUAGCAAGGUUGAAAAUACUACUAUGAUUAUGGAAAUCUAUCGUAUGUGUGCUUCUAAGAUAGGGGUAUACAAGCAGAGAUUUUUAUCCAUUAAAGGGGCUGCAGUUUUCUCCCUUCAAUUUUAACACUGUUCUAAACCCUCCCUUUGGUCUCUCUGUGAUUCAUUUUGUGUUUUCAAGUGUACUUUUAACAAUGCAGACAGUUUUUUCCAGCCUGUGACAGCCACCAGCUGCCUGGUUAUUCUCUGAGUAUACUUAUCCAUUGUUAAAUUGUCUAAAUUUAUCACCUUUCAACAAAUCAAUAUGGAUUAUUGGAACUACUCUUUUUUGAUCUGUCAACAUUUCCAAUUAAAUUGUCCGUUUAAGAUCUUUCAUAAACAUAACUCCUGACAACGCAGCUGUGUUUGGACCUAAUUGUUUUAAUUUCCACUUUUUUCAGACCCUUGGAAAGCUUUCAGUCACAAUACUAUUUUCAACCUUAAUGCUGAAUUUAUUGCAUUGGUCCAUAUUCUCUCAGAGUAUAUGUUUUGAAAUAAACUUCUCAAUUUCUCCGCUAUAUAUGAUCUCUUCCAGAAUCUCAUUGUUCAGAAAAAUGUAUUUGGCAGGCAAAAUAAUAUAAGGGAAUAUUACAUUGUCAGGGAAACAUAAACCUCCUGCUUUAGAGAAUCUAAUAAGAAUAGUUUUUGUUUUCCUUGGUUGCUUUUUGUGCCAUACGAAAUCCAAAACCUUUUCACUGUUCCCUAGCUUUAACUUGUAGGUAAAUUCUAGAAUAGAAACAUCAACUGUAGCACAAUUCUGCCCAUCCACUUCAUUGUAUUCAUUUCAUUAAUUACAAUUUUUAUAAUGUAUCAGAGAUCUCCUUGUAACUGUGAAUCUGAUCCGAGUUGUUUUAACUAACAGAAUUAUAAAAAUCAAAAUUAACACCACAUCAGGCAGUUAGUUAUAAGAUAUAUGUAAUUUAAGUGAGCUAGUUUAGAUGCAAUGCUAAACUAUUGUUUGGUGUUACAAGAGCAAAUGUUGGUGAGCUUUGGACUAUGUGGGGGAAAGGUUUUAAAAAAAUUGAGUACCUUCUGUAGCAUUUUUUACAGCCAGCUAAAGAGGCAGAAAGGAACAUGCCAUUCAAAAAGGGGAAAUGAAACGAAAAGGUGAGAAAAUUAAGGUUCCUUCCCCUCUUUGAGGUAAAUUUAUUCUCUCUGCUGUCCCUUACUAGUGACAAGGAGCUAUUAUAGCAUGUUGGCAACCACAAUAGAAUCUGACUAGGAAGGAGCCAUGAGGGCCUUGUGUCAUAGGAGAGGAAUUAUGGGAGAUGGGCUCUUUCUUUUAGUCUAUUAUCACUCUAUUCUUCUUAUAAGAAACUUGUCAAAUAGAAUAUUAACAUCUUUAUUAGGACAUACUACACUGUUCUUCACUAGUUACCAGUUCUUUAGUAGGGAACCAAGUUUUCUUAUAUGUGUUGCUGCUUUUUGAAUUAUCCCUUUUUACAAGGGCUACUAGAGAAUAGUCCCGGCUAUUUUUCCAUCUGAUGUCGGAUAUUAUCAAGUAAACUGUGUUUUGGAAAGGAUUUGAGUCUACUAUGUUUCCUACUAAAGAAUCAUUCUUUCUUCAGUUGUGGCUCCAGUUUUCAUUGCCUUUGGCUUUCUCCUAUAUGAAUAGGGGCAGAAGUUAGCAAUAUGUAUUCCACAGAUUGAUUAAAACACUGCUAGGCUGCAUUCACAGUGUGGUUUAUUCCAUUUCCCCAACAUUUCUCUCAGUGUUGAUUUCCAUGUCAUAUCUGAGCUUCCACAAGAUGUAAAAGCAACUUCUAGAAAAAUAGUGGAAUAUAGCACAAGUUUAGGGUUCAUUUCUGUGUUACUUGCAAACUUUUCCUGGAAACAAAUAACAUGGAAAUGAGCACUAAAAUUGUGCUGUUUUCCACUAUAUUUCUGGAAGUGACUUGUAUGUUGUGUGAAAGCUCAGAUAUCAUGCAGAAAUUAACAGUUAGGGGAAUGUUGGGGAACUGGAAUAAACUGCUGUCUGAAUGCAGCCUCAGUGUGAGCUGAAGAGAAACUAGGAAAUAUAGAUCUGUACUUAACUUAAUAUGAUGUUUUCCCUGUUACUUGACAUAUCUCUAAGCCUGAAGCAUCACCAUUCUGAAGCUGUAUAUCCUGCAAAUGCUGCUCUCCGCUCCCUACAAAAUACUUGACAGAGUUCAGUUCCAUAAAUGUAGCAAACAAUCAACCAGUAUUGUUAACCUUUUUACGACUAUAGGUUUGCUUAUGAAAGCACGGAAAGUAGUUGUUGCCUAGCAACCGUCUGAAACUCAGUGCAGAAACAGAGCAUUCAAAUUUCAGGAAAAUAUUAAGGACCAAAAGGGCUUGAAAUUAAGUUUUCAUUAAUUAGUCUGUUGCAAAGCUUGGAAUAUAGCAGAUGUUUGUGUAGACCAAAGUUGCAUACUUAGCUCCACUUACCUGGGAGUAACACUCACUUGAAUUCAGUAGGACUUUAAUCAGAUUAUUCUGCAGAACAAGGAAUUCUGCAGCUGCAGGCUAUGGUACCUUGUCAGAGAUCUGUGAUAAAGUUUAUCUAAUUAAAACAGAAAAAUUAACAUCAGUGCACACAAAGCAAGCAGGUGUUCAUUUCCUAAAGUAGUGGUCCUAUCUCUGGCAUUCUUCUGAGAAUGGCUUCUGAAAGGCUUUCUUUUGGAAAUCUGAUACGGAAAACGGACUGUUUCAGUUCUUUUUAUUUCUCUCUUCACUAAGUUGACUUCUUGCCCUUCUAUAAUAUAAUUAGUUCAAACAGAACUAAUUUAAAGCUGUAACUGCAGCUGUGCAAAUUAGCAGCUGCUUUAACAGCAGAAUUCAUUGCAAACUAUCCUUUGGAGUGCUGUAUUUCAGGCUGGCAGGAGAAUGGUAGCGGCUACUCUCAGACUCUAAAUAGACCUAGUGAAGGUAUUGCUGUAGAGCUGUCUUGUUCACGCCAUCCCAUUUAAGAUGUAAAAACUACCUUCUCUUGUUGAAUCUAGGUGGCAGUAGCAGGAGAUGCUGGAAUCUGCUUAAUGGCUGAUUAAGUAGUGGUAGUUUCAAUAUGCAUUAACUUCCAAAGGUCAGUCAGAGGUCUCAAUCUAGGCUGAAGCAGGCAGUAACCGAAGACUAAGACAAGACAAUCUGACUGCAAAAUCUAUUUUCAGGGAAGCCUUAGGGAGUUUUAAAAUCAAAUUACAUGAGCGGUAACAACUUUUUUGACUUUGCUAUAAAUCACAAGUGCCAAUACAAAUUGCACUGAGAACAUAUUGCGUAUAAUUAGUUUUAGAAGGAUUAAACGGCCUGAGGCAGUCGAUUUUGGAUUGUGAAGCAGGAGUUUGGGAAAACAAAACAUACCUGUUCUCCUGUUGGGGAGCCUGCACCACAUUUUAAUACUAUGAAAAACUUAGUCCUGAAGAAGAUUCUAGUUGCAUUGGGAAUAUGCAGCUGCCAUCUCUUUGCGGGGAUAGUAUUUCACUUACCCCAUUUCUAAGCUGUGAAAAGUUCCAGGAGUAAUUUUACAGGUUUAAGUUUUCUUUGCAUAAGAGAGCGGUGGAAGCAUAUGAUAUCUUUUGCAUAAUUGUAAGUGAAACAAACCCUUCUGAGGAGCACACGUUUGGGUCUUUAGCUAACCGGGAGAAGGAAGCUGCUUGUUCUGUUGUUCUUCUUCUUCUUGUUGCUCCUGAUGCAGGUGGGGAGGGGGGGGUUAGAUAAAAAAGAUGGAAGAGGGCACAUCUGUAUAAUUAUUAUUUUCCCCCUUCAUAUUUUUCCUUGUGGUACUACUGCCAGCCAGAGUAGAUAAUACUGGACUUAUGUUAUAUGUUGUUUAUUUAUAAUAUCUCUUACCUGCACUUCAUUUUCAAGGCACUGCGAGAGCAGGUUACAUUAAAAUCAAUACUAAAUACAUAUUAAAACAGGAUGCCCAAACAACGUACAUAAAUCAAUGAGAUAAGGAAUUCAGCAGACUUCUGUAAAGGCCUAGAUGAAAAAGAGUGUCUUCAGCUGGCACUGAAAACUCAAUAGAUUUGGUGCUAGCUGUACCUGAGAGGAGAAGGGAUUCCAUUAUUGGGACACUGAUCCCCCAAAGGCCUCAUCUCACACGAAGGAUAGCUGGAUGAAUAGUCUAUAGCUUACCAUGAGGCAACUGCAUGUAGUGCUUGAGGUCUCAGGCUUAGAGCUGCCAUCCUUGAACCUGAGCAUUUUAUAGCUAUAUGGACAGAGGAGUGUAGAAUUCAAAGCACUCAUUUUUCUCUGCUAUUCUUUCAUUGGGAAUGGAAAACUAUGAUUCAGGUAGGUACAAUUGUACUUCUUGCUUUUAACUUGCAGGUGGAUAUACUUGGAUGCACCUAGGGAGUCUCCUGAGUAUAUAGAAAUCACUGUUUUGUUUUUCAGUGCUUCGCUUCAAAACUGCUAGGCACCUGAGUUCUGGCUAUGGCAAACAUGGCAGUUUGGUAGCAAAUAGCCACCCAGUCAGCAAGCACAUCCCUGUAUCUGACCUGCAGUGCGCAACCUGACCACCUUGUCUCAUCCUUUCCACCUUUAUAUACCCAAGGGAUUUAUUGCCCAGUACUGGCAGUAAAACAUGCAUGCAUACACCUGACCAGAUUUAUAACUUCUAAUUAGAUGUUGGUAACUUUGUGUACAGUAUAUCAGUGCAAAGCACAGGCUGUCAGCUCAUAGGUAUGCAAAUUGCUUUCAGAUCUCAGGGUUGUGUUUUAAACUACUGACAAGAACAGAAUCGUUCAAAUUUAGCAGCAGCAACUGUUUUUGUCUGGUUUGUAAGUAUUAAAAUACAUCGCUCGUUUCAAAAACCAGGUAACCCAAUAAAAUAUGACGGUCUUUCUGAGGCAUCCAGGCCCUCUGCAAAUCACAGGGGCUAUUGCUCCGCUCAGCUAUUUGUUUGCUCUAAAGAAAUAAAGCCUGUUUUCUUCGAGCAUUCAUAUCUCAUCUAACCAGUGUUACGGUUUGAGGCUUUUAUUAAUACAAUUUACCUUCUUCGCUUUGCAAGAAAUUAAACAUUCGAAGUAAUUAAAUAGGUUUCAUUAGAUUAAAGGAAACACCUGGGUUUGGAAAUGAUCUGUGGUGGGACACCUAAUGAAUAUCUUCAAUAUUGCAGCUGGACUGUUCUUGCUCAUCUGUCUUGGUAAACAGAUGUUGGGUGUCUGUUGAACAACUUCAAGGAUGGCACUUCACUGGUCUCACUGGCCCUCAAUAUCUUGUCCAAACUAUACUGUUCUUGUUUUAAUUUAUUUUCUUAAAAAAAUGACUCCAGAAGUGAAGAUAGCUUCUAGCCAUUUAUCUGGGCUUCAGGUUAUCUAAUGAAACUGCCACAAUGUAUUAAUAUUAGCUUUGGCAUUCCAUAGUUCUAUUGAAUAAAUUUCAGAUUAAAUUCAGUACUUCCACCUUAUGGAUUUUGUAAUGUGAAAACUUCUUCAGGAAAGGGUGUUUGUGUUUAAUUCAUUUAAGCAUAAUGGGCUCAACUUACUGUCUGCAACCUCUUCUUGACUAAAGUUGUUCUGCGUUAUAUAAAAAACUUUGUGUUGCCUUCCUGUUUCCUUUUUCUUGUUUCUCAUUUUCUGUGCAUAUCUUGUUCCCUCUUUUUUCCAGGUGUGCCAAUGCUGUUUGUUAUCCCCUGGGGAAUUGUCAAGUACCUUUAUGAAGAUGUGGGGUUGGUUCAGUUCUGAUUCAUAGCUGAUCGCUUUUGAGGGUUGUGUUUGCUGCGGGGAGGGGAGAGGUCCCAUUUUCCUUUCGCUUGAUUGCUUUGGCAGUGGCUGUUCCAUUGACUGACAUCUUAUCCAUUUGCUCGUGUUGCAGCCUGGUUAGAGCAGAUCAUGUUUUAUGCUAGAAAAGCAUCUCAUUAAGAAAAAAGAAGAGUUCUGAUGACAUUUUGGCAAAAAUAAAUAAGCACAAGCUUUUGCUGGCCAACCAUUUUCUGCAUCAUUAAAUAUGUGUGUCUUUGGAAAGGUAUUCUAUUCUCUAUCCUGGCCCCUUCCUCUCGCUGCCCCUACUAACUCACCACACUGGUCAGAAUGUCUCGAAACCUCUAUUUCCAGUAGUGGCCAUUAUGGACAAGCAUAAUUUGUUAACCAAUCUUGAUUCUGAAGUUAAUCUCCAUGAUGGGGAAAGUGUGUGUCCUAUAAUGGUGUGGCUGUUGAGGGAAAAGGUUGUGUUUUUACUCAAGGUUACAUGAGCUGGGGAUCUUAUAUUUCCAAUGGAUCAUUUUCAGGCACCAGAAGGAAAACACUUUUGUCACAAGUUGUGGUGAUGCCUACUUGCUUAGAUUACUCUAAUACAGAAUAAGACAAAUUAACUGACUUUACCAGUGGCUGCUGGUUAUGAUGCCCAUAUACAAAAGUGUUUUCCUUCUGGUGCUUGAAAAUCAUCCAUUUUUUCUGGCUGGGGAGGGCGAGGUAUAAAUAAAAAUGUAUUAUUAUUAUAUUAUUCUUAUUAUUAUACUGCCUGUAAGAUUAGAGGCAUCGUGCCUCUGAGUACCAGCUGUCCUGCCUAUACAGUUUUCCCAUAAGCAGCUUUCUGGCCACUGUGGGAAAUUGGAAACUGGGCUAGAUAGUUCUAUUCGUCUGAUCCAGCAGGGCUCUACUUACUAUCUUAUGUUCAGUGAUACUGCCAGUAAUAUAUUCUGUCCAGAGGCUGGCAAAAAUUUCCAACUGUGUGUGUUAUGUCUCUAAACAACAUUCCUCUGAUGAAAAUAUGUUAUUCUCAAUAUGUGUCUGAUUUCCUAUUUGCCUUUACUUGAGUUAUUCAGACUUGUUUAUAAAUACACACUCCUAUUUUCUGUGUGGGUGGCCUCUUGUUACAUCAAACUAUAUCACACAAAAGAAAUAAAAAGACAUUACCAUGUACUUCUUGUUCUUUUACCUUUUAUUGUUCAAAUUUGAGCGAAAAUAACAUAGCUUCAAAAAACAUAAUUUAGCAUUCAGUUCCUCAUCAGGUUAUGCAUGCCUUAAUAAACCUCUUCAUCAAACACAUGCAGCUGGGCAACAGGGAUUGCAGUAGGGCAGCCUGGUCUGAUAGUUGCUGCCAUAGUGGCAAACACACUGUUUGUGAUAGUGAGGUGGUAUUUUCAUUCAGCACCAGCAGCCCACUAAUCAUGCUGGAACAACAAAUGCAGCAGGUAUUACUACUUGUAAUCCCCUUUCAAAUGUCACAGCCGCACUCAGUGAAUGUUAAGAGUGGAAGGCUGUGCCAACCAACAUAAAAGUGGUUGUGGUCGUUUGCACACCCACAACAUGCCUACCUAGAAGUAACGGGGGCGGAGGAAGAGCUUGCCACCAUGACACGUUCUUCUAGAGUGCCAAGAAAAAGCCUGAACAUGUGAAAAUAACAUUUUUUAAAAAUGUACCACUUCCUCUCUUCUGUAAUUGGUGGUGGUGGUCCAAUGUUUUGGGCUCCCAGUUCUGUUUUAGGAGAAUUUACUCAGUGGGUGUGUGAAUUAGCUGCUGAGUGCUCCCAUUUUGAGCUAUUUGUCCUUCCAUCAUUAUUUCCUCUUCCUCCUCAGUUCCCUUUCUUUCCCUCUUGUGCUCAGGGAUCAUAAGUGUGGGGGGAAGUAAUGGUUCUUUAUGCUAUGCAUAUUAAUACGUAUACUGCAUUCCCCAGUUGUCACAUAGAUAUAGACCUCAUAUACACCUGACAGGCUGCUGAGCUGCUUACAACCCUUUCAUCUAAUCUGCCUAGUCAUAGGGCAGGGACAUUGCCCUCCCUAUGUUUGUUAAAUGGAGCCAUGUAUUAAUGCUCAUGACUUGGGUACAAAAUGUUGUACUGGCACAAGGAGCAGCCCCAGUCUUGGAAUGGUUGGUAGCGUGCUGAUCUAGGCUACUUCCUCCCAUAAUCCCCUGCCACAAUCACCCUUUCAUGGCUGCCUGCCGCUUAUUCACAGUCCAUUUACAUACCACAUUUUCUGCAGAGCUGUGCUUAAAAAAACAACAGUCUAAACAUAAUAACAAUAAUACAUAGCUUAAAUGCAAUAAUAACAGCAAUUCUUUAAAGACAUAUCAAAGAAAAUUAAGUUGGCAUAAACCAAAGGGAGGCGGGUGGUGCUGUGGUCUAAACCACUGAGCCUAGGGCUUGCUGAUCAGAAGGUCAGUGGUUUGAAUCCCCACGACGGGGUGUGCUCGGUUCCUGCUCCUACCAACCUAGCAGUUUGAAAGCACGCCAAAAAGUGCAAGUAGAUAACCCAGCGGGAAGGUAAAUGGCAUUUCUGUGUGCUGCUCUGGUUUUGCCAGAAGUGGCUUAGUCAUGCUGGCCACAUGACCCGGAAAAACUGUCUGCGGACAAACGUCGGCUCCCUCAGCCAGUACAGCGAGAUGAGCGCCGCAACCCCAGAGUCGUUCACGACUGGACUUAACUGUCAGGGGUCCUUUACCUUUUAUAAACCUUACCAACAGGACAAUUAAUGUAGUGUAGCCCGUAAACUAAUGGCAGUAAUAACUAGCAACUCCUCCAGCUCUUAUUCCUAGACUCAAAGGUCAAAAGUCCCCAUAGAGUUUUGAGCACAGGGUGGGUGAGGCAUGACAGCUGGAAGCAGCCAUGUAUGUCUUAUGCUGGUUAUUAUUUUUUCUUUAGCUACAAGAGCACAAGUUCAUGCCCUGGGUACUAGUUAUGUAUAGCCAGUUCAGUUUGGCACAGGCACUUCGCACAUUAACCUGAGUUGGCGUAAAGUGUAUGAGCAUAGUGGGCAACGCACAUGCUAAGGACCAGUCCUGGCUUUCCAGCAUGCAGUCCUAAGUAUUUGAAGAAUUAUAUCUCCACGGUGUAUGGUACUGCAAGCUCCUGUGCAUGCAAAAGUGUGAAAUGACUCUUAAGAACCAGCUCCAGUGUUGCACUGAGUGUGUCCCCCCUUAAAAUAAUGUGCUGUCAUUGUGGAGUGUACGUAUAAUGAAUUAUUAGGCAUUGAAAAUUGUACUGACUAUUAAAAUUCUUUUGAUUACAUAAUUCAUUUUUGUAAUGAACCUGUUCACGUUGUAUCUGUUUUGAACCCACUCUGAACGCAUUAAUUUCAGAAAAAUGAAUGUAUAAAUAGACUGGAUGUUUGUGUGACAGUCAUGCUACCAGCCACGCUGGGUGUCAUGCCAUCUGAGGGAGGGUGUGUUCAACUAACACAGAAUGUACCCUUCUUCUCAGCCUACUCCCCCACUUUUAAAGCACACCAGACAAGAUGUUAAUUACUCUGAGAGAGUUCUUAUGGAUGUGAAUUGUACACCUGGCUCAUACUUUUGUGUGUGUCAAAUUGCCCGUCAAAAAUAUUCCUAGCAUUUUCUGAAGUUCUAGUCUAAAGCCAGAUCAAACUAAGUAAGACCUUGACAAGGACCAUUUUUGUUCUGAUGAUCAGUAUAGGUAAGGUAAUGGUAAAGGUACCCCUGCCCGUACGGGCCAGUCGUGUCCGACUCUAGGGUUGUGCGCCCAUCUCACUUAAGAGGCCGGGGGCCAGUGCUGUCUGGAGACACUUCCGGGUCACGUGGCCAGCGUGACAAGCUGCAUCUGGCGAGCCAGCGCAGCACUCGGAAACGCCGUUUACCUUCCCGCUAGUAAGCAGUCCCUAUUUAUCUACUUGCACCCGGGGGUGCUUUCGAACUGCUAGGUUGGCAGGCGCUGGGACCAAGCAACGGGAGCGCACCCCGCGGCGGGGAUUUGAACCACCGACCUGACGAUCGGCAAGUCCUAGGCGCUGAGGUUUUACCCACAGCGCCACCCGCGUCCCUGAUGAUCAGUAUACAGUACCUUAAAAACCAGACAUCUUCCAAUCCCUGCUACUAAGCAUGCUGCAAACUCAGUAGUUUUUUUGGCAAUGUAAAAAUGUGUCAGGAAUGUUCAUGUUGAAUUGCUUGCCUUUUGUGUUACUCAAAGCUGGCUUAUGAUUUCUAUUAAACAAAACCCACUGUCUGAUGCAUUCAGCAGGCCCUAAUGGGCAAUUUGGGUAAACUAAAACUUGUAUAAAUAUUUCUAAAAUGGUAUAAUAACUAACCUUGUGCCUUUUCUUCUCUAUAAAGUGCAAGGUUUCUGUGCCUUAGGCUCAACAGUUACCCUUUGUCUCUGUGAUGCUACAGUAGAUGUGCAGCAGAUUGUAAAUUGCAUUUGUGACUGGAAUAACUCCUUGCUUAGGAGGGAUAUUAAGAAAUGAAUAAUGUCCAGACCACAGUGGUUCAAAGCAACUGACAGUUCUAAAUGUGUACGGUACUGAAAAUCAAUAAUUUUAAACAAUAAAGACAGAGAACCCCAUCAUAAGUGGGCAGCUCUUUUACAUAAAUGGUACAAGUUAGCUUUUAUAAAACAGGUUGUUAGAAAGGGUGGAAUUUUUAUUUAGUUGCAAUUCAGUGGAUGAGUCUUGUUUACCAAGCAAGGCCAAAUGUAAAUAAAAUUGGAAAGGAAUCCUCUCCUUUCCCAGUUCUGCUCACUUAUUACUUUGGCAGGUGACCAGGGUUUUUUGUUUGUAUAUUUGUUUUUUGCCCCCUUGUGGUAAUAUGUUGGCUUAGUUGUUAGUCAGUCUUGCAAAACUUAUUCCUGUUGUAUGGUGCCCUUUGGCUGCUGCUUAGGUACUGUGGUAAAGACUGAUCACAUCGAACCAUUAUGAUGAUCUAUUUUGGGAUAGAAUAGCCCAAAUUUAAAAAAACAAAAAAGGGAGACUAAAUUUCUAUGUAGUGGUUGGGGCCACAUGUAAGAUACCCAAUUCAGAAUGUACGUACUGUCUUAGCUUUCUGCAGUACUGGUGUAACAACAUAAACCACCAAAUUCUGGUGUAGCAAUUUCAUUCUUAAGCCCUUGUUUACUCAUGCAUGCAGUUAUAAAAUAUAUUUGAAAUUCUGCUUGCUAAGGACCAUCUGGCCCAGGAAUGUUUGCACUGCUGAACAGUGAGCAGUCCUCAGAAUGAUGGCAGAGUCCAGUGUGGAAUUUAGGAAGUGCAGACUUAGGGGCUCUUGUUCAGCCUCUUAUUUUCACUCUGAUCUGCUGUGGAUUUGCAGCACUUGAGGGUUAGAAAAGAUGAAUGAGUGUAUUUGAUCCCAAAUAUUUCCCAGCACACACACACACACACACACACACACAGACUUAAGGUAUACCCCAAGGCAUGUACAGAAAUGUACAGUGGUGCCUCGCAAGACGAAAUUAAUUCGUUCCGCGAGUUUUUUCGUCUAGCGAAUUUUUCGUCUUGCGAAGCACGAAAUCCCAUAGGAAUGCAUUGAAAUUCAAUUAAUGCGUUCCUAUGGUCAAGAAAAGUCCAAACAAAGCCAAAUUUGGUACAACAAGAGUUUAUUAAGUGCUCUUUAAAGUCACACAUACUGUAAAGAGCAUUUCAAAAAUUGAAGGAACAAUAAAUUAAGUUUCUAAACAUGACAGAAAAACAUUUAAAAAUCAACAAAGUGUACAGUACAUUUUCUAAGACUCUGGGGGACAACUCGAAGAAGGUUCCUCUUCCACUCUUUGCUUCUUGCUGAAGAACCCCCUCCUCAAUUUUCCCCCAGCCACCCACCACACAGAAAUUCAAAUCCAGAAAUUUUUUUAAAAACAGCAGAGUGGCCCAAUGGUCACAGAAAAUCAGAAAAAUUCAGAAAAAAACCACACAAGCUUCCAGAUUCUUGCAAACCCCUCCUCAACUGUUCCCCCAGCCACCCACCACACAGAAAUUCAAAUCCAGAAAUUUUUUUAAAAACAGCAGAGUGGCCCAAUGGUCACAGAAAAUCAUAAAAAUGCAGGGGAAAAAAACACAAGCUUCCAGAUUCUUGCAAACCCCUCCCCAACACCAAGUCCUUGAAUUCCAAACACCCCAACCCAAAAUCCAAAACCCCCAAAAAGUUUUAAAAGUUUAACUUACCAAAUGGCUGCAAAAGAAGUUUUGGAAAAGCUUCAAAAAUCACCAAAGUCUUCAAAAACCUCAAAAAGGCUACCACACCGCGUUCUAUGAGUUGCUCCUCGAAGUCAAGUCGCAACUGUAUUAACGGUGUUAAGAAAAAGAAACAAACUUGCAAGACGUUUUCGUUUUUCGUCUUGCGAAGCAAGCCCAUAGGGAAGUUCGUCUUGCGAAGCAGCUCAAAAAACGCAAAACCCUUUCGUCUAGCGAGUUUUUCGUCUUGCGAGGCAUUCGUCUUGCGGGGCACCACUGUAAUUUGAUCUUCAAUAAAGACUCCACUUAUGUGGUAAACCUGUGUCUGCAGGGUCUCCUUUCAGGCUGCAAGUGGAAGUUUUGCAUAACUGAAUGUUCCUCUAUAUAGAAAAUUCUCUGUACAUAGAAAACAUAACUAGGCUAAGAAUCCCUUUCCCUGAUGUUUUCCAUGAAGAGGCAAUUUUCUGAAUGGAGUAAGAUUUAGUUGUUACCCGCAGGGAAGUGGUACAGCCCAGACAAAAGCUUACCACCUCAAUGAGAAUCUGGCCUCUCUGACAAAGAAAGAUAUAAAUAAAGAAGACAUCUGAAGGCAGCCCUGUACAGGGAGGUUUUUAACGUUUGAGGUUUUCUGUGUUUCAAUAAUUUGUUGGAAGCUGCCCAGAGUGGCUGGAACAACCCAGUCAGAUGGGCAGCUGCUAACAACAACAACAACAACAACAACAACAACAACAACAACAACAAGAGUUGGCAUCCUUGAACAUAUGAAUCUUUCCCAGAGUGAAUGUGAUCUAGUGAAAUUCUAAAUACUACUCUGAGAAGUGAUAACUGUGCUCUGCUGUCUUUGACUCCUCAACUUAGAUUUAGAUCUUACUGAAGCAUUUAUAAUGGAUGCUGAUGAUUGCAUUAAGCUUUGGGAUUUAAUAACAUAGGCUUGGGAAAGUACAAAGGAACUAGGCAGUGUGUGCAGAUAAGUUACUUACAUUUUCCUACCCCUUUUUGUUUUUCUGGCAUUUUAAUUUUACUGUAAUGAUGUUUUGAUUGCACAUUGGUAUACAUUUAAAAGCAGUUAAAGCUGUGGUGUGCUGUAAGAAGCCAAUUAAUGCACAAGGAAGUCUAACAGAAUUUAAUGCCCAGCACCAUUACUCAACCUAUAUCAUUAUACCAGAAAACAUUUAAAUUUGUUCUAACGCUAUUCAGAGGAAAGCAAACCUUUUUCCCAGCACACUUAUUAUCCAGAAAUAAUUCUUAAGUUGGACCGAAUAAUAUGCCAUAAAGCUGUUCCUUGGUCACAUGUAUCCCUGAAGUGACUUUCCUGCGACCAAGUCCUUCCUCAGAGAACUACUGGCAAUAAUAUCAUAAACACACUUUUCCUAUGCUUUAAUAGCCAUGUUCACACAUUACAGAAACCCAGAAACCAUGGCUUGCUGUGAACUAGUACCAUGCUAAUGCAUGUGAAUAAAUUGCUCCUGUUUUGAUGCUGCCUUUCUUGAGUGGUGGGCAACAACCUUGGUUUACCAUGUUGUCUAAAGUAGCAGUUGUGGUUCAUUUCUCCCAAGCAAACCCUGAAUGGUAAGCCAAGAAAAAAGCUUGGAUUAACAUCAUAGUUUGUUGCUCUCAGCUCAGCAUAGAAAAGAGCAAAAGGAGAGCAGUUCUGCAGUGUACACUAGCCCUCAACUUGUUCAUGGUAGUCCAUGGUCUAUACAUGUGAAUGUGGCCAGUGGCUAAAACAUCAUUGAACAUUAUCUAGGAAAAAACUGAUAUUUAAAAAUAAAUUUGUGAUGCAAAGUCCACUGGAAAGCGGUAAAACCACCUGAAACUGAGGGGACCAUUCUGGAACUAAAACUACCACUCCACCUUUUUCCAUGCUUUGAGAGUGUUUACUUGUUAGUUCAUGUGUUUGGAUGCAUGUUAGCAGGCUUUCUAUAUGCUGCAGAGUGGGUAACAUAAAUGAUGCACCAAUGGAGCUAUAAUAGCCCAUCCCUACGUCAUAGUCUGUGCAUUUGUUGUAGCGUGGUGCAUAUAUGUUUGUUUGUAAUGCCCAUGGUGAGGUUGAUAAUUCACAAUGCAUAACCCAUACUUCUCACAACUGGUUUAACCUUUUAAUAAGACAGUUUUCAUGAGCCCUGGUACCUCUCCAUCUAGCCAACGUUCUGUCACACUCUUGUGGAAACAAGAAACCAUACAGGAUGGGGCUAGGCAGGCUUUGUUGGCAUUGGCUGAGGAGCAGUUCAUGUCUUUACUCCAUUCCAUAUAAACUGGAUCACAACUUAUGAGGAAAAGGAAAUUAUUGCAUUCAGGGAUACCAUUGCAGUAAAGGGCAAAUCAUGUCUCUCCACCCUAACACUGGGUGGCCUGACCUCACUGCCAGGAAUUUUGCAGGGGGUGGGGAGGGAUGCACACUGUACAAUACCAUGGGUCCCUGCUACAUACAAGACACCUCUGUGGGCACACACACAGAUACACACAUCAUAAGAAUGCAUAUAUUGCUAGUCUUCAGUACUGCUGAAUAACUUAGUUACAAAAAGAUUUAUCAAGUGUUCUUCUCAAACAAGAGGAGGCACUCUGCAUGUUACUGGGAGAACAUGCUUGGCUUUUCUUAACUGCAGAGAAUUUCUAAACAAAAAUAGACUAUUUUUGAGGAGGAAGCCUACACCAAUAAACUACUGUGGAUGCCAUAGGCUUGUUUUCUUUCUGUCAUCUUCAUAAAAUAAUUCAGAUGGGAUGGAGAAGAUAAUCAAUGAAAGUCCAAACAAGCUAGGUGUUUGAACUGAUAACAGAGAGCAGGAAAAUUGUGGCAAACCUAGAAUUCUGACCAAAAUGACACACUGUGAAGAAAGAAGAGUUGGUACAAGGAUUUUAUAAUGGGGGUUAAAACAUUGCUAGUAUCAAGGUGGAUCACAACUCAGACUUUCUAGUAUGUGGGAGGAGAUUGACUAACAAAAUUCACAGGGGCUUAUAUUCUGACUUCUAAUAAAAUAAUUCUCCAUAAUCAUUUAUUGAUAAUUCAUGACAAAUUGUGGUGGAGAAAUUUGUCAUACGAAAGCAGAAAGAGAGGCUUAAGAGCAACCAGUUUAGCAGUGAUUGUUGCAGAUUAGCCUAAACCUUUCUCUUCGGCAAGCAAGCAGUUACAUCCAUCUGUGCAAUGUACCGUGCUGGUUUGCUAGCACUUGCUGUUGUUUUCCAUCUAUGCUGCCGAGACGUGUGAUGAUGAGGAAAUUAUUGCAUGUAUGUACUAAAGUUUUCCCCUGCCUGUCUUGUUUUACUUCUCUAGCUGCUGGAACAAGAAUCUUAACAUGAACUACUGGCUGAUCAUCAGGGUGCCUAUCCUUGUUGCUAUAGGGGUGAGUGAUCAGGAAUCUUUGCAGAAAAUUUAGUGUGUUCCAGAGACAAAAGAAAGAGAUGGAAAUAUUAUUGUACUGGUGUGCACCUCCACUAACAAAUGUAUUUUGUACUGAAGUAGAGAAUGUGGUAGGUAAUGCCCUUGGUUUUUAACUAUCAUGUUUGUAGAGGAUGAGUUUGUGGGGACACUUUACUUAUUCUUGACCUUGGUGUCCAUCACAUAAACAAGUCACUUGUAGCUUAAAAUGGCACCUUCUUCACAGUUUCCAUACUGGUCUGCAAGCAGACCAGACAUACAGUAAUUUGCACUCCCCAGAAGAAGUAUGCUUCGCACUCUGAAGUAGCAUUGACAACAAAUACAUAAUUAGUGCUUCUUACCUAUACAGUCUAAAACAGUGGUUCCCAACCUUUUUUUGGCCAUACGCCACCUAAGCAUCUCUAAAAUCCUGAUUCCCCCUCCCCAUGACAUAUAAUUCUUAUUAUUCAAAAAGUGAUCACCUAUUCACGUGGAGGAAGCCUAAAAGACCAUUAACUGUUAAUAACUCAUUCUUAAAUUUCCCCCUUAAAAAUCAAAUUGCCCCUGUGUUGGGAACCACUGGUCUAAAAGAAACCUUUCAAUGUACAUUGCCAAGUGUAAAUUAACCUAUUUAUUACAUCUGUAUACCACCCUAUUGCAGAACUCUCAGGGCGGUUUACAAGCACAUUAAUUAAAACAGUGAAAGGCAAUCAUAAACAGAGGAUCAUUAAAAGCAACAAUAAAUUAACCAACACCACGUCUACAUCUUGACUCUAGAAUAAUUACUGUCAAGGUACAUGGAUUAUCCUGAUGAUUUCCUUUAAAAAAAUUGGUUCCAUCAACAACAUACCUGAAAAACAGUGCACUCCCCACAAGACACCUACAAAACUGUAAUUUGUAGCAGUGAGCUACAAAUACAUUUACAAAUUCAUCUGAUACAAAUUUUAUACAUCUGGAGAGAGAGACUGGACAGAUGAAACCAUUAUUUGUAAGGUCUACUUUGUUUACAAGAUGAACUCCAGUUGUGGAUCACUAGCUACUCCAGGACGCAAAUCAUGUGGGCACAGCCUUCUUUCUUGAACUUGGUGAACAAAUAUUCAUUUUAUGUACAGUGGUGCCUCGCAAGACGAAAUUAAUUCGUUCCGCGAGUUUUGUCGUCUUGCGAUUUUUUCGUCUUGUGAAGCACGGUGUCGGGAAAGUUUUGGAAAAGCUUCAAAAAUCACCAAAGUCUUUAAAAACCUCAAAAAAGGCUACCACACCGCGUUCUAUGAGUUGCUCCUCGAAGUCAAGUCGCAACUGUAUUAACGGUGCUAAGAAAAAGGAAACAAACUUGCAAGAUGUUUCCGUCUUGCGAAGCAAGCCCAUAGGGAAAAUCGUCUUGCGAAGUAGCUCAAAAAACAAAAAACCCUUUCGUCUAGUGAGUUUUUUGUCUUGCGAGGCAUUCGUCUUGCGAGGUACCACUGUACAGUAUUACUCUUCAAGUUUGAGUAGCAUACGCCAGAUACUUGGCUCCUGCAGAUUACAGGUUAGGUGACUUCUUGCAGAGGACCAUGUUUUCAAGUAUAGAGAGAUGGAUGGAACCUGGCAAAGGGCAGUCUGCAUAUCUCGACAAUAAUCUUUCUAGUUUCCAAAAAACUUUGCCCUAUGAAUUUACACUUGGUAUUUGCAUUUAAAAAUAAUUGUCUGUGAGUGGUUUAUGCUUUUUCAGAGUGUGAGGCACUCUGAAAAGGGCUAAACUACCUGGCAGAUGAUACUUCUGUAGAGUCUUAGAAUUAAUAGAAGUUUACUUUAAAAGAUGCACCGUUUAAUCCUUGACUUUUUGUUUUAUCCAGGUAAAUUUCCUGAUCUUUAUCAGGGUUAUUUGCAUCAUCAUUUCUAAGCUGCAAGCCAACCUGUUGCGCAAAACUGACAUAAAAUGCAGGUGAGUCAUCUUGGCAGCAAACCUAUUCAGUGCUUAUCUUAGGAGAAAGUGCUUGCAGGAACGGAUUAAAUGACAUCAUUUCAGAUUGCAGCUAGUAGGUGGCACUGAGCGGAAGCUAUCACAGUUUGAUUGCAUAUGGGGAGCUUCUAUUUGUUUUUAAAUAAGAGGAAGUGUUCAGCUUUUUUCAAGUCAAUACCAAAAACAAAGAAUUAUACAAGUGUUUGGGGAGUAAUGAUGCAGAGAAAAACUGGCAAUAUGAGCCGAUACCCAUAACAAAGGACAGAGGUGGGAAACCUCUGGCCCACUUGCCUCUCCACAAUCCCCAGCUGAUCAAGAAAUUGUGGCAGGGAAGGACUGCGGCUAAGUGCUGCUGCUGAGUUGCUGAUGGAUGAAAACAUGACUACGUUUCUAUGCUGUGUGGUGGUAAAAGGGAGUCCCUUCCUCAGUGCAGAGCACAGAAGCUGCAAAAGCUGAAAGUAUGUGUCAGAAUGAAUGUGGUGUGUUUAAGAACCUGAGCAAGGCAUUAUGUGUGUGCGCGCAUGCUUUGGCCCUGACCACUUUCCUCUCAAGGGAAUACAGACAUUGGGGCAGAGGGGCAGUUUUCCAACCCUACUUAACAGUAAACAUUGAGUCAGAUGCUUGAAGAGGUAGCUAGUUCUAUUUUUUUUGCACAUCCCUUCGCAGCACACAGGGUCAUGGUAACGCAGUUACAAAUCCUUUCCUAGCAGUGACAUCUCUGUCCUGCUGUAUCAGCUUGUCCUUGACUUCCCACGUCAUAUAUGUUCGAACAUUGUGUUUAUGCAGAGCCUGCUUUCCGACAUCAGAAUCAAGAAUUCUAGUUUCUCCUGCUUCCUUUUCAUUCAGUUCUUUUUAAUCAUUGGUCUCUCGGAAGUGUAAAGUAAAAUAUAUUGACACUAAUAAAUUAUUAUUAUUAUUAUUAUUACUACUACUACUACUACUACUAAGGUUUCACUAGCCAUUUCCGUGGGUUUUGGAGCAUAUGUCCAGUAAAUAUAUACUCUUACUGCAUCACAGUAGUUCUCUUAAUUUUCUCAAAGUUAGUUAUCAACGAAUGUGUUGAUGGUGAUUUGAAGAUGUCACAAGUUAUAGAAUACUAAUACAAAUCCUUCAGCAGGACUUUUGCCUAAUGAUUGCCAAGAACUUGAUGGCCUCUGUGAGAAUAUUUUGUAGUAGCUAGAGUGCAUUUGAUCUCCAAAAGCCACGCAGCACAUGGUGAUCCCACAGAGGGGAGGCAAUUCUGGAGCCUAGUACAGAUGGUAUAGUCUGGGGUGCAAUGUAUUGCUCUUUAUGCUCAUUUAUUGUUUUUAUGCUACUACCUCUACAUUUUUAAUAUUCUGUUAUUGUACCAAUAAUUAAUUAAUAGGAAUAGUUCAAUCCAGGUGAGCAAGUACUCACCAUUUACAAAUGGGGGGAAACUGACACUCAAGAAUGCCCAAGUUUGUGAACAAGACAUAUAAUGGUGCUUGAGAGAGGAACAUAGGGGAUUUGAAAGAAGGUGAUAAAUGGUACACAUGAAACUGAAAAGGACAUCGGGAAAGUAAAAGUCUACAAACAUAUGAAUUACUCAAUAUAAGCUGCAUCUAUUUAUUAUUUGAGCAUUAGAAUAUUAAAAGUGUAAUUUGCUUAAGAUAACCCAAACAAGUACAUGUUUGAGCUGGGACCAGUUCAUAAGGGUCUUCCAAAGACUUUGUUUUCUGUUCUGAUACUGCCCUUUUGCUAAAGUUUCCUUUGCUUUCUAUUCUCUAGAUUGGCCAAAUCUACGCUGACUCUGAUUCCACUGUUGGGGACCCACGAGAUUGUAUUUGCUUACAUUACUGAUGAGCAUGCCCAAGGAACAUUGCGCUUUGUGAAGCUCCUUUUUGAACUCUCCUCCUCUUCCUUUCAGGUAGUACCCAGCAAUUGUGUGUUCAGAGCAACAUUUAUCACCAGUGCUUCAAGCAAAACAGACCAGUUUCAAAAAUAAAAUGAUGCACAAUUAUAAAAAUCAAUUGAGUACCCUGCAUUUAGAACCCUUCUCAAUGCAGAUGCAUCAAUUAAUACUUAGCAGAAUAACUGGGAAAGAGAUCUAGGGCAUCAGAUCCGAACCGCCAUCUGGAAUUGGAUAUGGCCAAAUAUUUUCCAAUGAAUAAUCAACACAAAUUUAAAUGAAAGCUUUUAUAAGUUCAUUUUUCAUUGGCACUCAGUGCCUGUAAGGCUUAAUUGUAUUUACGCCACAGCAUGCUGAAGAUGCAAAGAAACAAAUACAAACAUAGGCUAUAUUUUUUUGGUCUUCCUUAAAAUUAGAACUUUUUGGACAAGUAUUUAAAAAGAAAUUGAAAUAAUAAUGGGCCUAUUUUUAUGAAAUUCAUUGGUUGUAAAAAAAAAAAAGGUAAAGGACCCCUGACAGUUAAGUCCAGUCGCGGAUGACUCUAGGGUGGCGGCGCUCAUCUCACUUUACAGGCUGAGGGAGCCAAUGUUUGUCCACAGACAGUUUUUCUGGGUCAUGUGGCCAGCAUGACUAAGCCGCUUCUGGUACAACAGAACACUGAAACCAGAGCAGCGCACGGAAUUGCCAUUUACCUUCCCGCCAGAGCAGUACCUAUUUAUCUACUUGCACUUUUUUAGCAUGCUUUAUUAUUUGUCUAAUGUGAAAACUUAGUUAGAUGGCUGCCCUGGGUUGCUUCUCAGCCAGCACAGUGCUGUUGGGACAACAGGCAAUUGAAGAGGGUGGUAACCCAACCUAGUGUUUUGAACUACAACUCUUUGCUCGCUGGGGCUACUGGGAGCCUGAUACAGUAGGCUGUUCUUUUGUUUUUAUCACAUUUCCAUCAGAGCAUUAGAAAGGUUUUUGCUUCCUCCCACAACAGUCGCUAAACAAGGAAGUCGGGGGACAUGAGCCUCACAGAAGUACCAAGCACUGGCGCUGAUUUUUGCAGUAUGGUAAAUGAACUAUCAUCCCUGAGCCUGCUAAUCUAUUUGAACUAGCAGUGAUCAGCAUGAAGAUGUCCAUCUGCAUAAGAGGUGUCACUCGUGCUAUCACUCACAAAUCUGGAUUUUAAUUGUGAAAGUCCUGAUUGCCCAUCUAUUUGCUGUAUCUGCUGCUUUUUUAUGCUGAAACAGUCACUGUUCUGUUGCAUCUGUUUAUGUAUUUAUUAUUACAUGUAUAUCCUUCUCUUCCUCUGUGGAGCACAAGGUUCUCCCCUUCCCAAGUUAUCACCACAACCACCUAAGGUCACCUAGUGAGGAUCAUGGCUGAGCAGGGAUUUGAACCCAGGUCUCCCAGGUCAGAGUCCAACACUAACCAAUACAACACACUGACUCCUCCAUCACUUUUAUGGAGAAAAAGGCACAUUGUUAAAUUGCAAAUAAAUUGAAUUUAAGUGCCACAUUAUAGGAGCUGCUUCUUCAAGUCCUGAGUCAGCAGGGUAUUACUCAGAUUAUAGGGAUGACGUCUUUUGCAUUCUUUUCUCAAGAUGUACUUGUAGCAGGAUUAGAUAUAGUUUCCUCUCCUAGCUAGUUUGGCUAAUGAAGUUUAAUGCAAGAAUGAGUAUGAAUUAUCUAACUUAUAUUUGUUGUUGUACUGAUUUUUCCCCCAGGGUCUUCUGGUUGCAGUUCUCUACUGUUUUAACAACAGUGAGGUAAGAUGCAUGUAUUUUGCAGUAUUACCUUCCAUACAAAGAGAGAGAGAGAGAGAGAGAGAGAAGAAUGUUUUCAAGUAAUUUAGUUGACAGAAAACUAAAGCAUUCAGAUAGCGGUUCUCUACAAAUAUAUCAAAGUAGCAGUAUGGAGAAUUAGAAGGUCAUUGUAUUAAUUUCUGAGUAAAUAAAGAGGUAGGUUAUAAUAAAGCCCUGAUAUGUUGAGAGUUGUAGUUGAAGACCUCUAUAGUCCUUGAUCUUGGUACAAGAAUAGUUGUAUGAUGACAUCCCUUUGCUUGUUAACUUGAAUUAUGUAUCAGGAUUGGAGGAAUUUUUGUUGCACAGCCUUAUUAUCUUGUUGCCAAAUUGGAUUUUGUUGACCCUGCCAGAAUACAAUUUAGAAGGAUUACAUUACUUGAAUGAAAACAAGGACUCUGAAAAGCUUAAACACUUGAAUAGUUUGGUCACCAUUUUAUAAGCCUCUUCCCCCUUCUCUUCUGUGUGUGCAGAUCUGUCUCCCCCCUCAUUACGUUCCCAAUUUUCUCCUCCUCACUCUUGAAUUCUCCCCUCACCCCUUUGCUUUCUCACACACAUUUCUUUCCACAACCCUAUACUUCCUUAUGUGUUGCUGCUGCUUUCUUUUUCUUUGUUCCCUCCUGCCCUCACCAGUGGGGGAAAAAAGAUAGGGUUUUUCCCCCCUAGUGUUUUUGUGUUUGGUUUCCAUUAAAUAGAUUCCCUCCCUAUUUUAGAGAUAACACAGUAAUUUAAAAUUAGCUGAACUAUAAAAUAACAGUUGUAACAAUAUGUUAAAGAUAAGUAAAAAUUUGUCAGUUUUAGACCCCUAAGUAGUAGCAGUUGCCAGGACAUUACCCCAUUUGCUUCUACGUAGUUCCAUCCUUAUUUCAGACAUCAUGAUACAUUGGCAUAUCACAAUGUUUAGCUGGUAUCACGAUGUUGAAAACGACAUCACCCAGCCCUAGUAGGCAAUAAUCUGGGUUGGUUUCUCUUUUUUGUGUGAAAUUUUGAUCAGAACAGAGCGAUAUCUUCAAGGCAGUGUUGUAGAACUUGCAUGUCUUCGCAGUGGACGCCAGAUCCCUGUGCCUGAGGGGGUCUCAGAAACUUCAUUUUAGGGACUGGCCACCUGUCAGAUUUGGCCCACCAGGGUUGUGAAGAUUAAGAUCUGGACCACCUGCUUUAAUAUGUGCCACAGGAUUCUUUGCUGUUGCUUUCUGCAACAGGCUAAUAUGACUAGCCUUUGGAAAACAUCAUAAACAGUAAGAGACCUCAUAAUGGAUUUUUUUCUCUCUUAACAGUAAUAUCUACAGUACAAGACCUACCUCUUGUACUGUGAUGAAUUAGCUGGCUUAUGCUUGCACAAUUAUCCAUUUACAAGAGGGACAUAGUAUUUCCUUAUUAAGUAUCCUCUAUUUUUGUGCAAAAAGCUAAUUCUAGCUGAUGUGAUAAGUGGCUUUGCUGCUGCUUCUAAUUUUGCUGCUAUCGUGAUGGAUCAAAUCUUAGUGUACACAUUGUGCAGCUCUGAAUAAAAAAUUAACUAUUUAAAUCCGCAGUUCCCACCUGUGCACCCUUUUUACUCUUGUAACUGGACCCCAAACAUUUUGCUUAACAGAUGAUUAGUGCAGAUCCAUGUUCAAAGAUGGAACCUAAAGUUACUCAGUUGGUAGAGCAUGAGGCUCUUCACCUCAGGGUCAUUGGUUUGGGCACCACGUUGGGCAAAAGAUUCCUGCUUUGCAGGCAGUUGAAUUAGAUGACCCUCAUAGUCCCUUCCAACUCUACGAUUCUAUUGCAUUCCAUUUGGAUCUAUAGUUCUAGUUUAAGAUAAGUACUGUAAGGCCUAAUGGUGAGCUGUCCUUAAUCAGUACAGUUUUGGAGCUUUCAGUUCAUAGGUACUUGAGAAAGUGGCUUAUGGGGCAGCCAAGGAAGCUCCUGGGGGCUGGGGGAGAAACCAGAGAGUAGUACAUCAUCGACACCCUUGUCCAAGCUUACAGGGGGGGGGGGGGAAUGCUACAGAACUGGAUCUCUAAUAGCUUAAAAAAAAAAUAAUUUGCUUUAUACAAAUGCUAUUUCCCCCUUACCAAUAGCCUAAGAACAGAUAUCUCUAAUAGAUUUGAACAUGUUGUACCAACUUUGCUGCCUGCUUAUGUGCUAAGUUUCUUUCACAUGUCACUAGACUUGGUCUUGCAGUGACAAUUGGAUUUAAACGCUACUUUCCCCCAUUAAAUUUUUUUAGGAAAUGAGAAAACGAGAUGGGGUGAGCCUACUUUUGCGGCUUUUCCAAUUUGUAUCCACACCCAACCAUAGUGACUUAAAAUACUCUCUUUUCACUUACAUUGUGUGUGUGCGUGUGUGUGUGUGUGUGUGUGUGUGUGUGUGCGCGUGCGUUCUUAGCACUCCAAUCCUCCCCUUUUUUUGUUGCUGUGGAUCUCAAAGUCAGCAUAACGGCAUUUGCCAGGUGAUUGCCCCCUCAGUCCAGUCCUAUGCAUCUUUACCCAGCAGUAAGUCCCUCUCACUUCAAGGGCACUCCCAAGUAACAGCACAAUCCUAGCCAUGUCUAUUCAGAAGUAUGUCAGUGUGGUUCAACAGGGGUAGGAUUAAAGCUUGUGCAUGCCUAGAAUUUCAGUCUUAUGCAAGUUUUUAAAACUGUUGAAUUAACAUUCUAUAAAUUGUGGUCUUUAGCUCUAUCUAUAUGCAGAAAUACACUUGUUGACAGUCACAGUGAGUAUCUUGGAUUCUCAAAAUGGCGUUGAAGCAGGAAAUUCAGACUAGUUUGAACCAUGUGCCCUCUUAACUUUAGAUCAACGGGUUGCUGCAAGGAGUUCAGUUAAGGCAUACAUCUAUUUAUAGACGAAGGAGAGAGGGCUAUUAUUUUUGGUUAUGAAACUACCUAUGAAGGACUGAUUAAGUAAUUACAGAAAUUAUCUGAAACAAUAACAAGGGAGCUUUAGAACCUUGCCAGUGUUUAAUUAUAUGGGAUAUUUCAUCUUUUCUUAGUGCUACAAUAGAAGUGGCUCAAAACUGGAUUAUUCCCCUUUCACUCUCUCUUGCCUUUUUGUUUCCUUAUGCAAGGUUCGGACAGAAUUUCAGAAAAGCUGGGAGCGCUGGCGACUAGAGCACUUUUAUGUCCGCAGAGACAGCAACAUGAAGCCUCUCAAGUACCCAGCCAACAGUAUAAGCAGCGGAGGUACCCUGGGGAGCACAGUCUAUGCUGCCACUUUCCAGGCUACAUUCAGCUAA